This is a messenger RNA of Xyrichtys novacula (pearly razorfish), 93348 nucleotides long. The record is from the annotation of a GenBank genome assembly. NCBI's taxonomy places the organism in Eukaryota, Metazoa, Chordata, Actinopteri, Labriformes, Labridae.
AAACCAGCGCUGUGUAUGUGUGUAGUGUGUAUAAGUUCGAUGCAGACCUCUGUGUGUGUUUUUAGUGUGUGUGUUGAGUGUGUGUUUUUUGUCAGUAUUGAACGUGCUCAUCGGUGUAGUCAAACACACUCCGCUCGCUCGCUCGCUCGGUCUCAUCACCGGGGAAACUGCUGCUCUCACCGGGAGUCACCGGGCUGACAGCUGAAACUACACUGGGGCGAGCUGACCGAAACUCGGGCCGGGACACCUGCCUGCUCCGGGGAGCACCUGCCCGCCCGGACCGGGGAGCAUGCGGACUAACAGCCUCACCCGGUUUGAAUGUAAACGGAUUUGAGGAUAAUAAUGGACUGUUAAUGGAAACAACAAGAAGCCGAGCGUCGUAGUUGUUCGUUGAGGGAGGGGACACGAUGUCUGUGAACGAGCUGUACACAAAGGUGAGCCAUUUUACCUGAAAACACGCCGACGUCACCCUUUAACUACAGACAGGUGUGAGCCGGUCCUCCAGAGACACACACUUCUUUGCAGACUUCGUUAAAACACCAUUUUUGAAACUCUGGAGUUUUGUCAAAAUUUCUGUUUAAACUCGACACCAACCAAACUUUAUGUAAUUUCCGAUCGUUUUUAGAGCUGAGUCACCUGUUCGAGUUAAUGCUCUGUAAAGAGCGGCUGUGCGUCCAUAGUGACCUAGGAUUUAAAUACGAUCAUGGCUACGGAACUGAAGUAGGUAAUGUCUAAGCCGAAUGAAUCAAAAAAUUAAAAUAAGCUCAUUUUGUGGGAAAUUUAAGGAGAUUGAGUCAGAAACUGCAUCUAAUUUAAAAUUUGAAUAUUUUAAAAUGUAGUUCAACACAACACCGAGAGGAGAAGUAGCUACAGCAGCCGCGUAAACGGCGUAAAGGUAAGUCCGUUGGGCCGUUUGGUCACAAAAAGCGACUUUGGUGAUACACACAGCAGUCUGGUGGCUAUUUCUGCUUCUUUUGAGAAAGUUUCAAACCGAUCCAACAAAUAAAUGUUAAAGAAGCAGUCCAACUUCAGCAUACUCGGUAAAAAAGAGCGUAGGCUGUUUUAAUCUGUGGGAUUUCAAAAAAUAGUCGACAAAAUGAAGGGUUAUUAUGAGUUCAUUCAUUCUGCGGUUGCUACACUCCCAGUUGAGUCACUGGUCAGAGUCCAGUCCCCCCAGCAGGCUCAGGCUGAGCAGAAUUACACAAUAACACACCUGUGCAGGUACAGAGCCUCUAUGAAUCUCUGAUAGUCCAGCUGACUCUUCAGAUAUUUUACUCUUUGGGCCUCAAAACCUGCCCAGGUCUGAGGUCAACUGAACACACCUGGGAAAUUCUAACAUGGAGGGUUACCAUGAACCAGAUUCUGCACAUGGCCAUGUAUGAACAGCUGAUUAACUAUUGAUUAUCAGGUUAUUAUCAGCUGAUUAACUAAUUAAUUCAAAGUGUACUGAAAGAUCAUUAUCAGUUCACAUAAUGAACUCAGAUCACUGGAUGGACAUGUGACGAUUCUUUACUGGUCUCAUCUAAAUGUAUCUGAGGAAGUGUUUCAACAACAGUGAGAUUUUCUCAUGACAAAUAUCUACAUUUAUCAUCAACGAUCAUCAUUUAUCAUUAUUGAUCGUCAGUUAUCAUCAUUGAUCGUCAGUUAUCAUAAGUUAUCAUCAGUUAUCAUCAGUUAUCAUCAUUGAUCGUCGGUUGGCAUCAGUGAUCAUUGAUCUUCAGUUAUCAUUAAUUAUCAUCAUUGAACGUUAGCUAGCCUCAGUUAUCAUCAUUGAUCAUUAGUUAUCAUCAGUUAUCAUCAUUGAUCAUCGGUUAUCAUCAUUGCUUGUCAGUUAUUAUCAGUUAUCAUCAUUGAUCAGCAGUUAUCAUCAGUUAUUAUUGAUCGUCAGUUAUCAUCAGUUACCAUCAUUGAUCAGCAGUUAUCGUCAUUGAUCAUUAGUUAUCAUCAUUGAUCGUCAGUUAUCAUCGUUGAUCAUCAGUUUCCACUGAUCAUCAGUGAUCAUCAUUAAUCGUUAUUUAUCAUUAUUGAUUUUCAGUUAUCAUCAUUGAUCAUUAGUUAUCAUUAUUGUUUUUCAGUUAUCAUCAUUGAUCAUUAUUGAUUGUCAUUUAUCAUCACUGCUUGUCAGUUAUCAUCAGUUAUCAUCAUUGAUCGUCGGUUGUCAUCAGUGAUCAUCAUUGAUCAUCAGUUAUCAUUAGGUAUCAUCAUUGAAUGUUAGUUAGCCUCAGUUAUCAUCAUUGAUCAUUAGUUAUCAGUUAUCAUCAUUGAUCAUCAGUUAUCAUCCUCGAUCAUAAGUUAUCAUCACUGCUUGUCAGUUAUUAUCAUUGAUCAUCAGUUAUCAUCAGUUAUCAUUAUUGAUCGUCAGUUAUCAUCAAUUAUCAUCAGUUAUUGUCAUUGAUCAUCAGUUAUAAUCAGUUUAUCAUCAUUGAGCAUUAGUUAUCAUCGAUCGUCAGUUAUCGUUGAUCAUCAUUUAUCACUGAUCAUCAGUUAUCAUCAUGGAUCGUUAGUUAUCAUUAUUGAUUUUCAGUGAUCAUCAUUGAUCAUUACUUAUCAUUACUGAUUUUCAGUUAUCAUCAUUGAUCAUCAUUGAUUGUCAUUUAUCAUCACUGCUUGUCAGUUAUUAUCAGUUAUCAUCAUUGCAGUGUUGUUUUCCAUGAAGAAGACAUGACGUUGAUGAGCUAAACAUAAGUCUCAGAUGACUAAAAUGUGACGGGACGAAUGUGCAUAAUUUACGUUGACGAGACGAGAAGAAAAAAUUAGUGGUGGACGACGAACAGAGUUGCAAAAUUCAUGAGCAUUUCGUCGCUCAAACGCUGAACAUAUAUUCUGCAGUGUUGUUUUUGUUGACAAUGACGUUGACGAAAUAUUUUCGUCAACGAAAACAACACUGCAUCAUUGAUCAUCAGUUAUCAUCAUUGAUUGUUAGUUAUCAUCAUUGAUUGCCAGUUAUCAUCAGUUAUCAUCAUUGAUCAUCAUUAAUUGUCAGUUAUCAUCAUUGAUCGCCAGUGAUCAUCAGUUAUCAUUGAUCAUCAUUGAUCAUCAUUGAUUGUCAGUUAUCAUCAUUGCUUGUCAAUUACUGUCAGUUACCAUCAUUGCUCAUCAGUUUCUAUCAGUUAUCAUCAUUGAUUGUCAGUUAUCAGUUAUCAUCAUUGUUCGUCAGUUAUCAUCAUUUAUCAUCAUUGAUGGUCAGUUAUCAUCACCGAUCGUCAGUUAUCAUCAUUGAUCGUCAGUUAUCGUCAGUAAUCAUCAAGCGCUUGCCUUGUCUUUAUGUCUUCGGGUAAGCUAAAAUAACUUUCAUAGACGUAGCCAUCUUGUUUCCAUCGUCUGAUUUUGCUUUUUACGGACUUGGUUACUGAAAUGCUGGGAACUCGGGUGUGACCUCAUUUUCAGCUGGAGUUCUGAGCUAACUCGAAUGCACCAAAAGUCAUGAUCUUGAUCUGAACAGGGUCAGCUCUAGGGUCCUCUUUCUGGACUCUGGGAUUCUGAACACCUCACAGACACUCACAGGUCUGGCAUUUACUGUAGUCAGAGGAGCGCCUGAACGCAGCAUGAUCACUAUCAGGAUGCAUUAGUUACUGCGGUCUGCUCCGUCCACUGUACCUACAGGUGCAUGAUGGGAAAUGGCCCCAGUGUUUGUGUGGCACAGUGACCCGCCCUGACCAGUUUGAGGUCACAGUUUGUGCUCAGGUGUGCUCAAGUGACACAGAUGUUGAAGUCUCAGCUGGCUGAUGCGCUCAGGUGUCAGCGUUUAUGAUGAUGACACAUGCAGAGUGUCAGUUUCCUGUGUUUUUGAUGAGUGAAGGUUAAAAAGAUCUUUGGAGGUUGUAAAGAUUCAGAAAGGUGCUGACACUUACAGGUAAGGCGAUGAGGCCUUUAAAGUCUUGUUUAAAAAAAGGAAACCCCUGUGACUCCUCAGCUGUCUGACCAGCAAUCCACAGAUCUACAGAUGACCGAAAACCAGGAGGACAAACUCAGAUCCGACUUUAGUGGCUGGAAAAAACGCCGUCCUGACAUGUGUGUAGGUCAGAGUUCAUGUUCUGCUGGCAUCUCGGAGCGGUCCUGAUGAGAUGAGUGUCAAGUUAAUCGAUCAGUCCGAGUGUUUGUGUCUCUGUGGGGAUGAUCUGAUUGGAUUGAUCAGUGUCUGAACCUCUAAUAGACUAAAGAUCAGGAUCCUGAUCCGCCGCCUCCUCAGGAGCGAGCAAUGACCUCAGGAGCUGAAACCCUCUCAGACCGUCACUGUCUGAGUAUCAUGGGUCUCUGGGUAGCUUCAGCAUUUUCUUUGACAUCUUUGGAGGCAAAUUUGUUUCCCCGAUCAAAAACCUGCUUUUUUCCUACAGACACGUGCUCACAGGGUGAUUUUCACCCGGUGCCUCACUCAGUAUGUUUCCAUGACACUCGGGAAAACCGAAUUAUUGCCUUACUCCGACUCAGACCGGACAACUGAAGCGAGUGUAAACACCUUAGUCCGACUAUAGUCGAAGUUUGAGAACUCUAAUUGGAGUCAGAGAACUCCGAAGUUUAAAAGACAUUUAAGGGUUAAAAUCAGAAAUAAAACCGUUUUUCUUUUGGUUUUCAGAUGAUUUCAAACCAACUAUGUCCAACAGGUUAGUCACAUUACUCUGGAGUGGGAAUCGCCACAUAAAAAGGACAACUGGACUUAGUUGAGAAGUUCCGACUUGGGCAGAACGUCUCAACUAAGAUUUGAUUUUCUCUACCAUGUAUCCAGCGUAGUCGGAGUAUGAUCGGACAAUGCAUGUGUGCGUGGGCCACGCCCCUGUAACCCUGAGACAAAAACACCAGAGAAGAGGAGUAGCGUGCGUCUCAUCUGUAGAAAAAGUAGCACGUCCAUCAUGUAGGACAAAAACAACACUGUACGAUGCUCCAUCUUCUUGCUCCAAAAUGCCCAGCAGCAGUUGUAGACACCUCUGACGUCUGGCACUGACCUGCUGUUGUUGUUGACAGUUGUAUGGGGUCGGAAACAGCGCCGCUGAAAUUGCCCCCCUAGUUUUGGGGAGGAGGACACGUUCUCGUCAAUAAUUCGAUUUUCUCAGGUGCAUAUAUACAAGGACAAGGAGAGAAGUCCGAUUCAGAGAAAAUAACGAAUUAUGAGCUUAGUCCGAUUAAACUGUGUAAACGUACUGAGUGAUAGAGGGUAAAUUAGGUUUGGGUGGAUUUGAUAGCUGCAUGUGGGGAAUAAGGUCAGUAAGAGUGGUCCUGGAAUUUACAUGCUAUCUUUAUUUAGUGCAGUGGUUAUGAAUAACUAUCACAAAGUUGUGAUUUUUAAGGGAAUUCAUAUGGUGAUAAGAAAUAGUUGAGUCAGCUGGUGAUAAAUGGCUCAUUUCAGUUUUUUUAAUUCAUUUUUAUGUGUUCUACUCAUAGCACUUUUUCCCUCCCUUUGGACAUUGCACAGUUAAAAAUCAAAUAAAACUACUUAAAUUUGUCAUGUAUUGUCCUAUUUUGAUAUAUUUUGAUGUAAGUACUUUUUCUUGGGUUUAUUAUUUCAGGUAAAUAUCACCUGAUGGUGAUGGUGUCACUAAUUUUAGUGAUAGUGUUCGAGGGUUAAAGGGAUAGUUCAGUGUUUUUGCAGUGAGGUCAUGUGACUCUUGUUUGUGUUUUUGUGGAUCAGCUGGAUGUGGAUAAGCUCCGCCCCUUUAACCAGAACCUGCAGGGUGGACCUGCACGUGAGCUAGGGGGUGACUCAGACCCAAAACCUGGUCUCAGUUUCAGUGCUGAGACAGAGUUCGUUAUUCCAGCUGAGCCGCCAUGUUCUGAUCUGGUUCACCGGUACUGUGCGCCGUGGGUCGCACUGAACAGUCAGCUGAUCUGGUUUUGAUGAGAAAGGCAGUCAGACUAGACUCUGAGGACCUGGUUUUCAGACAGGGCCUGGUGUAUUCUGAGGGAACAUGUGGUCUGCAGUAAUCCUCCUGGACUCUGUAGUCCACAUCAGUGAGCGGGCCACUUAAAGCCUCUCAGAUUAAAUAAUCCAGGGGGGCUGUCCAUCUGUCUGCUCAGGACUCUCCAGGUCUGAUCCAUCCUGUAAACCCGAUUUGCUCUGCACAUGUGCGAAACAAACAUCACUACCAACCAUCUUUGCAACAGCUUUAACAUUUGUUCAACAGCUUCGACAUUAGUGAGCGACUUCAGUCAGAGUGGAUGCUUCAGUUUAUAACAGCCACACACUUUUCUUUUCCCCUGAGUUCUUCCCCCGACUGAAGCAGAGCGCCGGAAAGUUAAGAGAAUGGUGCCCAGUUUUACGAUCAAAGGUUCCUACUCCAGCUAAAGAGUAAAAUUGUAACAUACUUCUAAAAGGUUUGAAUGAAUAAAUGUGAAUAUUUCAGUGUUGAAAUUGAAACGCUGUAUAAAAACGCUGAAUUUCAUUGUCCAUAAUGUGUCGGCUUCUUGUUAAUAAAUUUAAUCUAUAAAAUUAAUGAAAUAAAUCCCCCUUUACACUUUGAAAAGUCAGAGAACCAUAAUUUUGACCAGGUGGUGGCACUCUCUGGGGCCCAAAAGGUCUCACCGUUCUGGGCAGGAGCUCUGGCGAAUACCUCAGCAUUAGCUCUGGAGCCUCCUGCUAGCUAGCCUGUCACAUUGCCAACUUGUUUCUGAAUUGAUCAGUAGUUUAAAUAAAGUUUUUAAGGUGACGUAAAUUUGCACUUGCGCAGUACAGAUCGGGUAGGUAGCGACUCACUGCCGUAAAAUACAUUGAAAUGCCAAAAGAGGAAGUGACGUACAUUUCGCACAUGCGCUGUACAAAUCUGGUUUCGGGGACAGAUCAGGUAGCGACAGUAACAACGCUGUAGUGAGGGGUGUGUGUGUGUGUGUGUGUGUUUGCUGCUAGCUCAGUCCACUCUCCGGGUAUCCCAUCAUGGGCGAGUUGUGCAGCAGAGCUCUUUGUUGAGUUUCCGUCCUCCUCGUGUAAAAGUCGUGUUUGUGAAUCACACAGAGAUAGAAUAAAUAGAAAUGAACAGUGUGACAGUGUUUAUGUUUUCUGGGCUGACAGUGAAGCGACCUCCACUCUGCUCUGUUUUAUUCAGAUCAUUAGUGUUCAGUUCUCUUCUUGGUUAUUCUGGUUCACUAUGGUCUAUUUAGGGCCCGAGCCAGCUGCAGAGCAGCCGGGCGUAGAGCCCUAUUAUUCCUGUAUAGGUUUUUCUUUCUUCUUUCUUUCUUUCUUUCUUCUUAUUUUUCCUCCCCUUUGAAGGGGAAAAUGGCCCACUUCCCACUGGCGAAAACUCAUGAAAUUUGGCAGGACGAAUGGGCCUGGUGAAAAAUUCGAUAUUCUGAAGUCGCCCAAACAAUAAAAUGCAAAAUGGCUCCAUAGCGCCCCCUAAGGUGAAAAUUCACACUAUUGACUGUCACACCUUUACGCUUUGUCAUAUUGACACAAAAAUUGACACACACAUUUAUCUCAAUAAGAUCUACAAAAAAGUCAGUGCGGGCGUAUCUGUCAAAUGUACGGUUAAAGGGUUAUUUCGCAUUUUUUGCCGAUCCGCACACAUUGGAAUUUCCUCUCCUCCGAAGGCUUUCGUUCCACCGGCACCACAUUUGCUCAGGCCAAUCUACACCCCAUGGCCAUUCAAAGUUGUACAAAUCAUGACGCUGCACCCCACGGUUUACGUUCUAGGGGGCGCCAAAUAUAACCCAAAAAUCCACAGUCUUAAAAGUCUUAUAACUUUUUAUUUUUGUCCUCACUGGCCUCCAAGUUUUCUAGGAUGAUGCAAUGUCCAGCCAUCAACACAUUUGUGAAGGAAUUUUUACUCGCCAAAAGAGCGCCCCCCCCAUGGCAGGAGAAAAAAGUCCAUUUUUUCUUGUCUCCUAAGGCGAAAAUACACAUUGUUGACUGUCACGCCUUUACGCUUUGUCAAAAUGACACAAAAUUUGACACACACAUGUAUCUCAAUAAGAUCUACGAAAAAGUCAAUGCGAGCGUAUCUGUUCAAUGUACAGUUAAAGGGCUAUUUCGCAUUUUUUGCCGAUUCGCACACAUUGGAAUGUGGCUAACUCCUCCUGAAGCUUUUGUCCCAUCGGCUUCAAAUUUGCUCAGGUCAAUCUACACCCCAUGGCCAUUCAAAGUUGUACAAAUCAUGACGCUGCACCCCACGGUUUACGUUCUAGGGGGCGCCAAAGAGGACCCAAAUAUCCACAUUUUUAAAAGUCUUAUAACUUUUUAUUUUUGUCCUCACUGGCCUCCAAGUUUUCUGGGAUGAUGCAAUGUCCAGCCAUCAACACAUUUGUGAAGGAAUUUUUUCUCCCCAAAAGAGCGCCCCCCCAUGAAAGGAGAAAAAGUCAAGUUUUUCCUGCCCAUCGCUCAAUGGCUCAAACGCAUCGCUCUCUCGGCAAAACCGAAAGGAGGAGCAAAUUGCCAUUUGGAUAUAUACUAGCUGUGUUUGUGCCCUCACUCAUGGUCCAGACUUUUUUCAAAAAGGACAUGGAGUUUGUCUGCAGCGAGCGUUUUGGUAGAAACUGCGCCUCCCAUUCAUUAUCAUGGGAAAUGACCACAGACAAGUGUGCACACCAUCUUUGGACCUUGAGUGUGACGCGAUCGGGAGGGGUAGGCGGUCGCGCUGAGGGCGGUGCGACACGGCUCGGGCCCGCCAGUGCCCCAACGGGGCCCUAGUCUAUUCUAUUCUAUAAUGUAACAUUUUUUAUUCUGUUCCAUUCUAUUCAAAUGUAUUCUUCCUUUUUUCUGUUCAAUUGUAGUCUUGUCUACUCAAAUUUGUGAAACUUACUCUCUUCUGUUCUAUUUUAGUAUAUACCAUUAAGUUACAUUCUAUCUUUUUCUGUUCUAUUUAAUAUAAAUAUAUAUUAUAUAAUAUUAAGUUACAUUCUAUCUUAUUCUCUUCUAUUUUAGCAUGUACCUUUAAGUUGCAUUCUAUUUUAUUCUGUUCUAUUUUAGUAUCUACCAUUAAGGCUAUGUUCACACUGCAGUUCAACUCCGAUUUUUUCAACCAUAUGUGACACAUAUCAGAUUUUUUCAUGUAAGUGUGAACAGUGCAAUUCUGAUUUUUUCAUAUCCAACCCAGGUCUCUUUUGUAUGUGGAUAAAAAUCGGAUAUGUAUCCGAUGUGACUGCAGUGUGGACACUCAGGUCACGUUCAUCCGACCUAUAUGUCAUCAGUAUGCGACAAACGUCACCAUUGUUCGACAACACAACAACACGUCCCGCUUUGUGCGCAUACGAGUCACUUCACAUUCAGUUCACAUUAGAUGCAGCAUUCAUUGUUGUAUUGUGAAUGACCGCACAAAAAGAUCGGAUUUAACAAAAAAUGCAAAUUGUGCAUUAUAACCUGCAGUAUGAACUUAGCCUAUGUCAACUUCUAUCCUUUGUUGUAUUUUAAUAUAUAAGAUUAAGUUACAUUCUAUCUUAUCCUGCUCUAUUUUGGUCUAUCACAGUAGAUUCUAUCUGAUCCUCCUCAGCUCCUCUGAACUUUGUCUUUUUCAGUUUCCCUCAGAUUCAGUUUUCUUCUGUUUGUGGUUUAAAUGUUUUAUUUUUGACUCUGUUUAAAGGCACAGUCAGUGAAGGAGAAUAGAAACAUCUCUGUUUGUGCCUCAGUGUUUUUAAAUGUUUUAUUUUUGUCUUUUGUUUUAUUUGUUGGUCUGAUUUUAGUUUAACUUUAUUUCCUCACACCUAAACUGUCUGCAGUCUGUUUAACGCAGAGUCAGAGUCAGAAUCAGACUGAAGGUGAGAAACUCUGACUGUGAUACAGUUCAGGUGUGCUCCAGUUCAGGUGUGUUACAAUUCAGGUGUGCUUCAGUUCAGGUGUGUUACAGUUCAGGUGUGCUUCAGUUCGGGUGUGUCACAGUUCAGGUGUGCUUCAGUUCAGGUGUGCUCCAGUUCUCCUCCACCUGCAGCUCCCUGUCUGCUGUCACCUGUUGGAUCAAAGUUCCUCCUUCGGUCCAGGUCCAGGUGCCGCUUCCUGACUGACACACCCAGCCUUUAGCCUCAGGGUGAUGUCAUCCUGCUGACACAUGGUGGGCGGAGCUUCAGGUACACCUCAGCCCUCGGAAAAGAAACCUGAGCCUGAUGUGUCGAGCGUCAUCCUGAGGUCUCUCGGCGCCUGAAAGUCAGAGAGCAGGGUUAAAAAAAAACAAUGGUGGAGUCACAGGGACCCUAAACGCAGCACACAGACAGAGUCCCUGAAUGCAGCACACAGACAGAGACCGUGAACGCAGCACACAGACAGAGUCCCUGAAUGCAGCACACAGACAGAAACCCUGAACGCAACACACAGACAGAGUCCCUGAACACAGCACACAGACAGAGUCCCUGAACGCAGCACACAGACAGGGCAGCACACAGACAGAGUCCCUGAACGCAGCACACAGACAGAGUCCCUGAACGCAGCACACAGUCAGAGUCCCUGAACGCAGCACACAGACAGAGUCCCUGAACGCAGUACACAGACAGAUUCCCUGAAUGCAGCACAGACUUAUAGACAAAGCCCUGAAGCAGGUCUCUGUGGAGUUCAGCUUCUGACUGAACCUGUCCGACUGCCUCACUCCCUCCUCCCCCGACACAUAGACCCCCCCCCCACUCACUCACACACACACACACACACUUAUUGUUCUCUCUUUCACAUUGUUCUCUCGAACUGUCUCAGAGCCCCUCCCCUGACACAGAGAUUAUCCAGUCAUAGCGUCACAGCUCAGAGUGAAAAUCUGCUUUUCUGCUCAUAGAGAGAAUAUAUUUAGUAAAAUAUCGAGUCUUAAACAAAAGUGAACCACAGAAGUGAAAUAAUCAGAAUCAGAAAUACUUUAUUAAUCCCCAGGGGGAAAUUGCAAUUUGUUACAGUAACUCCAGUGCAAAUAAAGUAGAAGAGGAGAUACAUAAGAAAUAAAAUAAGUAAAAAUAAGUUAAGAUGAAGAGAUAAUAUACAAGUAUGUAAACUAUAAAUAAAGUCUGAGUUCAGAGUUAGGCUGAGAUAACCACACAGCUGUUGGACUCUGAUGGAGUAUAAUUCAGGACAAUAACAAACCUUCACUCGGUAAUUCGACACAAACUCUCACAGUGUGAUGUACACAUACGUGUGUGUGUGUGUGUAUGUGUGUGUGUGUGUGUGUGUGUGUGUGUGUGUGUGUGUGUGUGUGUGUGUGUGUGUGUGCGCGCGCACUCCUGGAAUUCACUCCAUGCAGACAACAUGCCGAGAUGUGAUUGGACGGUUUUUGUCCCAGAUAAACAGAGGUGUGAUUUGAUUGGCUGUUUCGUUAUGAAUGAAAGAUGUUUGUGUUUACAGACGCUCUGUUUCUGCACAUGCUCAGUUUGACUUUCUAAGCCCUGUAAAGUUGUUCUCUUUGACUCCGAGCAGCUGAAGUGGUUUGAAAGGGUUAAUCCGUUCUGACACCACUUCACGGUCUCAUAAACCUGAUCCCAGAGUCUUCAUCUGGACACUUUAGAAAAGAGUUAACUGGUCCUUUAAACUGCUGCAGCUGCAGACAGUUGGAGGUUCAGAGCAGAAAUACAAGUUUGUGUUGGAGACACUGGUUUGACUGGUCUGGGAAACGCUGUUCACUCCGGCUCUGCUGAGGAGGUUAAUCCAGACUUUUCUUUAAGAUUCCAGAUAAAAAAAACAACAACUUUAUAAUAACCAUAGUUUAUUAAUGGUAAGCAGAUAGUUUAUUAAUGUGUAAUCGUCAUUUAUAACAUAUAGACCAUUAACAAGUUGUCAAUUUUACCAUUUUAAAACCCUAACCAUAACUUUACAAUAACCAUCUAAGUAAUGUUUAUAGAUGGUUUAAAAACAAAAUAUUCACCUUUUAUAAAGUGCUGCUGACACACAUUUUAAUCUAGAUGUUUUUAAAACAAUAUUUAAACCCUAUAUAAAACUUUAAUCAAUAGUCCAUUAAUAAUUAAUAAAAAAUAUUAAUCCUAAUUUUAUUGGUUGUUAAUUGUAAAGUAACUAUUAAAUUACAUUAAUAAACUAUCUAUUCACCAUUUAUAAAUUAGUAUUAUUUAGGUUAUUGUAAAGUUUUACCAUAAACUUUAUGAAACAUUAAAUCAUAGUGUGUGUGUGAGUGUGUGUGUGUGUCGGGGGGGGGGGUUAAUGAUGUUCCUUUUUAUGAGGAUCAGGAACUGAUUCACUUCCUGUCUGCAGGUUAAUCAUUAGAUCAGAAACAUCAUGCAGAUUAAAAUCAGUCCGACCAAAAAUCAAGUCCAUCAGAGUCCAUGUAUGUCCACCAUGUAUGAUCCUCCUGAGACCUGAUACUGGUCUCAUCAGUCCAUUAACAGCAGCUUCGUUCAUCCCAGAGACUCACUUGUUAUGAAUGAAGGACUUCAAUAAUAUUGAUUGUUGAUCAUUCAUACACCUUCACAAAUCUCUUUAACUUUCCCUGACAUGCAAACAUACCUUUUAUCUUGGUGUUUUUUUCUCUUCUACCUCUUUCUUUUCUUGGCUCCUGAAGGAUAUGUCCUUUUUGGCUCUUUGGAUGCUCAGUGACCAUUUCACAGCAGGAGGAACAUAACGGUGGGCGGAGCUUUGACAUAUCAGCAGUAAGAAUCAUAGGCCUACAUCAGCAGCAGCACUAAAAUGGUUUUACUUUAUUUUAUUUUUACAAUAAUAUAUUUUUGAUCAGAUUUAUUUAUUUAUUUUUUUGUUUGCUCUUGGGGGCCCCCUAUUGGCAGCAGGGCCCUCAACAGGCCCUUAGUUCACUUAUGCCUUGGGCCGGCUCUGUCUUCCUCCUCUACAAAUGUGGACUGACAGGACCUGAGGCGGGAAGACCUCCACCCCCCCAAACAUGAGGAGCAAAAGCAGCACAGAGGCCCAGGUUCUGAGGUUCUGACCCGUGAACUCCUCGGUGUCUUAAAGACCCGGAUCAGCUCAGGGAUUCAGGGAUCUGUGUCAGAGAAAGUCCUGGUCUGAGCUGAAGUCGAGUUUGGUUCAUGCAAAUCCACUUUGACUGAAACUAGAGACACAUUUGAAUAACACACACACACACACACACACACACACAGUCUCGCAGUCUGCCUGAGUCCUCAGAGGUCACAUGACCCUGUGGUCUUUCUUAUGUAAUCUCAGCAGACUGAUGUUUUAAAAGGAGAAUUUCUUCUGACUGUUUUCACUCGAACCUUCUCUCCUGAAGUUUCCUCAGAGUCUUUGAGAAAACUGGAUUUUCCUUCAGAGAUGUUCUCGUCUGUCAGUGAAGAUGUUUCUUCAGUAUUUUCAGAUCAUCAUUAACCACAAACACAAACUUCAGUUUUCUCCUCAGAUUAUCAACCAACCAACCAAUCAAUCAGUUUUUAUUGAACAUUUAUCUCUUUCUAGUUUUAAUGACAGGAUCAUCUUUUAUUGAGCUAUUUUUGGUGCUCUUAUUUUAAGUUCAUCCAUUUUAAUCCUGUUUCCGUUUAGAUGGUGGGAAUGAGGGGUUGGGCUGGGGUAGAUUUAGGUUUUCUCAGUCUAUAUUCACACUGCAGGUCAAUUCAGAUUUUUUAACCAUAUGUGACACAUAUCAGAUUUUUUCAUGUAAGUGUGAACAGUGCAAUUGUGAUUUUUUCAGAUCCGACCCAGGCCUCUUUUGUAUGUGGAUAUAAAUCGGAUAUGUAUCUGAUGUGACUGCAGUGUGGACGCUCAGGUCACGUUCAUCUGACUUAUACGUCAUCAAUAUGCGACAAACGUCACCAAUGUUUGACAACACAAACAGGCACGGAAAGCAAUUCUGUUCAGAUUAGAUGCUGCAUUCAUUGUUGUAAUGUGAACGACUGCACAAAAAGACCAGAUUUAACAAAAAAUCCAAGUUGUGCAUCAUAACCUGCAGUGUGAACGUAGCCUUUGUUUCUUUUAUUCCUUCUUCUGUGUAAAACACUUUGUGAUACAUGGUCGUGUAUGAAAAGUGCUAUAUCAAUAAAGAUUGAUUGAUUGAUUGAUUGAUUGACUGAAACUGGGCCGGUGUUGGUUCUGUUAGAUAAAUGAAGCUGUGGUCGGCCGACUCUUUACUGCAUGUCUCUCCUCAGUCUCUCUCUGUCCUUCAUUCUUCUGAUUAAACUACUUUAUUGAGUGGGAUUGCGAAGCAUUCCCACUAUAUGUUAUUCAUAUCUUUAUUGAGUGGGAUUGCAAAGCAUUCCCACUAUAUGUUAUUUAUAUCUUUAUUAUUCAUUUUAUUGAGUGGGAUUGCGAAGCAUUCCCACUAUAUGUUAUUCAAAUCUUUAUUAUUAUUAUUAUUAUUGAAGAAGAACUUUAUUGAUCCCUGAAGGGAAAUUCAAUUGUCUGUUGUCUCAUGUAAUAUGUCUAUAAAAGUUAUCUAUUAUUUACAUAAGAGUUAUAAAGCCUGAUGGCUGUUGCUACAAAAGAUCUUCUAAAUCUUUCUGUCAUGCAGCAAAGAGGGAGGAGCCGUCCACCACCAUUUGGCCUUUGGUCCAUCAAGGUGUUGUGAAGUGGGUGAUCCAUGUUCUUCAGAAUAGUCUCCACCUUCCUCAGUGUAGAUCUCUCCACCACAUCCGCCACUGAGUCCAGCUUGAGUCCUACCACAGAGCCAGCCUUUUUCACCAGUUUGUUAAGACGUCUUGCAUCUUUGUGUUUGAUGCUUCCUCCCCAGCAGACUGCAGCGUAGAACAGAACACUUGCCACCACAGACUGAUAAAACAUCUGCAGCAUCUUACUACAGAUGUCUAUUGAUUGGAGUCUUCUCAGGCAAAAAAGGCGGCUCUGCCCCUUUCUGUAGAUGAAGGCUAUAUUCUUAGACCAAUCCAACUUAUUAUCCAGAUGUACACCUAGGUAUUUAUAUGAUGUCACCACUUCAAUGUCCACUCCACAGGUGUUCACUGGCUGAAGAGGGGGUUUGGAGCUACGGAAGUCUAUGACCAUCUCCUUUGUCUUUGAAGUGUUGAGGAGGAGGCAGUUUUUGUGACUCCAGUCACUGAAGGCUCUUAUUAGAUCUCUGUAUUCAGCUUCUUGUCCAUUUCUGAUACAUGCCACAAUAGCGGUGUCAUCUGAGUAUUUCUGGAUGUGGCAGGACUCAGUGCUGUAUUUGAAGUCUGACAUGUACAGUGUGAACAGGAAUGGCGCCAGCACUGUCCCUUGUGGAGCCCCUGUACUGCUCUUUAAUGUCCCAGAAACACAGUUCUCCAGCCUGACAAACUAUGGCCUUUCUGUCAGGUAAUCUGUGAUCCAGGAAACACAGGAAGGAUCCACUCCCAUCUCUGUGAGCUUGUCUUUGAGUAUGGUGGGUUGGAUGGUGUUGAAUGCACUUGAAAAGUCAAAGAACAUGAUCCUCACAUAAACCCCAGGUUCCUCUAGAUGAGACGGGGCAUGGUGAAGCAUGUAGAGGACAGCAUCAUCCACUCCAAUGUGUUCUUUGUAUGCAAACUGCAGGGAGUCCAGUUUGUCUUUGACCUCAGACCUCAGAAGGCGUAGAAUCAGCCGCUCCAGGGUUUUCAUGAUGUGUGAAGUGAGGGUCACUGGUCUGUAGUCAUUGAGUUCAGCAGGACAUUUUGUUUUUGGUACUGGCACAAUGCAGGAUGUUUUCCACAGAGCAGGUACCUGCCCCAGCUGUGGAGAGGUUGAGACAGUUCUGCAGCACAGUCUCUAAGCAGCCAUGGACACACACCAUCUGGACCAGCUGCCUUCCCAGGACAAAGUCUUCCAAGCUCCAUCCUCACCCCUGUUUCGGUGACAGACAAGGACUGGUGUUCUAGGAGGGAGGCAGUUGAAGUGGUUGAGACAUUUGAACAAGAUGGAGGAGGAAGGGGAGAAGUUGUAGUGGAGAUUUGUUGUGGAGAGGAAUGUGGAGUAGCAGUGGAAGUGGGAGUGACAGCAGUGUCAAAUCUGUUGAAGAACAGGUUGAGUUCAUCAGCUCUUUUCCCAUCACCCGCCACUGGCUGUCUUUUCUUUAGACUGCUGUGUCCAUAGAUGGUACUGAUUCCUCUCCACACCUCACGGAUGUUGCUGUGUUGUAGAUUAUUCUCUAUCUUCUUUUUGUACUCCAGCUUUGCCAUCUUCAGUCUCCUGUUCAAUUCUUGUUGCACUUGUUUGAGUUGUUCUUUGUCACCAUCCUUAAAAGAUUUCUUUUUCUGGUUAAGGAUUGCUUUUAUGUCUCUUGUGAUCCAGGGUUUGUUGUUGGGGAAACAGCGAACAGUUUUGUGGGUAUAACUGUGUCUCUACAGAAGUUGACAUAAUCAGUAAAGCACUCAACCUGUUUAUCAAUGUUCAUACUAUCCACAUCUGUUUCCAGCAGCACAUUCCAGUCUGUUGAUUUAAAACAGUCCCUUAGAGCUUCACUGGCUUGAGGUGUCCAUCUUCUUAUUUUGACUUGGGUCACAGGCUCAGCACACAAGGUCUGUAACAGGUUUGUACAUAGACCAAGUUAUGAUCUGACUUGCCCAGUGGUGGUAAGGCAGUGGCUCUGUAGGCUUCUCUGACGUUGGCAUACAGCAGAUCCAGGGUCUUGUUUUCUCUGGUAGGACAGUUCACAAACUGUGUGAAUCCAGUCAGGUGAGAGGAGAGGGUGACAUGGUUGAAGUCUCCCGAUAUUACUAUUAAUGCCUCAGGGUGUUGAGUCUGUAGCCUGGCAACACUAUUUUGCAAAACAUCGCAACAUUCCUCAGUUGAUUUGGGUGGAAUGUAAACCACUAUUGUUAUGAUAUGACUAAAUUCUCUGGGAACAUAAUAUGGCCGAAGAGCAACUGCCAACAGUUCAAUAUCUGGACAACACAACUUCUCCUUGACAGUUAUGUGUGAAGGGUUACACCAGGGGUGUCAAAGUCAAAUGGACGGAGGGCCAAAUAAAAAAUUUAGCUACAAGCCGAGGGCCGGACUGAUCGAAUGUUCAUUGAAAAUUUUUUAAAUGACGCAUAUAGUCUAGUGAACCUAAUUGAACCUACUGAAAACCUAGCAAAUAUAUUCCAUUAUGAUCAGAUAAAUAAAGCAAUAUUUUCUUAUGGCUCUGUCUGUAAUCUUUAAUUUUCAACAGACACAAAAGACAAAUUUCCUUUAUAUAAAAAUCCCCAUAACAUGAACAUUAAAUGAAAGAAACCGGUAUUAUUCAAGGCACCAUCAGUAGCCUAUAUUUUCUAUUUUAUUAUUAUUUAUUAUUAUUUAUUAUUAUUUCUAUUUUUUUUUAAAUAAAACUGGCCUUGACAGCAGCCUGGCCUUGUGAUUUGGCUUUUUUGAACAGAGCCUGUCGAGAUUUGAGGCCUCGUUUUAAUUCCUCGGCCUUCUGUAGCCUUUGUUCCAUGUCCAUAUUCUUGUUUUUGUCCGCGUGUUUCGUUUCAUAAUGUCGUCUCAGAUUAUACUCUUUCAGUACCGCCACACUUUCUCCACACAGAAGACACACAGGUUUUCCAGCUACCUCCGUGAACAUAUACUCCGACUCCCACCUUGUUUGAAACCCCCGGUUCUCAGUGUCCACCUUCCGUUUUGCCAUUUUUGAUGGGUAUCUGAAAUUUAAUUUUACUGUUAUGCUGUGCUAAUAAAUAUUGAAAUGAAGCAGCCUACUGCUCGGUGCGUCACCGUUGCAUUGUGGGAAAUGUAGUAUUGGUGCGUGUAAAAGAUCUGCGGGCUGCCGGCUUGCUGCGGUCUGCGGGCCGGUUCUAAUAAUAAAUCAAGAUCAUCCCAGGGGCCGUAAAAAACCUUCGGAUGUGGCCCGCGGGCCUUGACUCUGACAUAUGUGGGUUACACCAUCUCUGGUUGACAAAUAAAGCCAGACCUCCUCCUUUCUUCUUGCCACUAGCUUGAGCAUCUCUGUCUGACCUUAUGAGAGUGAAGCCAGGUAGAUCCACACUGGAGUCCAGGUUGUUUUGAUUUUACCAGGUUUCAGUAAAACACAGGAAACUGCACUUACGGUAUGCUUUCUCAGUCUUCACCAAUAUCUCCAGCGCUUUUAUGGGCAGAGAGUUGACGUUUCCCAUGAUGAUUGAUGGAAGAAAGGGUUUAUAUUGCCACCUCCUAGCAUUCAGCUUUGCCUUCACCUUUGCACCAGCACGGCAACCACGAUAACACCUCCUGAUGUCAAUCAAUCAAUUCCUUUAUUUGUCUCCAAGGAGAAAUUUGUCUUGGGCUUACAAGGUACAGCGUUGUUGUAUUCAUACACCAUACACCAAUCCAAGUUCAAUUCAUACACCAUGGUGAGCAGACAAUACAUACAGUGACAAAAAAAAAUAUCAUUACAAUGGUGUGGUACCGCACUUUACCAGUACUGUGCUGUUCUAGUUAUAGUUAUCUGUUAUUAAGUGUUUUGACUGCUAACUGGACAAAUGAGAGCUUAAACCUAUUAAGCCUCCAUGGUGGCUCCUUAUAUCGUCUGCCUGAUGGCAGUAGUAUGAAUUCCUUGUACAAAGCAUGACUUGGGUCAUGAAUGACUUUAAUACCCUGUUUCAGUACUGUACUGUCAAAAAUCUCCUGGAGGGUGCAUGGAGGCUGCACUCCUAUGAUUUUACCAGCUCUCUUAAUCAAGUUUUGUAGUUGAGUUUUAAGUUUGACAGACAAGUUACCAAACCACGUAGUAAUGCCAUAUCUUAUUAUGGAUUCUAUAUUGGCUUUGUAGUACAUCAUCAUGAUAUUGUUAGGUACACCAUGGAUCCUGAGCCUUCUCAGAAAAUGAAGUCGCUGGUUGACGCGAGAACAGACAGAGUCAGCUUGACAGGCCCAGCUUAGCUGGCGAUCAAAACAAAUACCCAAAUAUUUAUAUGAAUCCACCUAGGAUCGGCCCUUGAUCUCCCACGGAUCUGGGAUCAAAGACUAUCUCCUUGGUUUUUUUGACGUUUAGAAACAGGUUCUUCCUGUCGCACCACCCCACCGCCCCUUCUAUCUCCUGUUCAUACAGGGCCUACACAGCCUUGAGGAGCCCCCGUACUUAUGAACUGUGUGUCAGAGAGAGUGGAGUUAACCUUGACCUUCUGUUGCCUUUCUGUAAGAAAAUCACAGUACCAUUUAAUCAUAUACGGGUUGACCUCCAUCUCCUUCAGACUUCCUUGCAAAGUCUGAGAGAGAAUGGAAUUAAAUGCACUACUGAAAUCCAUGAACAUUAGCCUGGCAUACGCCAAGGGAUCCUCCAGGUGUUUUAGAUAGGGCUGCAACGAUUAGUCGACGUAAUAGAUUACGUCGACACGACAAAUUCAUCGACACGAAAACGAAGCGUCGACGCGUCGUGUUAUUGUUGUUAAGAAUCACAUGCCGGCGCCUCAUGCUCAUCUAUAACUGCAGUGCACUACAGGAUAUGCUGGGGGCAGUAGCGCUCGCUGUUAACAUCCCGCGAGCAAACACAGAAAAAGAGUGCACACAUUAUGGCAGAACAAACUGAAAAAGACGCUCCAAAACUCCCACCCAAAACUUCAAAAGUUUGGGAACAUUUUACGGAGAACAAACCAAAAAAAGACGUUGAUCAAAGCUCAGCUUUCCUACCAUGGCAGCACCAUGGCGAUGCAUGAGCACCUGAAACGCCGACACCUCGGAAAUAGGUGUUUAUAAAUAAAGAAGAUAGUGAUUAAUCGUGAUUAAUCGGACGACUAGUCGAUAGAUUAGUCGACAAAAAAUAAUCGUUAGUUGCAGCACUAGUUUUAGAAUCAGGUAUGUAGUGUAGUUCAGAGCGUCAUCAGUUCCUCUGCCUCUAUUGUAGGCAAACUGAUGGGGAUCUAAAAGGUGCUCUACUUCCGCACAGUUUCCCUACCAUGAUCCGUUCCAGUGAUUUCAUAACUAUUGAUGUUAAAGCUACUGAUCUGAAGUCGUUAUUUUCCUGCGGGCAGAAAUUCUUGGCCACAGGGAUGAUGACAGCCUCCUUCCAUAUGGCCGGAAUGCUGCCCGAAUCUACAGACCUCUGGAAUAGUGGAGUCCACGCAGGAGUUAGCUCCUCAGAGAAUGUUUUUAGGAGAAAGGCUGAAAUAUGAUCUGGUCCACUGGACUUCUUAAUGAGUAGUUUUUUAAAAUAUAAGCUACAUCCCUCGGUUCAAUAACAAUUCUGUGCCUAGGCUCACGCAGCACUGUAUUUAACAUCUCUCUGCUUUCAUGGACAUUCUUAACAGGAUCAGAAUCAAAGCGUUUAUAAAAUAAAUUAAAUUAAUUUGCCUUAUCUAAUUCAUAAUGUACCUGUAGGUCUUUUUUUUUUUACCAGAGUUCAUACUAGUCAUUUCUCUAACAGAGUUCCACAUUUCCCUUGGGCUUUGUUAGAGAAGGCCUCUCGAACACAAACAUUCAGCACCCUCCUCACCUAAUUACACACACACACACACACACACACACACACACACACACACACACACACACACACACACACACACAAAAGAAACAAGAAUAAACAAAAAAGAGAAUAAAUAAAUUAGGGAACAGAAAACAAAAUCGUAGUAGCCCAUGUAUCUACCCAACACCUCCCUCAUCCCUAUACCUUGUGAAAAUAGUGUCUUUGUAUCUUGUUUUGAACUGUUUGGUAGUUGGACAUUGCUUUCACUCCCUAGCAGUGUUGUUUUUGGCAGGCAUUUUAGAUUUAGUUUUAGUCUUAGUCAUUUUGACGAAAUGCUUCUUCGUUUUCGUCCCAUUUUAGUCAUUUCUAUCCUUGAUAGUUUUCGUCUAGUUUUAGUCCGACGAAAACUCAAAAGGUUUUAGUCUAGUUUUAGUCGACGAAAAGGUGCCUUUUGAGGUUCGUGGUGUUCUUUCCCGACAGUUUAAAGCCGCAGCAUGAGGAAGCUGUGGCUCCACAACUGUCGCCUGUCUCGUCUCCCCGUACAAGACAUUGUGUUUUAUUGUCACUUGGACUGUAUCUGAAGUAGGACCAUAAAUCAUCCCUCUUUUUUCGGCCACCGGGCACCACUGCUGUGCCUGCCGCCACGGUGAGUGUGUGUGUGUGCGCGCCUCGUCCACCUGCCGCUCUGUGUAUGUGUAUGAGUGUGUGCGCGCAGCUGUGCGCGAGCGAGGCUUUUGGUGCGUUUGUGAUGGGGGCGUGACUGUUAGGACAAAAAAAAAGCAUGUUUUGAAACUUUGUUCGUCCACCUAAUAACAAUUUAGUCUCGUCUCGUUCUCGUCUGACGAAAAUGAAUAUAAUUUUCGUCACAUUUUAGUCUUUACAGAGCUUUGGUGACGUUCGUCUUAGUCUCAUUUUCGUCAAGGAAAAAUGGGUCUGACGUCGUCAUUUAAGUUUUCGUCCUGCCUGACGAAAACAACACUGCUCCCUAGUGAACCCGUUCCAUAACCUCACCCCUCUGACUGAAACACAAAAACUAUUCCUGGUGGUACGUAUUAAAGUUAAGUUGAAGUUCAUUGUUCCCCUUAGAUUGUAGGUUCCCACAUGAAUACUAGAAAAGUUAUUUUUAGCUUUGAACAUUAUUUGUGCAGUUUGAUAAUUCACAAGGUCUGCAAAUUUUAGUAAUUUGGACUGUAGAAAUAAUGCGUUUGUGUGUUCCAGAUAGCGAACAUUGUGAAUAAUCCUUAUUGCUCUUUUCUGAAGGAUGAUUAGUGGCUGUAGUGAUGUUUUGUAGUUGUUACCCCAAACCUCAGCACAGUAUUGCAAGUAUGGUGAAAAUGGAGAACAGUACAGAGUGUGAAGUGAUUUCUGAUCCAAGACCUUUUUUACUUUGUUAAUUAAUGCAAUGCUUCUUGAUGCUUUAUUUUGUACGUGUUUGAUAUGUGAUUUCCAGUUAAUCUUGUCAUCUAUUGUUACCCCUAGAAAUUUAAUUUCAUGGACCCUUUCUAUUUCUACUUCCUCUAUUUUUAUUUCUACCUGUAUGUUCAGUGUGCAAUUGCCAAAAAGCAUUAGUUUAGUCUUAUUCAGAUUUAAUGAUAGUCUAUUUAUGUCAAACCAUUUUUUAAGUUUGUUCAUUUCUGUAGUGAUGUCCUCCUGUAGUUUCAUCCAGCUUCCAGCUCAUCCAGCUUCACAAAUUGCUGUCUUCCACUUAAAUAGCUUUUCACCCAAUCCAGCACUAUUCCCCUAAUGCCAUAAUUUUCUGGUUUCUUGAUUAAUAUUUCAGGGUUGAUUGUAUCAAAAGCUUUUUUCAAAUCAAUGAAUGACAGCGGUGCGUCCGGCUUGUUCUUGAGCUGCUGGUGGACGCAGUCUGCUACGCGUGAUGCAGCCCUGGACGCAUUCCCACUGGGCGGGACGUAGACCGCGCAGAUGAAUAUGUUCCUGUAGUCUCUUGGGAGAUGAAACGGCCUCAGACUUAAACAUAGAAGCUCCAGGUCCGGAGAACACACAGUAUCUUUAACAGUGUAAUUCCUACACCAAGCAUCUCUGAUAUACAUGCAUAUCCCGCCCCCUCUACGUUUCCCCGAGGUAUCGUUCCUGUCUAUGCGGACAGUAGUGAAGUCCUCUGGAAUUGUAUGUUUUUUCCACUCCACUCUACUCAGAUAGAUAGAUAGAUAGAUAGAUAGAGAACUUUAUUAAUCCCCGAGGGGAAAUUCGGUUGUUGUAGUAGCCGAUACAAGCAAUACAAGAGAAAUACAAAAAAUAGAUAAAAUAUACAAGACUAUACAAGACUAUACAAGAUAAUGAAUGAAUAUGAGUACUUAAAUAGUAUGUACUAAGAUGAAUGAAUCUGUAAGUGUAGAUGUGCAAAGGAGAAAUGUGCAAAAGUGGUAAAAAUAUUGUAUAAUACUUAUGUGCUUAAUAUAACUUAAUUACAACCUAAGCAUAUGUACCCGUAUUUAUAACAACAAUGUAGGAAUGGCAGGCUAGUCCAUGUAAGUGACUGUUGCUCUAACAGGGGUGGAUGAGUUAAAGAGUCUUAUUGCAGUAGGUAGGAAAGACUUCCUGUAUCUUUCCUUAAAGCAGCGGGGUUGAAUGAGUCUGUUGCUGAAGCUGCUCUUCAACCUGUCCAGUGUGUUGUAGAGGGGUGGAAGGGGUUGUCCAUGAUUGCCAGCAGCUUUGCCAGCAUCCUGUCUUCCACCACCUCUUCCAGGGUGACAAGUUUAGAGCCCACAACAGACUCUGCCCUCCUGAUGAGUUUGUUCAGUCUGUUGGCGUCCUUUGCCUUGAUGCACGCGCCCCAGGACACCGCAGCAAAGAAGAUUGUGCUCGCCACAACAGACUGAUAGAACAUCUGCAGCAUCUUGUUGCAGAUGUUAAAGGACCUGAGCCUCCUCAGGAAGUAGAGCCGGCUCAGGCCCUUCUUGUACACCGCCUCUGUGUUAGCGGACCAGUCCAGUUUAUUGUCCAGUGUAACACCCAGGUACUUGUAGGAGUCCACCAAAUCCACAUCUGUCCCACUGAUGCGGACAGGAGUGGGCAGGGGCUUGUUCCUCCUAAAAUCCACCACCAUCUCUCUCGUCUUCGCCACGUUCAGCUGCAGGUGGUUCUCCCCACACCACUUCACAAAGCGGUCGACCAGGUCCCUGUACUCAGCCUCCCUUCCCCCCUCCACACACCCCACAAUGGCCAUGUCAUCGGAGAACUUCUGCAGGUGACACGACUCAGUGCAGUACUUAAAGUCUGAUGUGUAUGUGGUGAAGAGGAAGGGGGACAGCACAGUCCCCUGGGGGGCUCCGAUGUCACUGAUCAGACGACCAGACUCACAGUUUCGUAAUCUCACAAACUGCGGCCUGCCCGUCAGAUAGUCAUCGAACCAAGUGAUGAGGGGAGAUCUCACCCGCAUGCUCUCCAGUUUGGCCUUCAGCAGUCUGGGCUGGAUGGUGUUGAAGGCGCUCGAGAAGUCGAAGAACAUGAUGCGGACUGAGGUGUUGGGUCUGUCCAGGGAGGCGUAGGCCUUUUGCAGCAGGUAGAUGAUUGCAUCAUCAACCCCAACGUGGGGCUGAUAAGCAAACUGCAGGGGGUCUUGUGAUGUGCGCACCAGCGGUCUGAGGUGUGCCAGGACCAGUCUCUCCAUAACCUUCAUGAUGUGAGAGGUCAGUGCCACCGGUCUGUAAUCCUCCAGUGCAGCAGGACGUCCUUUUUUGGGCACUGGGACCAGGCAGGAUGUUUUCCAGAGCACUGGCACUCUCUGAAGGUGUAGGCUCAAGUUGAACAGAUACUGAAGAACUCCACAGAUCUCUCUGGAACAUGCUUUCAACACACGAGGGCUGAUGUGGUCCGGUCCAGCUGCUUUCCUCUGUUUGAGCCUCUCCAGCUCUCUCUUCACCUGGCUGGAUGUAAUGUGGAGUCCAGACUGGGGGGUGGGGGAUAUGCUAUCGUUAAAAAAAAAAUAUUUAGCAAGGCAGCCAUGCUAAUCUUCUCUGUAUCGUUCCAAUUUUAGUAUAUGUGUUAGAGAACUAACACUAGAUAAUAUUUGGUACAGUGAUGGCAAAACUUGCUGUCACUCUUCAUCUCAAAAAUCAAAGCCGUAGGACACACACAGUGGCCUGGGCAGACACCAACUGCCACAGACAUCCCUAACAUUUCUCUAGCUUUCGCCAUUGAUUUCAAUAUAAACCUGAGAGGAGGAUUUUCAGAGGAAACACAAACUGGACAUGUUUUUAACUUGUCCUAGUGAAGACAUUUUUGGCUCCACAAACACAAAAAUUACAUCAACCUGUUCAGCCAGGCCUUGUGGUUCUCACAAGCUCAUUAUCAUGAAGAUAGCAGUUACAGAGGAAGCUGCUUCUAACGACCUUAUGAGACACAUGAAGCCAGGCUCAGUACACAGAGCGCGGGGGUUACAUUUAUAACCCUUCACUAGACAAACUUUAUCAUCUAUCUCUUCCUACAAACUUUGAGCUACAGAAACCAUCCAGGGCUAAAUUAAUUCAGUUCAUUGAGGACAUUAUGGGAUGCAUUCGGGAUUUUUUUUUUUAUUUAAUUUUUUUCCUACACUAGAUUCAAUUUUAAUAUUCAUGCAUUAUUCAAUUCUUCAAACAAAUUAAAAAUUAUUCAAACUCAUUUAAACCUUUCUGAUACUUCUAAUACUUUAAGAUUUUUAAUCAUUCUAAUUUCCCUGUUUUUAAUGAUUUAACGAUUUAUACAUCAUUUUAUUCUUCAGACAAAUUCCAACUCAUUCCAGCUGAUUCAAACCUUUCAAGUACAUACUUCAGGAUUUUUAAUCAUUUUAAUUUUCCACACACUGAUUUUUUUUUUUUAAAUGUAUGCACUAUUCAAUGAAUUCAUCCAAAUCAUUCAAAUAAAUUCAAAGCUUGCUCAAAAUUCAAACAUUCUUAUCUUUCAUAGUCUUUCAAAAUUCAGCAAUUCGCAAUAGCAGUGAAGCGAUAGCAAUUUCAAACAGAGCAAUCCCACUCGCAAUUUCUUCAGAAAUUGCAUUUUCUAGUUAAGUGGAAAUGCUGAUUAAGCAUUUCCACUUAUUGUUAUUCCUGUCGGCCAUUUUUCUUUAUUAUUAUUAUUAUUAUUAUUAUUAAACUUAUUAUUCUUCCGUACCUUUUUUUGCCCGCUUUCAACUCCUUCCCACUUCUUGCGAUUUCAACCGUUCAAACUUUAAACUGUUCCUCUUCUUCAGGACAUGGUCGCUUGUUCUUUUUACCUUUCUACCCUUUCUACUUUUUUUUUUUUUUGUGCGAAUUUUAACAUUGAAAUCAAUGGGGAAAUCUUCCAAUUCUUCCUUUUAUUCUUCAACCUUCUGAGCCUUAUAACUUCAAUAUACUUUUACCUAGAGACCUCAUUUUUGCUUUAAAAUGUUCAUUAUCCUGUCAACUAUUAAACUUGUAUUCACUUUUUUGAUAUCUUUUACAGUUUUUCCACAAUUUAGCUUUAAGCAACUCAUGGUUUUCAGCAAAUUUCAGGCUUAAUAAUUAAAUGGGUGUGUAUUGGAAGAGCUAGAGUGAUUAUGUUGUCGCUAGUGUGCUGACUUACUCUUGGAUCGACAGAACCUCGCUCGAAUAUAUCACUCCCACGCCCACAAAUUUCACUCCACAGCCAUAAACAAUACAUCAAAAUGGAGGUAUAUGUGUCCUGCUUCUCAUAAAAGAGGUUUCAAAUCAUUAAAUCCUACCCCUUGUCCAGCAGGUGACCAACUGUCCAAAAAAGGCAAAGAACCCUGGCAUUGGCCCUAAUGUAAUUUUUCUCCAAGAAAAUCUGGAUCAUCACUUAGGCUCAGACUUUUUUAACUCACUGUUGUGGCCACAUUUAGAGUACAGACAUGAAAAACACAUCAUUGUGUUCAUGAAGGGCAGAGGAUUCGUAUGAUGUUCUUAUUUUCAUUCUGGGAUUUAAGGAAAUCGUGCUAUGUGAAGAAGUUCAGAGGCCCUAAAUUCACGGAAGUUCGGCAGCUUCUCAUUCAAACAGUAGGUCAGUUAAUCACCCAGUCACCCAGUUUUUUUUCACUGCCACUCCCACCUCAUCAGCCAAACUCCACUCACCUGUGCUCGCCACCGUUCCUGCCUGCUCGCCUUGCCCUCGGAUUACCGUAAGGCUCGAGCCGUUUCUGCUCUGACCCUGACUGUUGGUCUGAUCUGUGGCAAUCUAGCUCACCUUCCGUCCCUGACAGCGAGCUGCCUAUCUGUGAGUCUCCUGGUUUCCUGAACUGUGGUCUGCCCCCGACUCUCGGAUUGUCUGUUCCCUGGCUGUUGUUCACCUGUCGUAAAGGACACAUCAUCCGUGUGUGUUGUGGAGGUUUGGUCCCGGCGUACAUGCAGGCAUCGAGGUUUACAGCCCAGGAGACUUUAGCGAGUUUAAAAUGACUACCGGUGGGGGAACCAUAAGUAUUUCCAAUGUGGCUGCGCGCUAAAGCUGCCGAGGAUAGAGACUACUUUGUGUCUCUAGGUAAUUACACAUCAGAGCGAACAAAAAUGACGUGGGGUUCCCCAAGGCUCCAUUCUGGGACCACUCCUAUUCAACAUUUACAUGCUCCCUCUAACUCAAAUCAUAGCAAACAACAAAAUAUCUUACCAUAAUUAUGCAGAGGACACAGAGAUUUACAUAACCAUAUCGCCAGGUGACUACAAUCCAAUACAAACACUGAGUCAGUGCAUUGAACAAAUCAAUGAUUGGAUGUGUCAGAAUUUUCUUCAACUAAACAAAAAUAAAACUGAAGUAAUUGUAUUUGGAGCAGAAGAAGACCGAUUAAAAGUCUGCGCUCAGCUUCAAUCGAUAAUGUUAAAAAGCACAAACCAAGCCAGAAACCUUGGUGUUGUCAUGGACUCAGACCCGAAUCUUAACAGCCACAUAAAGACAAUUACAAAGUCAGCCUACUAUCACCUGAAGAAUAUAUCAAGGGUUAAAGGACUGAUGACCCAGCAGGAUUUGGAAAAGCUUGUCGAUGCAUUUAUCUUCAGCAGACUCGACUACUGUAACAGUGUCUUCACAGGUCUCCCCAAAAAAUCCAUCAGACAGCUCCAACUGAUUCAGAAUGCUGCUGCUGGAGUCCUCACUAAGACCAAGAAAGUAGAUCAUAUCACCCCAGUUCUCAGAUCUUUACACUGGCUUCCCGUCUGUCAAAGAAUUGAUUUUAAGAUAAUAUUACUGGUUUAUAAAGCACUGAAUGGUUCAGGACCAAAAUACAUUUCUGAUCUGCUGGUACGUUACGAACCAUCCAGACCGCUCAGAUCAUCAGGAGCAGGUCUGCUCUCUGUCCCCAGAGUCAGAACUAAACGUGGAGAAGCAGCUUUUAGUUUUUAUGCUCCUCAUAUCUGGAACAAACCCCCUGAAAACUGUAGGUCUGCUGAAACUCUCAGCUCUUUUAAAUCACAGCUUCAUUCAAAAACCAAAAUAUUCACAAAUUCGUCAGCAUUAUUCCAUAUCUUCAACAUUUUUAAUCCCAUUUGUACUUUUCAAACUAUUAAGAUUUGUUUCAAACUUUGUUAUAAUGGGAGUCAAUGGGAAAAGGGCUUCAGACGUAGUCAAAUUCAACCUCUUCUCAUUCAUUCAUACUUUCACCUAGAAACUUCAUUCAAAGUCAGGAUUUUCUGACCUCUUCAGGUUUUAACAUUAGUGUGUAUUGCAUGGAAUGUUGGCAGCUAGAGUGGGUGACCUCACCGCUAGAGUGAGACAGGCUGAAAAUUGAUCCACAAAACUUUCUCUUUACAAAAGGAUUGUGGCAACUCACUUCACUCUACACAGAUAAUAUUUGGUACAGUGAUGGCAAAACUUGCUGUCAUUCUUCAUCUCAAAAAUCAAAGCUGUAGGACACACACAGUGGCUAGGGCAGACACCAACUGCCACAAACAUCCCCAAAAUUCCUCCGGCUUUCUCCAUUGACUCCAAUAUAAACCUGAGAGGAGGAUUUUCAGAGGAAACACAAACUGGACAUGUUUUUAACUUGUUGUAGUGAAGGCAUUUUUGGAUCCACAGACACAGAAGUUGUAUCAAUGUGUUCAGCUGGGUCUUGUGGUUCUCGCAAGCUCCUUAUCAUGAAGAUAGCAGUUACAGAGGAUGAGAAAUAUGACAUUGUUUGUGCAUUAUGUUCUCAGCCUCAAGCCUCCUUUCUCUUGCUGUCGUGAUGCAUCUACUGUCACCAUGGCAACCAAUAAGAGCACCUGGAGACACACAGCUGCCUGGAAAGCUGCUUCUAACAGCCAUAUGAGACCAAUGAAGCCAGGCUCAUUACACAGUGUACUGGGGGUUACAUUUAAAACUCUUCACUAGAGUUAUUUGACGAACUUUGUCAUCUAUUUCUUCGCACAAACUUUAAACUACAGAAACCAUCCAGGGCUUAAUAAAUUCAGCUCAUUGAGGACAUUAUGGGGUCUAAUCAGGAUUUUUAUUCAUUUACAUUUUUCCCAAUUUUCAAUCAUUUAUUGAAAAUGCAUUAUUUUAUUCUUCAAACUAAUUUAAACUCCUUCAAACUGAUUUGAACCGUUUUGAUUCUUCAAACCUCUUUUUCUUCCAGAUUUGUAACCUUUUAAUUUUCCAGUUUAAAAUCAUUUUUACUCAUUAUGCAUUAUGCAUUCUUUCAAACAAAUUCAACUCAUUUAAACUGAUUCAAACCUUAUUGAUUCUUCAAGCCUUUCCCAUACUCAAGGAUUUUUAAUCAUUUUAAUUUUCACACGUUGAAUUUUUGAAAUUAUUCAUGCAUUAUUCAAUUCAUUCAGUUGAGUUUAUUCAAAUUGAUUCAAACCUUCCUGAUACUUCAAACCUUUUUAUCUUUCACAUAUUUUUAAAGACAUUCGCAAUAGCAGCUUAGCGAUAGCAAUUUCAAACACAGCAAUCCCACUCACAAUUUCUUCAGAAAUGGCAUUUUCUAGUUUUCAUCAAGUUUGGAUCAGUGUGUGUGGGUGUGUGUGUGCGCGUGCGUGUGUGUGUGUGUUUUCUCUCUCUCUGCCACAGAAUUUAGUUGUACAAUCAUGAAGGUGAACAGGCAGGAAGAUCCUGAAUUGAGCUCUAGGCUCAGAGUCUCCCUGCCUUCUGUUUUACCUGCACCUGUCAAUGCUAUCAAUCAAUAAUCAAUAAUCAACUCAUAUCCGUGUGUGUGUUGUAGUACACACGGGUGUGGAUCCCGGACCCUGAGGAUGUGUGGAGAGCCGCAGAGAUCGUCAAAGACUACAAAGAGGGAGACCCUGUCCUUCACCUUCAACUGGAGGAUGAGAUGGUGACCUUUGACCUUUGUUAUCAUUAUUUUUAUUAUUAUCAUAGAGACACUCUGUAGAGGUUUGACAGGAAUAAAUCUGAGUGUUACCGUGGCGACGUACAGAGGACCAGUCCCUCACUUAAGACCUUUGACCCCAUUAAAGUUGUGUUUACACAAUGUUUUUUUUAUUUUUUUCAUUAAAAACAAACUAAAAUUUUCUUUAAAAAAAAAAAUUUAAAAGAUUUUGUAUUAAAAUUAAACUCUGACAGAGUGGACAACUUUUAACCUCUGUAACUUAAACUGAUCCUGUUCUGUUCUGAUCGUGUUCUGGUUCUGAUCCUGUUCUGGUCCUGUUCUGAUCCUGAUCCUGUUCUGAUCCUGUUCUGGUCCUGUUCUGGUCCUUUUCUGGUCCUGUUCUGGUCCCCUCUCAGCCUCUGGAGUACCCAGUGGGUCCAAAGUUGAACCCGCUCCCGUUCCUUCGUAACCCGGAUAUCCUGGUCGGAGAGAACGACCUGACGGCGCUCAGUUACCUCCAUGAACCUGCCGUGCUUCACAACCUGAAGGUCCGCUUCCUGGAGUCCAACCACAUUUACACUUACUGUGGUUAGUAGACAACUACAACUACACAACUCACAACACAUUUACACUUACUGUGGUUAGUACACAACUACAACUACAGACAACUACACACAACUACACAACACACAACCUGAAGGACCGCUUCCUGGAGUCCAACCACAUUUACACUUACUGUGGUUGGUAGACAACUACAACUACACAACUACACACAACUACACAACACACAACCUGAAGGUCCGCUUCCUGGAGUCCAACCACAUUUGCACUUACAGUGGUUAGUAGACAACUACAACUACACAACUACACACAACUACAUCUACACAACACAACUACACAACACACAACUUGAGGGUCUGCUUCCUGAAGUCCAACCACAUUUACACUUACUGCGGUAAGUACACAACUACAAAACUACACACAACACAUCUACAAGUUCUAUGGUCAGUACACACAACUACACAACACAUCUACACGACUACACAGCAUGUCUACACAACACAUCUACACGUACUGCGGUUAGAACACAAAACUACACACAACACAUCUACACGUACUGGGGUUAGUACACACAAAUACACACAACACAUCUACACGUACUGCCGUCAGUACACACAAAUACUCACAACUACACAACCACACAUACUGCAGUCAUUACACACAAAACCAUAACUGCACAACUACACAACACAUCUUCACAACAGACCUCACCUGUCAGGCAUCUGUGUGUGUGUGUGUGUGUGUGUGUGUGUGUGUGUGUGUGUGUGUGUGUGUGUGUGUGUGUGUGUUUUUGUCUCUGUGUGCGCACGUGCAUGUGUGUGUGGGUCCUUGUGUUUGUGUGUCCUUGUGUGUGUGCAUGUGCAGGAAUCGUGCUGGUAGCCAUUAACCCGUACGAGCAGCUGCAUAUUUAUGGCGAGGAGGUGAUCAGGGCGUACAGCGGGCAGAACAUGGGGGACAUGGACCCGCACAUCUUCGCCGUGGCCGAGGAGGCGUACAAGCAGAUGGCGAGGUAAUGGCAUCAGUUGUCCUCUGAUAUCUCUGUUUAAUCAUCUGAAAACAUCUGUUGACCGUCCCGCCGUCUGUGCGCCCCGCAGAGACGAGAGGAAUCAGUCCAUUAUCGUCAGCGGGGAAUCCGGAGCAGGAAAAACAGUUUCUGCGAAGUACGCCAUGAGGUUCUUCGCCACGGUGGGUGGCUCAGCGAAUGACACCAACGUGGAGGAGAAGGUGCUGGCCUCCAGCCCCAUCAUGGAGGUCAGUGAGGUUUGAAAGAGGCGUGAUGGAGAGCGACGAAGCCUGCAGUGUGUGUCAGUGUGACUGUGCCUUCCUACCCGUCUGUGGUCUUCCUGUGUCUAUGGUUUCCUGUGUCUGUGGUUUCCUGUGUCUGUGGUCGUCCUGUGUCUGUGGUCUUCCUGUGUCUGUGGUCCUCCUGUAUCUGUGGCCCUCAUGUGUCUGUGGUCUUCCUGUGUCUGUGGUCUUCCUUUGUCUGUUGUCUUCCUUUAUCUGUUGUCUUCCUGUGUCUGUGGUCCUCCUGUGUCUGUGGUCUGAUAACCAAACUCUAACCUUACGCCGAUGACUCUGUGCUCCCCAUUUAUCAGGCGAUAGGAAACGCGAAAACCACCAGAAACGACAACAGCAGCCGCUUCGGAAAGUACAUCCAGAUCGGGUUCAGCCGACACUACCACAUCAUUGGGGCCAACAUGAGGACGUACCUGCUGGAGAAGUCCAGAGUCGUGUUUCAGGUCAGGAGAAUCGAUCGACACCUUCCAGACUGUGGGUAUAAUUGAUCAGGAUGUUUGUAACCCUGGGUGUUGUCUGACAGGCGGAGGACGAGAGGAACUAUCACAUCUUCUACCAGCUGUGUGCGUCCGCCAGUUUACCUGAGUUCGAAGACCUGGCCCUCAGUGAGUCCACCUGUCCAGUUCUGAUGUUCUUGUUUGUUUCAGUCUGGUGUCGGUACCAGAGCUGCCAUCAGCUGUUUUUGUUUUUACGGUUGAGACAGGUGUUCUGUGUGGUCCACCUGGGUGAAUUAGCUUCUGUUUAUAGUGACAUCUGUACAGAUUCAUACAUCAGGAAUAAAACAGGAGAAAACACAAGUCUGUGGAACAUAAAGAAGAGGAAAAAUUAAAAUAUGGUCCAAACGUCAAAAGAGGAAGUCCGGUAGGCUGGUUGGCUGGCUGUCGUGUGGGCUGGAGACACUGCAGAAAAAACCAGAGAAGGAAGUAAGCGAACAUGCAACAAAUCACAAGGAGCAAAAUACUGAUACUCAUACACAUAGGAAGGCCAGGAGACGCGUCUGUACCGCUAGUAGGGGUAGACAAUACUCAGGCACUGAGACUGAGGGCUGCAGGCUUCUUAAAGUGCCUUGAUUGGAGAUGUGGAGCAGGUGUGUAGUCUCACUCAGCCUGAGCAACCGGGGGAGGGGAGGAAGCUCUGGAAGAGAGUAAAGCCAGACCAGCCGUGCGGGUGAGUGCGACCCUGGCCGAUCUCCACACCUCCCGUAGACGCCCAAGGUGCUCCCUCACCGACGGGACGGCCACCGGGUGCUCCUGUUCGUGAAACAGGGGGGGCUGGUACCCAAAACAGCACAUGAAAGGGGACAUACCUGUGGCCGAAGAGGUAUGGGAGUUAUGGGCGUAUUGGAUCCAUGGGAGGUGCGUACUCCAGGACACUGGACCAUCCCCGGCCACCAGAACCGUUGCUGGAGGAAUUGGAGGGUGCGUUGAAACCCGGGGUGACAGGUGAGUUUGGAGGAGUGCCCCCACUGUAGGACCUGGGAACGUGCAAUCUCAGGGACAAAUUUUCUGUUCGGCGGGCCGGUUCCCGGGUCUGGGUGGUUCCGGAGGGCCUGGUCCACGAUGGUAUCGAUCUCCCAAGAGGCGGAGCCGACGACACAGGAGGCAGGGAGGAUGGUGUCUGGUUCUCUGGGGUCCGGGGUAACUGAGGAGUGGAUCCGAGAGAGGGCAUCUGGUUUGAGGUUAUGGGAGCCGGGACGAUAGGAGAGGGUGAAAUUGAAUCUACUGAGGAAGAGGGACCAGCGGGCUUGCCUGGAGUUGAGGCGACGAGCGGAGCGGAGGUAUUGCAGGUUCUUGUGGUCUGUCCAGAUGAGAAACGGUUGUUGUGCUCCUUCCAGCCAGUGUCUCCAUUCUUGAAGUGCCCACAUGACAGCCAGCAACUCACGAUUUCCCACGUCAUAAUUCUGCUCAGUGGGUGAGAGUUUCCGGGAGAAGUAGGCGCACGGAUGGAGCUUCUGGGUCUCAGAGUCCCUCUGUGAGAGGACGGCCCCCACUCCAGAGUCUGAAGCAUCGACCUCCACCACGAACUGAAGAAAGGGAUCCGGGUGUUUGAGCACCGGGGCGGAGACAAAGAGGGAUUUGAGGUGACAGAAGGUGGCAUCCGCUUCGGGGGUCCAGGAGAACGGAACCUUGAGGGAUGUGAGCCGGGUGAGGGGCACUGCCACCUUACUGUAGUUCCUGAUGAAAUGUCGGUAGAAGUUGGCGAAGCCGAGGAAUCGCUGGAGGUCUUUGCGGGAGGAGGGAGUGGGCCAGUCACGGACAGCGCAGACUUUUUCUGGGUCUGGGCGUAGCUCCCACUGGGCGAUGAUGUACCCAAGGAAACUGACGGAGGAGGCAUGGAACUCGCACUUUUCGGGUUUCAUGAAAAGGCGGUUUUCGAGGAGGCGCUGGAGGAUGAGUCGGACAUGCUGCUGGUGUUCUUUCAGGUUGCGGGAGAAGAUCAGGAUAUCGUCCAAAUAGACAAAGGCGAAUUGAUUGAUCAUGUCCCGCAGGACGUCAUUAAUGAGAGCCUGGAACACAGCGGGGGCAUUGGUGAGGCCAAAGGGCAUGACGAGAUAUUCGAAGUGGCCCAUGGGUGUAUUGAAGGCCGUCUUCCACUCAUCACCCUCCCGGAUGCGAACCAGGUGAUAGGCAUUCUGGAGGUCCAGUUUUGAAAAGAUGGGUGCCUUGCAGAGAAGUUCAAAGGAGGGAUCAAUGAGUGGCAGGGGAUAUUUGUUUUUUAUGGUGAUCUCAUUGAGUCCACGGAAGUCAAUACAGGGACGGAGAGAGGAAUCUUUUUUCUUCACGAAGAAGAAACCAGCAGCAAGGGGAGAAGAUGAGGGUCGGAUGAGUCCAGAUGUCAAGGAGUCUUGGAUGUAUUCCUCCAUGGCCUCUCGUUUGGGCCGAGAGGGAUUGUACAGUCUACUACUGGGGAGAGGGGCGCCAGGGAGCAGAUCUAUGGCGCAGUCAUAUGGGCAAUGAGGAGGAAGGACUAGAGACUGCUCCUUACUGAACACCAUGGCCAGAUCAUGGUAAACGGGGGGAACCGAGGUGAGAGAUGGUGGUGGGGAUGCUGACCUCUGACGGUGGAUGUAGGGAUUGGCGGAGCGGAGGCAGUGGGAGUGACAGUGAGGACUCCAGGCGGAGAUCAAAGAUGUGGACCAGUUAAUCUGAGGGUUGUGGAUCUGCAGCCAAGGGAGUCCCAGCACCAGGGGAGAGUGAGGAGAGGGAAGCAGGAACAGCCGGAUGUCCUCCCGAUGGUUACCUGAGAGGAUGAGGGUGAGAGGAGCAGUGCAGUGGGUAAUGGUGGCUAUCACUCUGCCAUCGAGAGCGGUAACCUUACGGGGAACCGGGAGUACCUCCAGGGGGAGCUGAAGCCGGGCUGCCAGUCCGGCUUGAAUGAAGUUGUCAUCCGCCCCGGAGUCAAUGAGGGUUUGGAGGGAAGUGGAUUCCUUUCCCCAAAGGAGACAGGCAGGGACUGUGAUACGCCUGGGAGAGCUGGAGGUAGAGGAGGCGUGGCUGAUUUGCAUGGGUUCUCCAGUGGAGGGCGUCGGAGCCAGAGGAGCUGAGGGCUGCAGAGGAGACCCGCUGACCGCAACAGAGGAUGGGGAGUCUAUGCUAUGGGUAAGGGAUCGUGCUUUCUUUUCCCUCCGUCUGUCCCUGAGGCGAUUAUCUAUCCUGAUGGCUAGUGUGGUUAGCUCCUCAAGGGAGGAGGGCUCAUCCCGAGUUGCUAACUCGUCCUUUAGCUGUUCAGACAAACCCCGAGUGAAUAUCCCCUUUAGCUCUAGUUCCCCCCACCCACUCUCGGCCGCCACUGUACGGAACUCAAUGGAAUACUCCGCCACUGACCGAGAGCUCUGGGUGAGGGAAAACAACCGUUUGGUACAUUCAGGGCCUUCGACAGGAAAAUCAAAUAUUUUACAAAGCUCCUCCGAGAAUCGGGCGUGGGAGGAGAACAUAGGCAAUUCCCUAUCCCAGAUGGCCGUAGCCCACUUAGCGGCUUUGCCUCUCAAUAAAUUUAUCAUGUAGGCUAUCUUAGACCGAUCUGAGGGGUAACUAAUGGGAUGUUGGUCGAAGACUAAUGCGCAGCGGAGCAGGAAACCUCUGCAGCCCCCCAUCUCCCCAGCAUACGGCUCAGGAGGAGGGACAUAGGGCUCUUUGAUGAUAGAGGGUGGUGGAGAAGGUGAAGAGGGGGGAGAUCCAGCUUCCUGCGGUGGAAGCCGAGAGAGUAGUUGCUCCUCCAGUUGCACUACUUGAACAGAGAGGCCUUGAAAAGAAUGAUUGAGGCCCUGGAGCAUAUCCUCAUGUUGACCGAGCCGAGUACCGAGCUUCUGGACGGCUUGCUGAACCCUAUUCGGGUCUGCUGGGUCCAUUAUCCUGGCCUGAGUAUUCUGUGGUGUGGCUGGUGAGUUGUGAGGACCCAGAAGCAGACACGGAGACAGAGAUCAACUUAGGGGGUAAUUUAAUGUCCAAACACAGGGUUUAAAAUGCAAAAAGAGGAAGUCCGGUAGGCUGGUUGGCUGGCUGUCGUGUGGGCUGGAGACACUGCAGAAAAAACCAGAGGAGAAGGAAGUAAGCGAACAUGCAACAAAUCACAAGGAGCAAAGUACUGAUACUCAUACACAUAGGAAGGCCAGGAGACGCGUCUGUACCGCUAGGAAGGGUAGACAAUACUCAGGCACUGAGACUGAGGGCUGCAGGCUUCUUAAAGUGCCUUGAUUGGAGAUGUGGAGCAGGUGUGUAGUCUCACUCAGCCUCAGCGACUGGGGGAGGGGAGGAAGCUCUGGAAGAGAGUAAAGCCAGACCAGGCAAACAAGGAAACACAGGAAGUCCAGCCAAAAUAUAACAAGAGGAGGAGGCGUCUCACCACAGAUGUAGGCAGAAGUAAUGCUUAUAAAGACCUUCGCCUUAUACCGAGUCCAAUAUACAGAUACACUCUCUUCAUACAAAUAUCAACACUCCGAUAUAUAUUCACUCUCCAAAUCAGAUAGAGUACUAAACAUGCUUUACAACUUACAUAAAUGAUUUACAAUAAAUCAACAUACAUCAUUUUCUCUACAGUAUUAAGAAAUAACAUUAUUCUUGUAAAGUCUCAUAAAGAUUACCAGAGUACGACUUUUUUUAAUUUCUACCGGACAAUCGUUCCAUAUUUUCAUCCCUUUUACAGACACACAAAAAUGUUUGACAUUUGUUCGCGCUUUUGGUUUCUGAAAUAAUCCACAACCUCUUUGGUCGUAAUUAGAGUCCCUCAGUUUAAACAGGUUCAUGUUGGGGUAAGGUUAGGUUUUUGUCUUUGUACAUGAUUAAUUUAAGAAUUGAUGAUUGGGUUGAUGAUUUAUUUAAAAAUUUAAGGAAGUAAAAAGGGGAUGAGUUGAUUCACGGUAAUGUUUAUUGCAGAUGACUCUUACAGCUCGCUUUUGUAAAAGAAAUAUUGGUUUUGUCUUUGUUUUAAAGGUGUGUCCCCAAAUCUCAAUGCAAUAAGUCAUGUACGGAGUUAUCAGGGAAUAGUAUAGAGUGGCUAACUCUUUUUGUUAAAGUAAAUCUUUGGCUUUAUACAGAAUGGAGAUAGAUUUUCAAUUUAAUAUGAUUUAUGUGUGAUUUCCAACUAAGUUUUUUAUCUACUAUGACCCCGAGGAUUUGUUCUCAGUUACUACCUCGAUUUCCUUCUUGUUGAUAGUUAGAUUUCUUAAUUGUUUGCUUGUUUCCAAAUAUAAUAUAUUUAGUUUUGCAAAGAUGGAGUGACAGUUAAUUCGUGUCAAACUAAGUUCUGAAUUUUUCCAUCUCUUUCUCCACUGUGUCCAGAAGCUGUUCCAAGUUAUUGUUUCUACAAAACACAGUCAUAUCGUCAGCAAUUAAGAUAAACUUAAGUGAUUUGGACACCAGAUUUUUUUAUUAAUAUAUAAAAUAAACAACAAUGGACCAAGAACAGAGCCAUGUGGCACUCCACAGGUGAUUUCCAAGAGUUCUGAAUUAGUGUUCUUAAAAUGAAAAUACUGAUACCUCUUAUUUAGGUAGCUAGUUAUCCAAUCAUGCGCAUGUCCUCUUAUUCCAUAAUUUUGGAGUUUGGUUAGUAAUAUUGUAUGUCCUAUAGUGUUGAACAAUUUCUGUAGGUCCAAAAAUACCCCUACCCCUAAAUAAAGAAGAGGAACAAUUAAAAUACAGUCCAAACGUCAUCUACAGCAUAAAAAGAAACUUUAUUAAACAUCAACAGUCUGUGGAUGAACUCGUUUUCUUGUGCCGUUGUUCAGCCAGCGCAGAAGAUUUCACCUUCACCUCUCUUGGAGAAAACAUCUUCAUCGAAGGAGUGAACGACGCUGAGGACUUUAAGAAGACCAGAGAGGCCUUCACCCUGCUAGGUAAGGACAGAGGACAUGCAGACGGACACUUCAGAGGACACACAUGGACAUAAUGUCACCUAUAGUACCUCAGUCAGACAUCUUUAUUUUAAGAUGACUGUAACCUGAUCUGGGGAGGAAACCGUGUGGUAACCUUUGGUCUCCAGAAAUGAAGCUGAAAACACUGCAGUUCCUAAAGUGUCCACUAGAGGCUAUCUGCAGAGGCCCUCGAAACUACAUACAUACUCAUUUAAAAAAUAUGAUUUUUAGAGCCAAAGUAAACAUGUUUAAAAAGAGUUUAGUCUGAAGGGAUCAGCCAAUCAGAGCCACCGCUGACUUGACUGACAGGUGGACACACCGUCGCUAUUUGUGAGGAGGCUAAAGACCCGCCUCUGUGUGUGUGUGUGUGUGUGUGUGUGUGUGUGUGUGUGUGUCUCAGGUGUGAAGGAGAGCAGUCAGAUCAGUAUCUUUAAAGUGGUUGCCUCCAUCCUUCACCUGGGGAACAUCGAGAUCUGCUCUGAGCGAGACGGAGAGUCCUGCCGAAUCUCGGUACGUUGCCAUGGUAACAGGUGAUAAUGAGCAGGUGAGCGUCUUCUGACAGGUGUGUUUGUGUCACAGAGGGAUGACCCCCACCUGCAGCACUUCUGCAGACUGCUGGGGGUGGAGCAAAAGCAGAUGGAGCACUGGCUCUGUCACAGGAAGUUGGCGACUGCAUCUGAGACCUACGUGAAGAAGAUGUCGAGCAAACAGGCGACGAACGCCCGCGACGCACUCGCCAAACACAUCUACGCCCGUAUGUUCGACUGGAUCGUCGAGCACAUCAACAUGGCGCUGCAGACCUCGUCCAAGCAGCACUCCUUCAUCGGUGUCCUUGACAUCUACGGGUAAGACGGCGUCGAAUGCUUAGUGUUGAUGAGUCGGGGUGUUCUUCAUGUGAGGGACGAUGAUGAUGACGUUGAUGAGGGUGGUGAUGAAGGUGGUCCUCAUGUUUGACCUGCAGGUUCGAGACGUUCGAGGUGAACAGCUUUGAGCAGUUCUGCAUCAACUACGCCAAUGAGAAGCUGCAGCAGCAGUUUAACUCCGUAAGACUCUGAUUCCUGGACCUGAGCAGACCUGAUGUUCCACCUGCUGGUUCUCUCAGAGUGACUGUCUUCUCUCCAUUUUCUCUCCGUCUGUCCUCAGCACGUCUUCAAGCUGGAGCAGGAGGAGUACAUGAAGGAGCAGAUCCCCUGGACUCUUAUCGACUUCUACGAUAACCAGCCCUGCAUCGACCUGAUCGAGGCUCGACUCGGCAUCCUGGACCUGCUGGACGAGGAGUGUAAAGUAAGACCGCCAUCAACAGAUGAAGAAACCGCCACAAAAGAUCAGAAAAAUCCACUUCCUCAGAUAAUCCCCUUCUUGUUCCAGGUGCCUAAGGGGACGGAGCAGAACUGGGCCCAGAAGCUUUAUAAGCAGCACUCCAGCAGCGCUCACUUCCAGAAACCUCGAAUGUCCAACGUCUCCUUCAUCAUCGUCCACUUCGCUGACAAGGUGAGUCUUUGUCCCUCACUAUCCUCUGAAAACAAACACUAACGCAGCUCUGGUGUCUGAUUGUGAGCUGUCAUGAACUCUCAUCCUGACAUUUUUGUGGAGGAGAGGGUGGAGCUCGCUCCUCACUCCUCUCUAGCUCCACCUUCUCCUCCAUGAAAAUCCACCUUUGCUUCAUUAUCAGCCGCCGUGCACUUGUCUUUUUAUAGGGAUAUUCAGGCGUAAAAUUAAGUUAGGGUCAAACACACCGUUACACAGACACCCCCUCCAGAGAUGAAUGUUGCCGACCGCUUGCUUCUCUAGUUAUACCAACUUUAGUAACGACUGCAGGAUAGCAAUACACAGCGGUCUGAGGAGCCAUAAACAAACCUCAACCAAAACGCCACUCUAUAGCCACAAAUAAUGCUCAGAACAGCACCUAACUUCAUCAACAGUACAUAUAGGGUCCCAGCCAUAGUACUAUAUUCAGAGUUGUUCUAACUCCUAAGAAAACAUAAACUUAAGCGGGGGCGUUUCUCCACUUCUGUAGUCUGUAAGCUGGGCCCAUAAACUUCUCCUGUAGUAAAAUGAAAAGGUUAAGGUGUUUUUAUUGAGCCGAAUUAUCAAUAAAAUAAUGAUUUUGUUAACAGGUAUGAAUAUAUGUGCUGUUAAGUUAAUAUAUUUGAACAAGAGCACAGUAAAGUUAAAUGAGCUGAUUUUCCAGUGAGGUUCUAUUACUGAACGGAACUACACCAUGAUCUACUGAGGUUAGUGCAUAUAGGGUUCCAGCCAUAGUACUAGCCACCAAACAUCUUUUUAACUUUGACCAGUUUCUUUAGCAAAGAGACUAAACAUGACUCACCUAUUCUCUUCCAGCAGCUGCUUGUUUGUAAAAAAGUCCUCAGGCCAGUCCAUUACUGACUACAGCGGGGUGACGCAGCUCAAGGAAGAACAAAUAUGAUCAUUUCUUCAUGGAAAUGAUGAAGUAAUGAUCUGGCAAGGGUUUUAGUUUCUUAAUUGUGUUUUUUUCGAGUUCAGUCAUCCCUUGUACCUUAUUUCCUCAGAAUCCCUAAUCUUGCAUUAGUGGCACGGAACUGCCACUGUCACUCAGUGGCCUAUAAAAUCAUCUAUAAAUGAAAAGUUGCCCUUUUUUUAUUAUGGCUGUCAUCAUUGACUUCUGCUCUAACCACUCAAAAGAAAAAAAUCACCCAGUUUCAAACUUUUAACCCUUUUAAUUUUAGUACAAACACAUUGUAAAAAAUGCCCCAAUUUAAAAAAAAAAGGGCUUAAAAUAAUAAGAGUAAUGCAAAAUCUAAUUUCUUUGUGCAAGAUUAUCAGAACCUAUGAGUGGUAUGAGUAUGUGUAAAAUUAGUUUUAGUUGCAGUUUCAGUUUUUGCGUCACAGCAUAAAAUAAAAAAAAACGACUAAUCUUGCAUUAGUGGUACGGAACUGCCACUGUCACUUAGUGGCCUAUAAAAUCAUCUAUAAAUGAAAAGUUGCCCUUUUUUUAUUAUGGCUGUCAUCAUUGACUUCUGCUCUAACCACUCAAAAGAAAAAAUCACCAAGUUUCAAACUUUUAACCCUUUUAAUUUUAGUUUGAAACAUGUGUGUGUGUUUGUGUGUGCCUGCCUGCGUGCGUGCGUGUGUGUGUGUGUGUGUGUGUGUGUGUGCGCCUGCGUGUGCAUGUGUGUGUGUGUGUGUGUGUCAUAGACUGUAUAUAAGAUGGACACCGUGGUUCCGCCUUCCGCCUGUAUACGGAUUUGAAGCCAAAAAGCUCUCAGUAAUUCCGGGUUUUUCUCCACUUCCUUGAAACCAGAGCUGUGCAGUAGCGUUGUGCGCAUUCGGCCGCGCAGUCGCCGAGAGUCCCUGUGAUGACGCUUGGCUCAAACAGCGUAUUCCCCCGGAAGAGCUACGCAAUCCCUGAACGCCCAUAGGCUGUACCAGGUGUCAAUCAUAGAAAACAUGAACCCCCUAAUAACUUUUAAAAAUGGAGCUGUACAGAAAAAAAAGGACUUGGGCACAAACCAGUCUUACUGUAACUAUAUGUCAACAUCACAACCAGGGGGGAGAAAAAAUUAUGUUCUGUGUAAUAAAUUUCUAAAGUUUUUCCACUGUCCCAUAAGCUUUGCUGGCGGAGGCGGGAUUUAUGACCUGUACUGCAGCCCACCAUCAGAGGGUGCUGUUCUCGGAGUGGCUUCACCCAACGAGGAGGCAGACUCUGUCCAUCUUAUAUACAGUCUAUGGUGUGUGUGUGCUUACGAUCAGUGGAGCUGAGGGGAGGUACCUCCAGAUCAGGUGGCGCGGCACAGCAAUUAACCUACGAGUUACGUCGGACUGCUGGAUGCAAAACCCCGUUACCCGGAAGAAGAAGAAGAGGUCGGGACUGAACCGCAAUGGGGAUUAGCUUUGUGUGUGUGUGUGUGUGUGUGUGUGUCAGCCGCGAAGCGCGUAAAAUUCGCCGGCGAAGACCAUCCGACACCCCCGUUUCCGUGUGGUGAGGUGAGGUGACCACCUCCAGAGCAGCCAGCGGCUCCACGCCUUUGCUGACGCGGGCCUAAGGCUAUCUGAUCACGGGUAACGAGGCGGCUGUACCCGGGGCGACCGCGGACGCUUGGGGUGCAUGUGACAUGAACGCAAUUGCUGGCUGUGACGGGCGCGUGCAAGAUCAUGCGCGUGCACAAACAUUUGCACACGAACACACACGACCAUGCACACACUGAAAACACCAACACAUAAAAAAAAAUACAUGCACACCUGAUUUAUUCAUUUCUGCACUCUAAUUUUGGUUCUUUGCAAAAAAUGGCCUCUCAUUGAAGGUCAAUAACGGAUAUGAAAACAAAUGAAAUUUCAGCAUUCAUAAUUUGAAAAAGUUGGAUUGGAAAUAGACUCAAGAUAAAAUGCAAAAAAAUGGGGGGAAAAAAUCUGAUUUGAACUCUUGUGGCAGUAUAUUACAAACAGGUAGCAGAUUUUCCUUCCAAAAGACUGCAUCUAUCAUAGGCUGUGGUUUACGGGUGUGUCAAACUGACCAAAAUGGUAAAAAAAACAAAAAAACACCAGAAUAACAAAUUUGAGACUGUUUCAUGCCCAAAUACAGUAAAAUGGUAAAAAUAAAAUAAAAAAUUGCUUCCUUUUAUUAGUGAUAAAGUUAUGUGCAUUUUUUGCUUUCUGAAUAUUGUAAUUUUUGCCAAAUUCCCAUAAGGAAUAAUGGGGUUUUGACCACCUGGCUAGAUCAGCCUCUAUUAUUCAUGAAAAAAAAGGUGCACCUUGUGGCUGAAAGUGCAAAGUGCAUCUUUAAUGUCUUCAGAAAAGGGGGAAAACAGUCUUUGCUGAAAUUCAUUUUUUCCCACUGAUAUGGGUAUAUGUAAAAGACAAGUGGUUUCCCAUUGGAAUUCAUGUGGCACUUGUGUGGCGCUAAUGCAAGAUUAAGCAUAUUUGAAAAAAAAAUACAUAACCAUAGGGUUUUUUUUUCUUCAAUUUCAGGUAUAUCAUGCCUCAUCACAAAAUACACAUUUUCUAGGAAUUUCUUUGCAAGGGCAUUAAUAGAAAAAAAGUUAUAGCAUCAAAGACAAGGCCUUGCCACUCCAGAACCCUUAAUGUGGUAUUAGGGUUAUUUCAGAACAAUAAAAUUGUAUUUUGGGAUUUCUCUAGUGUUGGUAGAUCUAAUGUAUCUAGAAAAGCUCUGAUCAGCUCUUCAUCACCUGAGGCAGGUUGUAAGUAAAGGCUUUUAUAGUUAUCUUCAAAUACUUUUUCUAUGUCUUCUGGUUUAUACACUAUGGUAUUAGUUGUGGGUUUUCUGAUUUCAUGUAUAGCAUUAAAUUGAUGUCUCUUUCUGAGUGAUUUUGUAGCCCUUGGGCCCCCCUCGUAAUAGUUUUGUUUUACGAAUCUUAUUUUUUUUCCACUUCACAGUUAGGUGCUGUUCUGAGCAUUAUUUGUGGCUAUAGAGUGGCGUUUUGGUUGAGGUUUGUUUAUGGCUCCUCAGACCGCUGUGUAUUGCUAUCCUGCGGUCGUGACUAAAGUUGGUAUAACUAGAGAAGCAAGCGGUCGGCAACAUUCAUCUCUGGAGAAGGGUCUAACUCGGUGUGUACGGUGUGUGUUGUUUUUACGCCAGAAUAUCCCUUUAACACCUGUCUGUCUCAGGUGGAGUAUCAGUGUGAGGGUUUCCUGGAGAAGAAUAGAGACACUGUCUACGAGGAGCAGAUCAACAUCCUGAAGGCCAGUGAGGUAAGAACCUGGACCUUGACCCGGACCACGAGGAUCCACUCUCGCGGUCUCUCACUCUGGUUUCUCUCAGUUCCAGCUGGUCGCAGAUCUCUUCCAUGAGAAGGACGAUGUCGCCCCCAUGAAGUCUGCCAGAGUGAAUGUCCGGUCGUUGAAGACCGUCCCCAAAGCCCCCAACAAAGAGCACCGGAAGACUGUGGGACACCAGGUGAGCCCACACCGCCCCCUGCAGGACGCUGUCAGGACUCCAGGUCAUGGUUUAAUGUUGUUCAUGUGUUUCCAGUUCCGUAGCUCCCUGCACCUCCUCAUGGAGACGCUGAACGCCACCACCCCUCACUACGUCCGCUGCAUCAAACCCAACGACUUCAAGGAGGCCUUCACGUGAGUCCACAAUGAGUCCCCUGUUCUGAUCCUGAUCCUGGUGUGGAUCAUAUUCCCUCCUGGUUUCUGAGACCUCUGUGUUAUUGUGGGCUCAGCACCGUCUCUGUGAGACAAACUGUCCCUCUUUGUCGAUGUGAACAGAGAUCUAGAGGCACUGGGGUUUCAGAGACCUCUCUGAGGACAUGUUGGUAUUUGCAGCUCCUCCUCCUCUGACAGACAGACAGACAGACAGACAGACACUCUGUUUUUCUGAGAUGUUAAAUCUAAUCACAGUCACAUGUCUGAUCUAACGGCUGACGGCUAACGCUCAGUCAGCUGAGCUCUCUGUCUCUGUCAGCUCCGCUCCUCUCUCGGUGAUGCCGACGAGGAAGAGGAGUAGGUAGGAUGAAGGUUUUUUGGAGCGGCCGGUCUAAAUGAAACUCAGACGAGUUAAUCUGCUUCCUGUCUCCGUAGGUUCGACUCCAGUAGAGCCGUGCAGCAGCUGCGAGCCUGCGGCGUCCUGGAGACCAUCAGGAUCAGUGCAGCGGGGUACCCGUCUAGGUCAGUCCUCCUUCUCUUUUUCCUCCUCUUCUUCUACCUCAAACAUGUGUGGAGGUCAGGUAGGUCAGGUAGAACUACUCUGUAGUUCUUUAAAACUCCGUCCUCGUCCUCCUGUUCUGAGCUGCCGUCUGUCCUCCUCUCCUUAAUCUAAUAACCGUCUUCAGAAAACAACAGCUGUGUUUCAGGGCGUCUGCAAAUGUUUGUGUCCUAUACGACCAACAGUCGUCUCCAAACGUCUGUCAAAUGAAGGUUCACAUGAUGAAGCGAGAGUUCCGUGAACCUUCAUUUGACUGAAUGAAGGUUUAGGAACACAAAAACAUCUCCUCAUGUUUGAAUCCACAAAGACUUCAGUCCAGGCUGCUAAGGGGAGACAGAGGCAGUGAGGGGGGGGGUUAAAUUAGUGUUUAUAUCAUUGUCACCGAAGCAACUGAACAUCGUCACCAUAGCAACUGAACAUUGUCACUAUCAACAUCGUCACCAUCAAUAUUGUCUUCUUCAUCAUCAAGUGCAGGACUGUUCACAAAGAGCUGGGUCUGAAAGUGUCUCAGAAAUAGGCGGGGACAUUUGUGUCAGUCAUUCUACCACUGGGGGGCAGCAGAGCCGAGCUUUAGUGUUCAGGUGUUCUCUGAAGACCUCACUCUGGACCCUCUUCAAGGUAGAAAGGGACUUUGUGGAUCUGAUAGGGUUUGUUAAUUUACUCCACUACCAGGGGGCGACAGAGGAGAAGAGUCAGGUUUACCCAGGAUUUCCACCACAUCCGAAACGGCUCCAAUCCAGAACAGCAGCAAUUUUCCCAGUACGCCAAUUCCGGAUCCGUUUGUGUGGCGAAUUUCGUGGCGGAUUACAGACAGCAAUAAUCGCGAGAACUCAUAAGAACCCGCAGAUUCACGUUCAAUCGCGCGAUAAUGAGUUGUCUCUAUAAAUACAGACACAGACAUAUAAGCAGUAGAUUGUGUGCUUCCAGAGAAGGAAAUCUACUUCUAGACUUCUAGAAUCACCAUCUCUUCAUCCAUUGUGUCAUCAAGGUGAAAUUACGUCUAAAAACCUUUCACUUGUUCGUCUCCGCCCAUUUGCAACACAGAGUGUUUUAUUUUGGAAAAGAAGCCGGCUGUUUUAUUUUGUUUCUGUGCCGGACUUCCUUUCCAGCACGGGUUAAUCUGUGCUGAAUUUAUCCAGCAUGCUCUGGCAUGAUCAGCUAUGAUCUGAGAUACAACCUUUUAGUAGACGUUCAGGAUGAGGUGGACCUUCUUGAGGGUCUGCAGGGAGGUAGGACCAGGAUUUAGCUGCAUGACUGAAGGUUCAGAAGUAGAACUUCAUAUUUGGUCGUCUGAACUGAAGCUGGUGGAGUGAGCAGAUGUUUGGUUGGAAACCAGACAGCUGCUGCCUUCUGGAUAAUCUGCAGAGGUUGUGUGGAGCCUGGACCAGGAACUGUGCUGUGGGCUCUGUUGGGUCGAAUUUGAUUAGACUGUAUGAUUAGAUUAGAUUAGAUUAGUUGAGACUAGAUCAGAUAGAACUUUAUUGAUCUUUUUGAGAAGGUCUCCUCAGUGAAAUUAAUUCACAGAAAUGUAAAAUGUGUUUUUUUGGUCUCUAGGUGGACGUACCCAGACUUCUUCAGCAGGUAUCGGGUUCUGCUGAAGAAAUCAGACAUGAUGUCUUCAGACAAAAAGCAGGUCUGUCGAAACCUGCUGGAGACUCUGGUCAAGGUAAAAAAAAACAAAAAAAACAAUCUUUAUUCAAACAUCAGGUUUUAUUUUGAAGGAAACAGUUCCAAAACUGAUGUUUCCUUAGACUAGCUCAUGGUGGUAAAUGUUCUCCUCCUCACUGAGUCAGCAGGUCCUCCUCUGAGACUGUCAAAGAGGACUCAGUCAUCCUCAGGUCUUAGAUCUGUCCUCAAAGUUCAGGGGUCCAACUCAGACUGAGGUCCAAGAGUUUACAAAGUCUCGUUACCCUCUCAGGAACCUGACAUGUUCCAGUUCGGAAAGACGAAGAUCUUCUUCCGAGCGGGGCAGGUGGCAUACCUGGAGAAGCUCAGGACCGAUAAGUUCCGGGCCGCCUGCAUCAAGAUCCAGAAGACGGUCCGAGGGUGGCUGCAGAGGGUCCGGUACCGCAAGAUCCAAAAGAUGGCCAUCACUUUCCAGAGAUACGGCCGAGGUUACCUGGCUCGCAGGUGAGUUCCGCCUCCUCACCUGUACCUCUGAGGUUUCUGUUAGAAUUACGAGGACUGAGGGUGGGCUCUGCUGGAAUCAGGGAAACUCUGAGUUUUCCGUUUCACAAAGGAGGGUCAGUUAAACCAGAGAGAGAGGGGUAACUCUAACCUGUUUCACAAAGAGAGGUAACUCAACCUCGCGGUCAGUUACCAUAGUAACAGACUCCGUGAACCUAACCUGGUUGGGACCAGGUUUUCUGCCUCCGUUAAAGGUGGGGCUGCUGGGCCACCACCCGUUUUUCUGGCAUCUGCCCUCUUUCUGUUUGCUGAGUGAAAGUCUAAUAUUGAGUGUACUGUGUGUUAGUUUAAUAUAUAUACAUAUAGUACUUGAGCCAAGAACCAAAAUUUCACAUAUCGGUGCCACCUGGGUGGGCAAAUUCUAGUUGUGAUUUUUUUUAUCGCUAUACAUCCCUACAAUAAGUUUUUAUAUGAUAGACAUUGGUAACUGGUAGCUUAAUUGUAGUUAUCACUCAUUAAAGUAAUAGAGUGCAGCUGUUCAAAAACGAAAAAUCGCCUUCCUUCAAAAUUAGCUUUCUUUCAUUUUAACCUCUCAUUUAGGUGUGUUUGAACUAUUGGCUAGCCAUAGAGACUUGUAAUAACCCCCUAAGUAGUAUUUCAAGUAAUUUAUCUAAUACAGGUUUGUAUAUAUAAGCUUCAAUUAGCCAACUGUCAGGUCUAAAUCAAGGUCUAAAUCAAGGAUAUUUUUUGACUUAGAAGUAGAAGUAAAAUAAAUGUAGACUAAUAGCAUUAUAAUAACACAACUUUAAUACGACACUGACAUAUUUUAAAUGCAGGCACUCAAUAUACAAUCAUCCUGGCUGGUGCAGGGCAAGAAGACAUUAGCAACAAAAUAAGAUCUACUGAUGUAUACACUCUAUACAAUCAUCUGAGAAAAACUCAAAUUCCUAUUCAAAGUCCUAUUCUUUCCAUAAGGAACAGUGACAGCAAAUAUGACUGUCAAGUUUUGGCUUAGUACAUAAUACUGUCACUGAGUCACAGUGGGUCUGUUAACAUAGCUCCUUUUGGUCAUCACUUAUUAAUCAACAUCAGUAAUCGACAUCAGUAUCUGUAUCUUCUUCUACAUCUGAGUCUGCCGGUUGUGCAAGGGGCUCUUCCUCACUGUAUUGGUUGGCACAAGUUUGUAAUUUGCACAGGUUUGUGCACUUCAGCCCAUUGCUGAGACAGGUGCAGUCUGGUGGUUUGCAUGUCCUCACACACUUGCAGGAUAGCAACUGCAAGACCCCAUCUGGUGCUGGGGAACCAUGCAUCCACUGUAUUUCCAGCUGCUCUUCAUCAUUUAUGGUCCACCCAUGGUCCUUGGGGCUUGGUACAGAUGGCUUGGUAUGAAGAGACCGUCUCCAGAUAGCAGCCUGGUAGUCGGCAUGAAUCAAAUGCAUUAAUAGGCAAUCCUGACAUGGUGUAAGCUGGCUGGACUCAACUUUAGCCAAGGUCCUGCAUGAAGGUGGUGAUAGUGAAAGGAUUGACGUUGUCUUUGACGUUUACAAGGACAUGUCAAUCAAAAAUUCAGAAAGACUAGGUGCAGACAUGGGGAUCCAGUUCAGAAACAUUGUUUCUGGCCACAAUAUUCAGCAGUGGAGGAAACUUCUCUGCAGCCCUGCCAACAAAGCCAGUCUCAUCAAGUUCUUGAUGGAGGAAUGGAGUUUUUCUCAGAUGAUUGUAUAGAGUGUAUACAUCAGUAGAUCUUAUUUUGUUGCUAAUGUCUUCUUGCCCUGCACCAGCCAGGAUGAUUGUAUAAUGAGUGCCUGCAUUUAAAAUAUGUCAGUGUCAUAUUAAGGUUGUGUUAUGAUAAUGCUAUUAGUCUGCAUUUACUUUACUUCUACUUCUAAGUCAAAAAAUAUCCUUAAUUUAGACCUUGAUUUAGACCUGACAAUUGGCUAAUUGAAGCUUAUAUAUACACACCUGUAUUAGAUAAAUUACUUGAAAUACUACUAAGGGGGUUAUUACAAGUCUCUAUGGCUAGCCAAUAGUUCAAACACACCUAAAUGAGAGGUUAAAAUGAAAGAAAGCUAAUUUUGAAGGAAGGCGAUUUUUCGUUUUUGAACAGCUGCACUCUAUUACUUUAAUGAGUGAUAACUACAAUAAAGCUACCAGUUACCAAGGUCUAUCAUAUAAAAACUUUUUAAAAAACUAAACUUAAAAAGCACUAUGAUACCUGAAAGAACUGCUCCACCAUCAAAUUGGGCCACACCCACUUCAUCAACUCAUUUAAUUAGACACAGGUUUGAUUCAUUUAUAGAAAAGAGCAGUGUGACCCAAAAAGAGUGUGACUUUUAAUGUGCUUUUGACUUUCUAUGUUGCAUUUGGAGUUAACAAAAAUUCCCCUUUUGAGGAAAAUAACAAAAUGAGAAAAAAUAUAAAAAGCUACCCCUAUGAAAAGUCUAUCAUAUUUUAAUUUACUUUUAUUGACCCUAAAAACAAUUUAGUAUAUGUAAGGUUUUGCCCACCCAAGUGGUACCGACAUCUGGUCCAAGAGCAUUUUGUAAGGGAUCAAACUGCCACUUAAUACUUACUUGACAAUGUAAAACAUGAUCAAAAUGAGAAAAUGCAUAUGUUUCACCUGUUUGCACAAUGUUUUUAUAUUUAAUUUUCAGCUGCUGCCAAGUGCACUUUUGUCCCGCUGGAUUGCACCUACAUAAAAUAAUUCAAUUGGCUCCAUGCAAGCAGUUUCCCCUGCAACAGUCUGUCAUUGUGAUUGCACAGGACUAGAUUUAAACUUACGCAUUGACGCGAGCAUCAAUUUCCUCCCAUGCCCUCUCCCUCUCCUUUGCAGCUGCUGCUGUAUUGCACUUUCUUUUAAAAAUGUGCUGUAAUUCGCCGUUGGCUUGCAUAAGUACUUCCAGCUCCACUUGCGUAGAAAAAAGCUGCCCUCCUUCUCCCUGUUUCCAUUGGUUGAUCAAUGAAUCUGGGCUCCACAGAUGCUGGCUGUUUAUGUCUGGCGUGCACGUGCUUAACUCCAGGUCAAACUACUCAGAGUUGCUAAAACUGACUCAAAUCAGGUGUUGUGAAACCGGAAACUCAGAGUUUCCUAUCUCAGAGUAGAUCAACUCAGAGUUAAGGAUUUGACUCAGAGUUUGUUGAACCACCUACGUGAAACGGACCUCUGUUGUCCUCUUCAGGUACGCCGAGUUCCUGCGUCUGACCCGAGCAGCCAUCAUCUGUCAGAAACAGUAUCGCAUGGUGAGAGACAGACGAACCUUCCUGAGGGUGAGACGGGCUGUGGUCACCAUCCAGGCCUACAGCCGAGGGAUGUACACACGGAGGGUCUACAAGGAGGUACACACACACACACACACACACACACACACACACACACACAUAUGGAGGGUCCACAAGGAGGUACACACACACAGAAACACACACUCACAUGCAGGGUCUACAAGGAGGUACGCACACACACAUAAACACACACACAGAGGUACACACACACACACAGGUAAACACACAUAAACACACAUGGAGGGUUUACAAGGAGGUACACACACACAGAAACACGCACACACACACACAGGAUCUACAAGGAGGUACGCAUACACACAAACAAACACACACACACACACACACACACACACACACACACACACACAGAGGUACACACACAUAAACACACAGAGGUACACACACAUCUCCUUUCCUUACCAUCUAACCUCUCCCUCACCUCCUCUUCCCUCUCCUCUUCUCUCCUCACCUCCUCUCUCCUCCUCCUCACCUCCUCUCCGUCCUCUACCUCCCCUCCUCACCUACUCACCUCCUCUCUCCUCACCUUCCCUCACCUUCCCUCACCUCCUCUGUCCUCUCCUCCUCCUCUCCCCUUCUCCUCACUUUCUCUCUCCUCUCUACUCUCCUUACCUCCUCUCUCUUCACCUCCUGUCCUCAUCUGCUCUCCUCCUCAGUUCCUCAUGCACCACAAAGCAAUGAUCAUCCAGCGUACCGUGCGCGGCUGGCUGCAGAGGAGGAAGUUCCUGCGAGCACGCGCCGCAGCCAUCAUCAUCCAGUGCGGGUUCAGACGGGUUCAUGCGAAGAAGCGUCUGCAGCAGCUGAAGAUCGAGGCUCGCUCCGCCCAACACCUGAAGAAACUCAACACGGGGAUGGAGAAUAAGAUCGUCCAGCUGCAGAGGAAGAUGGACGACCAGGUAGGACCAGGACUAACAGAAACAUAGUAAAUAUGACCCCGCCCCCUUACCCCCCACCUCACCUCCUCAAACCCGACCUGUGUCCACUCAGGGAAAGGAGUACCGGAACCAGAACGAGCAGCUGCUGCAGCAGAACAGCAGUCUGGGCUCGGAGGUGACCCGUCUGCAGAAACAGCUGGAGAUGAUCAGGAGUCAGCAGGGAGAAGGAGGAGGACAGCUGGCAUCUCUGAGUGAGGAGCUGGAGAGGCUGAGGGAGGAGCUGAAGGAGGCGCAGGCUCAGAAGAAGAAGAUGGAGGAGGAGUAUGGCUCGGAGAAACUCACGCUCCAACAGGUGAGAGAGCUGGUCAGAGGUCAGUUUUUUCUGUCUCCACAUUGAGCAUGCUCAGUUCUCUGACAGUGGUUCUCCUCCUCAGAGGGUGGAGGAGCUGGAGAGAGAAAACGGUCUGCUGAAGAAUGAGAAGGAGGAGCUGAACCAGAAGAUCCUGCAGCAGACCCAGAACUCUGAAGGUAAGAGACCGACCCACCUGUGACCCAGGAGACCGAGUCAGGGACUAAUCAGGGUCAGGUCCGAACUCAUGAGAAGGCUGGAUCUGAGAGUCCGACCUUCUCAUCAUCACUAUGGUCAAGUUACAGCACCACCUCAGAAAAGGAUGAUAAAAAAAUGUCAUAGUAUAGUAUGAUAAAAAUGUCGUAUCAGUAUGAUCAAACUAUCACAGUAUAGUAUGUUAAAAACAUCAUAAUAUAGUGUAAUAAAAAGUGUCAUAGUACAGUAUAAUAAAAAUGUCAUAAUAAAGUAUAUUAAAAAAUUGUCAUAGUGUGGUGUUCUGAAAAAUUUCAUAGUAUAGUAUGAUAAAAAUAUCAUGGUUUAGUAUGAUAAAAAUGCCAUAGUAUAGUAUGAUAAAAAUAUCAUGAUAUAGUAUAAUAAAUUGUGAUAGUAUACUAUGAUUAAAAUACAAAUAGUAUAGUAUUAAAAAAAUGUAAUUGCAUAGUAUGAUACAAAUGAUAACAAGUAUAAGAAAAAUGUCAUACAACAGUAUGCUAAAAAAUCAUUGAAUAGUAUGAUAAAAAUUCUUACUACAAAAUGAUAAAUAAAUGGUACAAUAUAGUAUGUUAAAAAAUUGUCAUAGUGUAGUAUUUUUUUUAAAAAAUAUUAUAGUAUAGUAUGAUAAAAAUGUCAAAACAACAGUAUGAUAAAAAAUGCCAAAGUAUAGUGUGUUAAAAAAAUGUAAAAGAAUAGUAUGAUGAAAAAAUUGUUAUAUUAUAGUACAUUAAAAAAAAAUCAUAGUAUGGUAUAAGAAUUAUCUUAAUAUAGUAUCACAAAAAAAUGUCAUACUAAAGUGUGUUAAAAAAAUCAUAAUAUAGUGUAACAAAAAUGUCAUACUAUUGUAUAAUAAAAAUGUCAUAGUGUUGUGGCUUUCCUUCUUGUUGUCAAAGCCACAUUAGAGCCAUGAAAGGCAGGGUUUCAUACAGGAAUGAACGAAGAGAUGUAUCCAGUUCAAAAACUAAGUUUACUUCGAAAAUCGAAAUACAUCCAAAACUCUGACACUCCGUAGAAAAAACUAUGUGCUCCUGUACACAGCUCUCAUCUAACUGAGGCCGUCGGUGACAUAAUCACGUUGAAAUACACGCACUCUAGAAAUAGCACAUAAAGUAUUAUUUCAAACUCUUAUAUAUCAGUCCCUUCUUCCUUCGCAUUUUUUUUUCUUUUUUUUUGUGAUCAUCUUGUCUUCACACUGCUUCUUGCAGUAAACACAGUUUAUUUAUUGGUCUCUCCAGAGUGGUGUUCUUGGUUUGUAGUUUCACUCUGCGAACAGUCCCACUGGCAUCAAGUCUGGUUUGGAGUAUUCUUCCCAUUAUCCAUGUGUUACAUGGAGCUGAACUGUCGACAAGUAACACCACAUCUCCUGGCUCAAAGUUUCUCCUCACUUGUGACCACUUUUGGCGCUCUUGGAGGAGAGGCAGAUAUUCACGAGUCCAUCUUGUCCAAAAGAGGUCUGCCAGAUAUUGCACCUGCCUCCAACGUCUUCUAGAUAGAUAGAUAGAUAGAUAGAUAGAUAGAUAGAUAGAUAGAUAGAUAGAUAGAUAGAUAGAUAGAUAGAUAGAUAGAUAGAUAGAUAGAUAGAUAGAUAGAUAGAUAGAUAGAUAGAUAGAUAGAUAGAUAGAUAGAUAGAUAGAGAACUUUAUUAAUCCCCGAGGGGAAAUUCGGUUGUUGUAGUAGCCGAUACAAGCAAUACAGAGAAAUACAAAAAAUACAUAAAAUAUACAAGACUAUACAAGACUAUACAAGGUAAUGAAUGAAUAUGAGUACUAAAAUAGUAUGUACUAAGAUUCUAGCAUACUGAUCAUCCUUGUUGAAAGUUCCCGGUGGCAUACUGGGCUGUACUUUCAUCAGCAGCAAAUGAUUGGGUAUUAACGGCUCAAUAUCACUUGGAUCAUCAGAUGUGUUUGUGAUUGGGCAAUUAUUUAUGAUGCUUUCAACCUCACACAUGAGGGUUUGGAGGCUGUCGUCUGUGAGAGUCUGUUCUUUCCCCAAAGCACUAAGAAUCUUCCGUACAGUGCGUAUUUGCCACUCCCAAACUCCUCCUUGAUGAGAUGCUGCAGGGCUGCUGAAGAUCUAUUUUAUUCCUUUCUUUUGCAUGGUCUUUUCAAUGUUUGUCUGGUCCAAGUUCUUGAUCGCCUCUCUUAGUUCCUUUUCUGCACCAACAAAAUUUGUGCCAUUAUCAGAGCGCAACAUGACGACCUGGCCUCUUCUGCUUAUGAAUCGGCGGCAAGGCGUUGAUGCAGGAGCUGGUAUCCAGACUGUCUGCCACCUCGAUGUGCACUGCCCUGAUGGUCAGGCUGGUGAAAAUUACACCAUAGCGUUUGACAGUUCCCCGGCCCCGCUUUAUGUCAAAGGGUCCAAAGUAAUCAACGCCUACAUUCGUGAAAGGCGGCUUGUCAGGCAAAAGGUGAUCCUUCAGGAGAUUUGCCAUUUUUUGCUCUCCAACUUGACCUCGUAGUCUCCUACAGACUGUGCACUCUGCUACAAUCUUUCUGAUGGCUGUGGUUACUUGAGGUACCGCAAAAUUUUUGUCUUAACUGGGAUAACACGUAGUUACGCCCACAGUGACCAAUUUUUCGAUGAACUGAGUGGCGACUCUGGAGUGUUUUGAGAGAAUAGCUGGAUGUUUGGCAUCCUGUGGCAUGGCGGAGUAGCUAAGUCGUCCUCCUACUCUCAAAAUGCUCUCUUGCAAAACAGGGUCAAGCUUGUACAGAUGACUGUUUCUUUUAACAGGCAACUUAUUUUGAAGAGCCUUUACUUCUUCAGGAAACCAUUGGGCUUGCCUGUGUCUGAUGAUUUCCGAUUCUGCAGCCAUCAGUUCCUCCAAGGUCAAUGUUUUCUUUUCCAUGACAGAUUUGUACUUGUCAAUGGACUGAUGCACAAACACUUUGUUUUUCUGGAUCCUUUUCUGUCUGAUAAAUGGAGUGUUGUCUUUUCUCUUUCAGAUGGAUCAAUGUUUCUUUAAAUCUCAGAAGCCAUGCAACUGCUCUUUUUAGUCUGUCCCAACUUGAAUGAUACUGAAGCAACCUGUUCACAGGAUCAGACUUUUCUUCAGCACUGAUGACGUUUGCUGUGAUGUUUUUUUGACUUCUGGAUCAUUUUGCAGAUUUUGAGACACAUUGUCCAGUUACCCUGGUCAUUCACUCUCUGGCUGUAACAGAAACUGAGGUCCAUUUAACCAUGUCUUUCCUUGGAGCAAGCCUUUCACUUUCACCCCUCUCGUGGCCUGGUCAGCAGGAUUUUCUGAUGUUCUGAUGUAUCGCCACUGUUGUGGUUUGGUGGCCUCUCGUAUGAGAUUAAUCCUGUUUGCCACAAAGGUCUUGAAGUGAGCUGUCUCAUUGUAGAUGUAUCUGAGGACCGUUGUACUGUCAGACCAGAAAAGAGAUGGCUGAAGUGGAAUUUGAAUUUCCUCUCACAGCAUCUUGUCCACUUUAACCGCCAUGACUGCUGCAGUUAACUCAAGUCUUGGAAUGGUGAGCUGUUCAAGCGGUCCAACUCUCGACUUCCCAGACACAAAAGCACAAUGAAUUCUUCCUUGAUGGUUCACUAGCACGAGAUAAGACACUACGCCAUAUGCGCUUUGACUUGCAUCGGCAAAAUGAUGCAGCCGUGCUUCUGAUGUUUCUCCAAAACCCAGGGGCUUAACGCAUCGGUGUAUACUGAGGCCUGAGAGGUGUGUAAGAUCUUCCAACCACUUGGAUAUUAUGCUCUUGACUCGGGCGCCCUGAGAGUGGCAGCAAGUCACAGCAGCUCCUCAACGACUUCACGUUUUUGCGUUCUUAUUGUUGUUUUUUGCACCUUUUUAUCUUUCUCUUCAUUCAGCAGUGUCGUGUCUGCAUAUUCCAGCCAUGGAUGUGCAGUUCAUGACUCUAGCACUUUGUUUUCUUUUAUUUUUCGGAGUUUUUAAGUCCGCGACCGGCGACCCAUUCAGCGGCCGCAUUGUUUUACAGCCGUGAACAGCUGUUGGCGCUGCGCCAAGCCCGGCCACCUUCGUGGGAGAGACCGGACAUCCCCGCUAAGCUCCGCAGGAGAAGGAGAGGAUGCAGGGCUGGAGUUCAGCAUCGGGCAAAGCGGAGGCGUUACAAACCAACUGUCCCGUCCAUCAUCAUGGGAAACGUGAGGUCUCUCCCCAACAAGAUGGAAGAGCUCACAGCGCUAACUCGGCUGCAGUGGGAGUAUAGGGAAUGUAGCCUCAUGAUGUUCACGGAGUCAUGGCUGAACGAACUCACUCCGGACCCGCUCGUAACUUUGGACGGAUUUCACCUCGUCAGAGCGGACCGGAGCGUGAGGGAGAGUGGUAAGAAGAAAGGAGGCGGGAUAGCGGUGUAUGUGAAUGAGAGAUGGUGUAAUGCUGGGCACGUCAGUGUUAAAGAGCAGCUCUGCUCUAAGGACAUUGAGCUGCUGGCUGUGAGUUUGCGGCCUUAUUACCUGCCGAGGGAAUUUUCGCACGUCAUCGCGUUAACUGUUUACAUCCCCCCUCGGCUGAGGCUGCUGCAGCCUGUGAACUCCUCCAUAAUGAAGUGUCCAAGCUACAGACAUCACACCCUCAGUCUCUGAUCAUCAUCUCUGGAGACUUUAAUCAUGCAUCGCUGUCCUCCACUCUCCCUACCUUCAGCCAGUAUGUAAACUGCCCAACAAGAGACAAUAAAACUCUGGACUUACUGUAUGCAAACACCAAGGAUGCAUACACCUCCUCCCCCUUCCCCCGCUGGGCCGCUCAGAUCACAACCUGGUGAGACUGCAGCCCAUUUACAUACCUAUGGUGAAGAAACAACCCCCCACCAUCAGGUAUGUUAAGAGGUGGUCUGAGGAGGCCACUGAGGCGCUGCAGGACUGUUUUGAGACCACAGACUGGGAUGUACUGUGCGGCCCACAUGGUGAUGACAUCGACACCAUGACUGACUGCAUCACGGACUAUAUUAACUUCUGUGUUGAGAACACCGUACCCACCAGGAAAGUACGGUGUUUCUCCAACAGCAAACCCUGGGUGACCCCGGAACUGAAAGUCCUCCUGAAGGAGAAGAGGAGGGUCUUUAAAUCUGGGGACAAGGAGGAGCUGAGGAGGGUGCAGAAGGAGUUGAAGAAGAAGAUCAGAGAGGGAAAGGCCAGCUACAAGACCAAGAUGGAAAACCUUUUGCAACAGAACAACGCAAGGGAGGUCUGGAGAGGCCUAAAAUACAUCUCAGGUCAUAGCAGGGGCCAUGAGAGGGGAUCUGAAGCAGGAGACAGGGAGUGGGCCAACGAGCUGAAUCUGUUCUUCAAUAGAUUUGACUCUACUCCCACUCCUCCCCCGACUCAUCUAACCAACGACCCGUCUGCUGCUCCUCCUUCUUCUUAUUCUUAUUCACACCACCUCAGUCCCAUGGCACCGACACCAUCAACCCCCCUCCACUCAUCCUCCACCACCCCCUCCAGCACCACCCCCAGCCUCUCCAUAACAGCUGACCAGGUGAGAAGUGAGCUGAGGAAGAUGAAGCCAAGGAAAGCCACGGGUCCUGACGGCAUCAGCCCCAGACUCCUGAAAGACUGUGCAGACCAGCUCUGUGAGGUGCUACUGCACAUCUUCAGCUUGAGCCUGAGUCUGGAGAGGGUCCCAACACUGUGGAAGACUUCCUGCGUGAUUCCUGUCCCCAAGACAGCGCACCCUAGGGAGCCCAACCACUUCAGACCUGUGGCCCUCACUUCUCACCUGAUGAAGACUCUGGAGAGGAUCGUGCUGAGGAACCUCCGACCCCUGGUGAGCUCUCAUCUGGAUCCUCUGCAGUUUGCGUACCAGCCGAACAUCGGGGUGGAUGACGCAGUCAUCUACCUGCUGCAGAGGUCCAUGGCUCACCUGGAGAACACUGGCAGCACUGUGAGGGUCAUGUUUUUUGACUUCUCCAGUGCGUUCAACACCAUCCAGCCUUCACUGCUCAGGGGGAAGCUCGAGCGGGCGGGAGUGGACUGUCACCUAGCCGCAUGGACCGUGGACUACCUCACCGACAGACCACAGUUUGUGAGGCUUCAGAACUGUGUAUCGGACAUGGUGGUCUGCAGCACGGGGGCUCCACAGGGGACAGUGCUCUCCCCCUUCCUCUUCACCCUGUACACCUCAGACUUCAGCUACAACUCUGGGAGCUGUCACCUCCAGAAGUUCUCUGAUGACACAGCCAUCGUCGGAUGUGUAUCGUCAGGGGAUGAGCGGGAAUACAGGACUGUCAUCACUGACUUUGUCAACUGGUGUGGCACAAACCACCUCCAGCUCAACGCCAGUAAGACAAAGGAGAUGGUUGUGGAUUUCCGCAGGAGGGGGACACCUCAAACAGUUCCAGUGAACAUACAGGGUCUGGACAUCAAGAUGGUGGAGUCCUACAGAUUCCUGGGUGUCCACCUCAACAACAAACUGGACUGGUCAACAAACACAGACGUUCUGUACAAGAAGGGCCAAAGUCGUCUCCACCUGCUGAGGAGACUGAGGUCCUUUGGAGUGUGCAGGACUCUGCUCAGGACUUUCUAUGACUCUGUGGUAGCAUCUGCACUUUUCUAUGCAGUGGUCUGCUGGGGGGCAGGGAGCACCGAGAGGGACAGGAAGAGACUGAAUAGACUGGUCAGGAGGGCCGGUUCUGUCCUGGACUGCUCUUUGGACUCCCUGGAGGAGGUGGGUGAGAGGAGGAUGUUAACAAAGCUUAUAUCCAUCAUGGACAAUCCCUCUCACCCACUGCACCAGACUGUGGGGGCUUUAGGCAGCUCCUUCAGCAGCAGACUGAGACUCCCACCCUGCAGGACGGAGCGCUACCGCAGAUCAUUCCUCCCCUCUGCAAUAAGACUUUACAAUGAACAGUAACAAAACUGAUUUUACACCACCACUUUUUUUAUGGCAUUUAAAUUGUGUAUAUUGCAGAAAGCUUUAUUUUUUCUUCUCCCUUUUCUCUUUUUCAAUUUUUUUUUUCUUAAUUAUUACAUUUAUUAAGUUCUUAAUAUUAGGACCCUUAUUGUUAUAACUGCAUUUUGCACUUUCUGUCUUGUCUGUGAUGCUGCUGUGACAAAAAAAUUUCCCCCAUGGGGGAUCAAUAAAGGAAUAUUCUAUUCUAUUCUAUUCUAUUCUACACCACUGAUCAACUUUCUCUCCACUUAUUUCUUCAUCCCAUCCUUGCUUUUCUUGGCACAGAUCUCUCAAAAGAAGCUUAGCAGGAAGCACCACUGGCGCCAGGAAGCCAAGAGGGUUGUAGAUGGAAUUUACUACAGACAGAAUACCUCUUCUGGUCUUUGGCUUGUACUGUGGCUGGAUCCUGUAGGCGAAUGAAUCAUCUUCUGUGCACCACUGUACACCGAGUGCUCUUUCAGUGGGCAAAGCGUCAUGAGUGAGAUCUAGAUCUUUAAGCUCACUGGCUCGGUGCUCUUUGGGAAUGGAUGAUAGAACUUUUCUGCUGUUGCUCACCCAUUUUGUGAGGUUAAAACCUCCCUCUGCACACAGGUCUCGCAGGUUCUUCACCAAGGCAACAGCUUUUUCUUCUGAACUCACAGAUUUCAAACAGUCGUCCAUAUAAAAAUUAUGUUGAACUGUUUCCGCAACCUCUGGAGCAGCCGUGUCUUUUCUGUCUUCUGCACUUCUACGCAAAGCGUAACAAGCAACACUAGGGGAGGAGGUAGCUCCAAACAGAUGGACCACCAUCCUAUACUCCUUUAGGGGUUCUUGUAGGUUGCCAUCCGGCCACCACAAAAAUCUCAACAGGUUGGCAUCUGCUUCUGGCACUCUCACUUGAUAAAACAUUGACUCAAUGUCCACCAUUAUCGCUAUUGGUUCUUAGCGGAAUCUGACUAAGACUCCAAUAAGUGAGUUGGUGAGGUCAGGGCCUUGUAGUAAUGAGCCAUUCAUGGAUACCUCUCUAAAUGUGGCCAUGCAGUCAAAGACCACAUGAAUCUUCUUUUUCUUGGGGUGAUAGACCCCAUGGUGAGGGACGUACCACAGCUUGUUGUCAUUCUGGUCCAGCUGUUCUUGAGGAACUUCAACAGCAUAGCCUUUGCUGAGCAGACUGUGCAUGAACCCCUUGUAGUCUUCAAGAAACACUUCAUCUUUCUGUAGCUUCCUUCUGAGACUAGCAGCUCGCUGAUUCUGCCACACAGCGGUUGUUGGGUAUCUUGACUGUGUCACACUUUAAAGGAAGACCCACACAGUAAUGUCCAUCUUCAUAUUUUGUUGUUCUUUGUACUGCCAACAUAAACUGCUUGUCCUCUUGAGACAUCUCUUCCUUGUCAUCGUAACAAUGUUCAGGAAAGUCUGUGUUAUAUUGCUGGACCAGUAGCUGUUCUAUUUCUGCCACAGAGACUCUGUUCACACUGUAGUGAGGUGCAUUCUCCAUGGACUUGCUCUUGCUGUUUACAGGUCCACAAACCAUCCAACCCAGAACUGUUUUUAUGGCCUAUGGCCCAUCAUCUUGACUGUUAAUUACCUGCCACGGUUCCAUUGUCUUAGCAUUGUUGGCUCCAAUAAGCAGAUCAACGUUGCCGUCGAUGUGUGGUAAGUUCACUCAGAUGUGGCCAUUUUUGCAGAUGUUGUUGCCUGGGGAUGUUUUCUCUCUGAACAGGAAUAUUGUUGUGUGUGAAAACUUUUGAAAGAUGAAAGUAUUCUGUGUUUUCCAGUCCACAUACUUCCAGUUCUGAGAGCAUGUAACUGUUCAUCAGCUUCUGUCCAUCAGGUUUGUUUUGACUCAUCGUGCUCAGUAGAAUCUGAGUUGACUUCCCUUUCAUGUUCAGUUUCUUUUGGAGCUCCUCUGUGCAGAAGGUGGCGGUGCUGCCAGGGUCCAUGAAAGCAUAUGUCUCAACAGAUUUUCCACCCUUCCAAGACCGCACUUUCACUGGAACAAUAGACAACUAGGACCCCGUUGGGGCACUGGCGGGCCCGAGCCGUGUCGCGUCCCCCCCCCCAACGUGCUGCCUCCCCGUCCCAUUUGUGUCCUCUGGCCAUCGCCCUCUCUGGUAAUGCCCAUCACUGCAAAGACCCUUUUCCUUCAUCGGCGUUUGCUGUUCUUCCUGCCAGUGCGUGUUGCUUUCACUUACACUUGCCACAGCCAGCCUCGUGAGUGCCUAGCCUAUUGGAUAUCACUGUCACCUACACAGGACAGUCAUUACCUUUCUAUUAAUACUUUGUGUUUUAAUUUCACAUUAAUUUCCAUAUUGUAUAAACGACUGGAAAAAACUUGAGCCCCUGCCCCUGUAUAAUCAUGUGCAUGUCUCUGUUCUAGCUCCAAGGUGAAUCUUCACUGCUCAUGUUCUCCUCAGAAGCACUCACCUCACUCCCCUCAGGUUACUGUACACAUGCACCAACUGCCUGCUUCAGGUUUGGAUGGAGCUUCAUGGUUGUCUUUUGGAGAAAUGACCAGUCAAGUUGUGUUUGAAAUUUGAUUUUUUUCAGGGGCAAAAGGAGCCUCUGCAUUCUUGUCAAAUAUGUAAAUAGCAUGUUUUUGCAGGUGCUAAAAACCAGACUCUGAGUGUGUGUGUGUGUGUGUGUGUGUGCGUGUGUGUGUGUCUGUGUGUGCGUUCAAGUCACAUGACAUAUUUAACCGGAUGUAGCUGCAAGACGGAGCCUCGUUGACUCUCCGUUUCAACUUAUUUCAAAAGUGAGGACCUCAACCUAUAUACCAGUUUUUAAAUUGUGUUGAUAGGCCAAAUAAAACCAGAGUUAUGAUAAAUUAUGUCCGCGAUACUUUUUUUCUGCUUAUUUUGAUCACGUUCGGCGCUCGAUCGCGCUGUAUGAGACAGGAAAACAUAGCAUGCAGACAUUAGCGACAGGUCUUACAGGCGGAAAAGGCUUGCCAAAAGAAAAAAAAAACACACCACAACAUCUCUCCUAUUGGUGGAAAACUUCACCACAACAACCAAUCCAAAAUUAUAUGGUGACUGAUUGACAAGGGGCGGGCGCUUACGUUCUUCCUGCAACAUGAGAAGGGAGGGAGGGACUCUCAGCAGGGAUGCAGUCUGGGACACGUAGUUGCAAACCUAGCGACUUUGUUGUUAGAUUCAAUGACUUUUCAGACCCCCUAACGACUUUUUUUUAGAAAGAAAGUGACUUUUAUCGACUUCUUCUGGAGUUUAGAGACUCUGACAUGAAGCAGGCUUUCCUUACUGAGGAGUUAGCAACGCUGCUAAGGGUGCAGAGCCACACAUGCGCUCAGAGCUCUGCAUGGGAGACUGAAGCUGACAGAGCUGCAGCAGUUAGCAGGUUUCACCCUCAGAGACCACCAGGGGUUCAUGUUGAGGCAUUUUAAUUUUUUCUUUUUUUUGUGCCAUAGACACUGUCAGCACAAUCUGCAGUUACACUAACAAAAAUGCUGCAAAAAACAAAGAAUUAUGGAAAAAUUACACAUGGACUGACAUAGAGGAGGAUCUACACAAGUUUUUUACAUCAUGUUUUACAUCAUGCAUCAUUUACAUCAUGUUUUUUUGUAGUGGCAUAAAUAAAAAGUGACAUUUGUGAGACUAUACAGUGUUUUGUAAAUAAUUUUACAAAGAACGCCUGGGCCAUUGCCUGCAUUUUGAUGUAAAUAGAGGUAAAUCACUAUGUUCUUUGUUAAAAAUUUGCAUAUGUUUUGAAGUUUACAAUUUUUAUUUGAAGUUUAAGUUUUGAAAACAGUUCAUCACACAUAUUUGUGGUUUUCACAGUAAAAAUGUUACUUUUUUCCACUCGGAUUUUAUGUUUUGUGUGUGAAUUUGGGUCCAUUGUGUAAAUUCAGUAUGUCAACAUGAUAAAAUAACUGUAAAUUCGCACAGGUGAGGUUGUGCUGAAAAAAAUGAUACCAGGCAAGGCACGUGAUUGUCAAAUUUUGUGUCAAUAUGACAAAGCGUAUAGGCGUGAAUCUCAACAAUAUGUAUUUUCACCUUAAGGGACAAGAAAAAAUGGACUUUUUUCUCCUGCCAUGGGGGGGCGCUCUUUUGGGGAGUAAAAAUUCCUUCACAAAUGUGUUGAUGGCUGGACAUUGCAUCAUCCUAGAAAACUUGGAGGCCAGUGAGGACAAAAAUAAAAAGUUAUAAGACUUUUAAAUAUGUGGAUUUUAGGGUUAUCUUUGGCGCCCCCUAGAACCUAAACCGUGGGGUGCAGCGUCAUGAUUUUGAUAAAUUUUAAUGGCCAUGGGGUGUAGAUUGGCCUGAGCAAAUGUGGUGCCGGUGGAACGAAAGCCUUAGGAGGAGUUAGCCACAUUCCAAUGUGUGCGGAUCGGCAAAAAAUGCGGAAUAACCCUUUAACCGUACAUUUGACAGAUACGCGCGCAUUGACUUUUUCGUAGAUCUUAUUGAGUUACAUGUGUGUGUCAAUUUUUGUGUCAUUUUGACAAAGCGUAUAGGCGUGACACUCAACAAUGUGUAUUUUCACCUUAGGGGACAAGAAAAAAUUGACUUUUUUCUCCUGCCAUGGGGGGGCGCUCUUUUGGGGAGUAAAAAUUCCUUCACAAAUGUGUUGAUGGCUGGACAUUGCAUCAUCCUAGAAAACUUGGAGGCCAGUGAGGACAAAAAUAAAAAGUUAUAAGACUUUUAAAUAUGUGGAUUUUAGUGUUAUCUUUGGCGCCCCCUAGAACCUAAACCUUGGGGUGCAGCGUCAUGAUUUUGAUAACUUUUAAUGGCCACGGGGUGUAGAUUGGCCUGAGCAAAUGUGGUGCCGGUGGAACGAAAGCCUUCGGAGGAGUUAGCGAAAUUCCAAUGUGUGCGGAUCGGAAAAAAAUGCGAAAUAACCCUUUAACCGUACAUUUGACAGAUACGGCCGCACUGACUUUUUUGUAACUCUUAUUGAGAUACAUAUGUGUGUCAAUUUUUGUGUCAAUAUGACAAAGCGUACAGGCGUGACAGUCAAUAGUGUGAAUUUCCACCUUAGGGGGCGCUAUGGAGCCAUUUUGCAUUUUAUUGUUUGGGCGACUUCAGAAUAUCGAAUUUUUCACCAGGCCCGGUCGUCCUGCCAAAUUUCAUGAGUUUUCGCCAGUGGGAAGUGGGCCAUUUUCCAGUUCAAAGGGGAGGAAAAAGAAGAAACUAGGGCCCCGGUGGGGCACUGUCGGGCCCGAGCCGCGUCGCGCCGCCCCUAGCGCGACCGCCUCCCCCUCCCGAUCGCGUCACACUCAAGGUCCAAAGAUGGUGUGCGCACUUGUCUGUGGUCAUUUCCCAUUAUAAUGAAUGGGAGGCGCAGUUUCUACCAAAACACUCGCUGCAGACAAACUUCAUGUCCUAUUUGAAAAAAGUCUGGACCAUGAGUGAGGGCACAAACACAGCUAUGAUAUAUCGAAAUGGCAGGUUGCUCCUCCUUACGGUGUUGCCUGGAGAGCGAUGCGAUUGAGCCAUUGAGCGAUGGGCAGGGUUAACUUGACUUUUUCUCCUGCCUUGGGGGGGGAUGUGGAUUCCUUUAAGAAUGUGGAUUUUUGGGUCAUCUUUGGCGCCCCCUAGAACGUAAACCGUGGGGUGCAGCGUCAUGAUUUUUACAACUUUGAAUGGCCAUGGGGUGUAGAUUUGCCUGAGCAAAUUUGGUGUCAGUGGGACGAAAGCCUUAGGAGGAGUUAGCCACAUUCCAAUGUGUGCGAAUCGGCAAAAAAUGCAAAAUAGCCCUUUAACCGUACAUUUGACAGAUACGCGCGCAUUGACUUUUUUGUAGAUCUUAUUGAGAUACAUGUGUGUGUCAAUUUUUGUGUCAAUAUGAUAAAGCGUACAGGCGUGACAGUCAAUAGUGUGAAUUUCCACCUUAGGGGACAAGAAAAAAUUGACUUUUUUCUCCUGCCAUGGGGGGGCGCUCUUUUGGGGAGUAAAAAUUCCUUCACAAAUGUGUUGAUGGCUGGACAUUGCAUCAUCCUAGAAAACUUGGAGGCCAGUGAGGACAAAAAUAAAAAGUUAUAAGACUUUUAAAUAUGUGGAUUUUAGGGUUAUCUUUGGCGCCCCCUAGAACCUAAACCGUGGGGUGCAGCGUCAUGAUUUGAAUAACUUUUAAUGGCCAUGGGGUGUAGAUUGGCCUGAGCAAAUGUGGUGCCGGUGGAACGAAAGCCUUCGGAGGAGUUAGCGAAAUUCCAAUGUGUGCGGAUCGGCAAAAAAUGCGGAAUAACCCUUUAACCGUACAUUUGACAGAUACGCGCGCAUUGACUUUUUCGUAGAUCUUAUUGAGAUACAUGUGUGUGUCAAUUUUUGUGUCAUUUUGCCAAAGCAUACAGGUGUUACACUCAACAAUGUGUAUUUUCACCUUAGGGGACAAGAAAAAAUGGACUUUUUUCUCCUGCCAUGGGGGGGCGCUCUUUUGGGGAGUAAAAAUUCCUUCACAAAUGUGUUGAUGGCUGGACAUUGCAUCAUCCUAGAAAACUUGGAGGCCAGUGAGGGCAAAAAUAAAAAGUUAUAAGACUUUUAAAUAUGUGGAUCUUAGGGUUAACUUUGGCGCCCCCUAGAACCUAAACCGUGGGGUGCAGCGUCAUGAUUUGAAUAACUUUUAAUGGCCAUGGGGUGUAGAUUGGCCUGAGCAAAUGUGGUGCCGGUGGAACGAAAGCCUUCGGAGGAGUUAGCGAAAUUCCAAUGUGUGCGGAUCGGCAAAAAAUGCGAAAUAACCCUUUAACCGUACAUUUGACAGAUACGCCCGCACUGACUUUUUUGUAGAUCUUAUUGAGAUACAUGUGUGUGUCAAUUUUUGUGUCAUUUUGACAAAGCGUACACGCGUGACAGUCAAUAGUGUGAAUUUUCACCUUAGGGGGCGCUAUGGAGCCAUUUUGCAUUUUCUUGUUUGGGCGACUUCGGAAUAUCAAAUUUUUCACCAGGCCCGGUCGUCCUGCCAAAUUUCAUGAGUUUUCGCCAGUGGGAAGUGGGCCAUUUUCCAGUUCAAAGGGGAGGAAAAAGAAGAAACUAGGGCCCCGGUGGGGCACUGUCGGGCCCGAGCUGCGUCGCACCGCCCCCAGUGCGACCGCCUCCCCCUCCCGAUCGCGUCACACUCAAGGUCCAAAGAUGGUGUGCGCACUUGUCUGUGGUCAUUUCCCAUUAUAAUGAAUGGGAGGCGCAGUUUCUACCAAAACGCUCGCUGCAGACAAACUACAUGUCCUAUUUGAAAUAAGUCUGGACCAUGAGUGAGGGCAGAAACACAGCUAGGAUAUAUCCAAAUGGCAAGUUGCUCCUCCUUACGGUGUUGCCGGGAGAGCGAUGCGAUUGAGCCAUUGAGCGAUGGGCAGGGUUAACUUGACUUUUUCUCCUGCCUUGGGGGGGGGGGGGAUGUGGAUUCUUUUAAGAAUGUGGAUAUUUGGGUCAUCUUUGGCGCCCCCUAGAACAUAAACCGUGGGGUGCAGCGUCAUGAUUUUUACAACUUUGAAUGGCCAUGGGAUGUAGAUUGGCCUGAGCAAAUUUGGUGUCGGUGGGACGAAAGCCUUAGGAGGAGUUAGCCACAUUCCAAUGUGUGCGAAUCGGCAAAAAAUGCGAAAUAGCCCUUUAACCGUACAUUUUACAGAUACGUGCCCAUUGACUUUUUCGUAGAUCUUAUUGAGAUACACGUGUGUGUCAGAUUUUGUGUCAUUUUGACAAAGCGUAUAGGCGUGACAGUCAACAAUGUGUUUUUUCACCUUAGGGGACAAGAAAAAAUGGACUUUUUUCUCCUGCCAUGGGGGGGCGCUCUUUUCGGGAGUAAAAAUUCCUUUACAAAUGUGUUGAUGGCUGGACAUUGCAUCAUCCUAGAAAACUUGGAGGCCAGUGAGGACAAAACUAAAAAGUUAUAAGACUAUUAAGAAUGUGGAUUUUUGGGUUAUCUUUGGCGCCCCCUAGAACCUAAACCGUGGAGGGCAGCGUCAUGAUUUGUACAACUUUCAAUGGCCAUGGGGUGUAGAUUGGCCUGAGCAAAUUUGGUGCCGGUAGAAAGAUAGCCUUCGGAGGAGUUAGCGAAAUUCCAAUGUGUGCGAAUCGGCAAAAAAUGCAAAAUAGCCCUUUAACCGUACAUUUGACAGAUAUGUGCCCUUUGACUUUUUCAUAGAUCUUAUUGAGAUACACGUUAUUGUCAAAUUUUGUGUCAAUAUGACAAAGGGUACAGGGGUGACACUCAAAAAUGUGUAUUUUCACCUUAGGGGACAAGAAAAAAUGGACUUUUUUCUCCUGCCAUGGGGGGGCGCUCUUUUGGGGAGUAAAAAUUUCUUCACAGAUGUGUUGAUGGCUGGACAUUGCAUCAUCCUAGAAAACUUGGAGGCCAGUUUGGAAAAAAAUAAAAAGUUAUAAGACUUUUAACACUGUGGAUUUUUGGGUUAUCUUUGGCGCCCCCUAGAACCUAAACCGUGGGGUGCAGCAAGAUGAUUUGUACAACUUUGAAUGGCCAUGGGGGGUAGAUUGGCCUGCGCAAAUGUGGUGCCGGUGGAACGAAAGCCUUCGGAGGAGUUAGCGAAAUUCCAAUGUGUGCAGAUCUGCAAAAAAUGCGAAAUAACCCUUUAACCGUACAUUUGACAGAUACGCCCGCACUGACUUUUUUGUAGAUCUUAUUGAGAUACAUGUGUGUGUCAAUUUUUGUGUCAUUUUGACAAAGCGUACAGCCGUCAUGUGAAUUUUCACCUUAGGGGGCGCUAUGGAGCCAUUUUGCAUUUUAUUGUUUGGGCGACUUCAGAAUAUCGAAUUUUUCACCAGGCCCGGUCGUCCUGCCAAAUUUCCUGAGUUUUCGCCAGUGGGAAGUGGGCCAUUUUCCAGUUUAAAGCGGAGGAAAAAUAAUAACGAAAGAAGGAAACAUGCAGGAACAAGAGGGCUCUCGCAGCUGCUUAGCAGCUACGCUCGGGCCCUAAGAAAGAACUAGGACCCCGUUGGGGCACUGGCGGGCCCGAGCUGUGUCGCGUCCCCCCCCCAACGCGCUGCCUCCCCGUCCCAUUUGUGUCCUCUGGCUAUCGCCCUCUUUGGUAACGCCCAUCACUGCAAAGACCCUUUUCCUUCAUCGGCGUUUGCUGUUCUUCCUGCCAGUGCGUGUUGCUUUCACUUACACUUGCCACAGCCAGCCUCGUGAGUGCCUAGCCUAUUGGAUAUCACUGUCACCUACACAGGACAGUCAUUACCUUUCUAUUAAUACUUUGUUUUUUAAUUUCACAUUAAUUUCCAAAUUGUAUAAACGACUGGAAAAAACUUGAGCCCCUGCCCCUGUAUAAUCAUGUGCAUGUCUCUGUUCUAGCUCUAAGGUAAAUCUUCACUGCUCAUGUUCUCCUCAGAAGCACUCACCUCACUCCCCUCAGGUUACUGUACACAUGCACCAACUACCUGCUUCAGGUUUGGAUGGAGCUUCAUGGUUGUCUUUUGGAGAAAUGACCAGUCAAGUUGUGUUUGAAAUUUGAUUUUUUUCAGGGGCAAAAGGAGCCUCUGCAUUCUUGUCAAAUAUGUAAAUAGCAUGUUUUUGCAGGUGCUAAAAACCAGACUCUGAGUGUGUGUGUGUGUGUGCGUGUGUGUGUGUGUCUGUGUGUCUGUGUGUGCGUUCAAGUCACAUGACAUAUUUAACCGGAUGUAGCUGCAAGACGGAGCCUCGUUGACUCUCCGUUUCAAUUUAUCUCAAAAGUGAGGACCUCAACCUAUAUACCAGUUUUUAAAUUGUGUUGAUAGGCCAAAUAAAACCAGAGUUAUGAUAAAUUAUGUCCGCGAUACUUUUUUUCUGCUUAUUUUGAUCACGUUCGGCGCUCGAUCGCGCUGUAUGAGACAGGAAAACAUAGCAUGCAGACAUUAGCGACAGGUCUUACAGGCGGAAAAGGCUUGCCAAAAGAAAAAAAAACACACCACAACAUCUCUCCUAUUGGUGGAAAACUUCACCACAACAACCAAUCCAAAAUUAUAUGGUGACUGAUUGACAAGGGGCGGGCGCUUACGUUUUUCCUGCAACAUGAGAAGCGAGGGAGGGACUCUCAGCAGGGAUGCAGUCUGGGACACGUAGUUGCAAACCUAGCGACUUUGUUGUUAGAUUCAAUGACUUUUCAGACCCCCUAACGACUUUUUUUUAGAAAGAAAGUGACUUUUAUCGACUUCUUCUGGAGUUUAGAGACUCUGACAUGAAGCAGGCUUUCCUUACUGAGGAGUUAGCAACGCUGCUAAGGGUGCAGAGCCACACAUGUGCUCAGAGCUCUGCAUGGGAGACUGAAGCUGACAGAGCUGCAGCAGUUAGCAGGUUUCACCCUCAGAGACCACCAGGGGUUCAUGUUGAGGCAUUUUAAAUUUUUUUUUUUUUUUGUGCCAUAGACACUGUCAGCACAAUCUGCAGUUACACUAACAAAAAUGCUGCAAAAAACAAAGAAUUAUGGAAAAAUUACACAUGGACUGACAUAGAGGAGGAUCUACACAAGUUUUUUACAUCAUGUUUUACAUCAUGCAUCAUUUACAUCAUGUUUUUUUGUAGUGGCAUAAAUAAAAAGUGACAUUUGUGAGACUAUACAGUGUUUUGUAAAUAAUUUUACAAAGAACGCCUGGGCCAUUGCCUGCAUUUUGAUGUAAAUAGAGGUAAAUCACUAUGUUCUUUGUUAAAAAUUUGCAUAUGUUUUGAAGUUUACAAUUUUUAUUUGAAGUUUAAGUUUUAAAAACAGUUCAUCACACAUAUUUGUGGUUUUCACAGUAAAAAUGUUACUUUUUUCCACUCGGAUUUUAUGUUUUGUGUGUGAAUUUGGGUCCAUUGUGUAAAUUCAGUAUGUCAACAUGAUAAAAUAACUGUAAAUUCGCACAGGUGAGGUUGUGCUGAAAAAAAUGAUACCAGGCAAGGCACGUGAUUGUCAAAUCUUGUGUCAAUAUGACAAAGCGUAUAGGCGUGAAUCUCAACAAUAUGUAUUUUCACCUUAGGGGACAAGAAAAAAUGGACUUUUUUCUCCUGCCAUGGGGGGGCGCUCUUUUGGGGAGUAAAAAUUCCUUCACAAAUGUGUUGAUGGCUGGACAUUGCAUCAUCCUAGAAAACUUGGAGGCCAGUGAGGACAAAAAUAAAAAGUUAUAAGACUUUUAAAUAUGUGGAUUUUAGGGUUAUUUUUGGCGCCCCCUAGAACCUAAACCGUGGGGUGCAGCGUCAUGAUUUGAAUAACUUUUAAUGGCCAUGGGGUGUAGAUUGGCCUGAGCAAAUGUGGUGCCGGUGGAACGAAAGCCUUCGGAGGAGUUAGCCACAUUCCAAUGUGUGCGUAUCGGCAAAAAAUGCGGAAUAACCCUUUAACCGUACAUUUGACAGAUACGCGCUCAUAGACUUUUUUGUAGAUCUUAUUGAGAUACAUGAGUGUGUCAAUUUUUGUGUCAUUUUGCCAAAGCGUAAAGGCGUGACACUCAACAAUGUGUAUUUUCACCUUAGGGGACAAGAAAAAAUGGACUUUUUUCUCCUGCCAUGGGGGGGCGCUCUUUUGGGGAGUAAAAAUUCCUUCACAAAUGUGUUGAUGGCUGGACAUUGCAUCAUCCUAGAAAACUUGGAGGCCAGUGAGGACAAAAAUAAAAAGUUAUAAGACUUUUAAAUAUGUGGAUUUUAGGGUUAUUUUUGGCGCCCCCUAGAACCUAAACCGUGGGGUGCAGCGUCAUGAUUUGAAUAACUUUUAAUGGCCAUGGGGUGUAGAUUGGCCUGAGCAAAUGUGGUGCCGGUGGAACAAAAGCCUUCGGAGGAGUUAGCGAAAUUCCAAUGUGUGCGGAUCGGCAAAAAAUGCGAAAUAGCCCAUUAACCGUACAUUUGACAGAUACGCCCGCACUGACUUUUUUGUAGAUCUUAUUGAGAUACAUGUGUGUGUCAAAUUUUGUGUCAUUUUGACAAAGCGUACAGGCGUGACACUCAAUCAUGUGAAUUUUUCACCUUAGGGGGCGCUAUGGAGCCAUUUUGCAUUUGAUUUUUUGGGCGACUUCAGAAUAUCGAAUUUUUCACCAGGCCCAGUCGUCCUGCCAAAUUUCAUGACUUUUCACCAGUGGGAAGUGGGCCAUUUUCCAGUUCAAAGGGGCAGAAAAAUAAUAAGAAGAAGAAGAAGAAAGAAGAAUCCAUCAGGAAUAAUAGGGCUCUCGCAGCUGCUUAGCAGCUACGCUCGGGCCCUAAAGAAACAAAGAAAAACCACUUGGGGAAUAAUAGGGCUCUCGCAGCUGCUUAGCAGCUACGCUCGGGCCCUAAAGAAAGAAACAAAGAAAAACCCCUUGGGGAAUAAUAGGGCCUACGCCCGGCUGCUCUGCAGCUGGCUCGGGCCCUAAGAAAGAAAGAAAGAAAGAAAGAAACAAAGAAAAACCACUUGGGGAAUAAUAGGGCUCUCGCAGCUGCUUAGCAGCUACGCUCGGGCCCUAAUAAACACUCACCUUCUCCGGUCCCAGUGCAGCCAACUAUUUCCUGGGCCACAGACGUCUGAGCACCUGAGAUCUCCUCAUUUAAAGUGUUAUCAUCUUUCAUAGACAUUGAUGUACUCACUUUGUCUUCUUUGUCCAUGUAAAGAAUGUCUGGGUGUCUCUGCGAUCACUGCUUGCACACCAUUCUUUUCGUGCAGGUUUUGCUGAGGUGGCCUUGUGUUAAGCAUCCGAAGCACAACCCCUUCAUCUUCAGGAAAUCCACUCGAUCUUUAUGUGUUAGCUCUUUAAACUUCAUGCAUGAUUCAAACAUGUGAUUCUUGUGGCAGAAGAUGCAUGGUGUUUCAAACGCAUUUGCUGCUUUAAACUGAGCAGCCUGCUUCACUGGUGCCUCUGUCUUUUUCUUCUCCACAGACAUGUUAACUGCAAAGCUACUUCUUUUCAGUCCACUUCUGGGAAAAGGUUUCUCCUUUUCUUUGUUUUUUUCUGCUAUAGAUGUGCGCCUGUCUUGGAGGUCUCCGAACAGUGGAUCCAUGGCUAUUUUAGCUUGACGGUCGAUGAACAUAACCAAGUCAGCAAAUCUUGCUCUGUGUCCUCUUCUUUCCAGAAUUUCGUAUGCCACAGUGCGCCAUUUAUCCUUUAUCUUGUAUGGCUGUUUUGAUAUCACUAUUUUCAUAUUUGUGGGGUUUUCCAUCUCCUCCAUAAACCUGACAUCUUCCAUUGUAUUUCGACAACCAGUCAAAAACACAGCAUAUGCAUGAAGAGAUUUACUGCCUUCAGCCUUGAUUUGUGGCCACGACAAAGCUUUGUCAAUGUAAGCACUGGCGAUCAUAAGCUCAUAUCCAUAAUGCUUCUGAAGAAGUCGUCUUGCUUCCUCAUAUCCUCUGCGUGAUGGCAUAUGUUCGCAACUUCGCACAAGCUCAUGUGGUUCUCCUGCAGUGUACUGUUGCAAAUAAUACAAUCUGUCCCGAUCGUUGUCUGUUUUUUGUUCAAUAGCUUGAUCAAAAGCUCUGGUAAAUGAUCUGUAGGUGAGUGGGUCACCUCUGAACACAGCAACAUCUUUAAUUGGCAGCUGAGCUUGCUUCUGUUGAUUAACCAACAUCUCUGUGAUCUUGUUCUGUUUUUGCAUUACUUGGAGAAUGCCAUCAUUGUUUCUGUCACAGUCUUGUCUAUCAGCAUUCUCUGUGCAUCUUGGUCUAACAACCUGUGGCUCCAUACUUUGUAGUAGUCUGGGCGGUUUAGCUUCAGCUACAGGCACGUUAGUGGGUAAAGAUGGUCUUCUUUCACUUUUUUGAACUUGAACUGCCCUGGCUACAUGCGAGCGGACAUAGCUGUUCAUGCCAUCUUUUGUUUGUUCAUAAUCCUUUAACACUUUUACAUUAGCUUGUGUCUCUGCAAUAGCUGCUUCUAAAGUCAGUCUUUCCAGCUUGGCAUUAAUGCGUGCUCUCUCCAUCUCAAGCUCUUGCUUCUGUUCCAAAAUUGCAGCACGUUCCACUAGUCCAGCUAACUUUGCUUCUUCAGCAGCACAAGCUGAUGAUGUUCUGGAUGUGACAGAUAAGCGUCCCAAAAGUGAAUCCCUUUUUCAUGUUUUUAUAGACACUUGUGAUGCACUAUCUUCAGGGGUAACACCAUCAUUUACAUCAUCCCUAACUGUCACAUGUUCUUGCUCUUUUUUGCUUUUACUCACAUCUUUAGCAAACUGAGUGAUUAUCAGCUUUUUAGGUUCAACCCAGCUGGUUUUAUCUGCAUUCUUCUCUUCCUCUGACAGAAGGUCCCACACUUGGAGUGUUAUAUGUUCAAACUCCGUGACCAAACAGCAAAAAUCACUGUCCAUGCAUGUUUCCACAUUUUGCAGAUUAUCUCCAUCUUCAUCACACAUCCAAGCCUCAAUUUCUUUCCUCUUACCAGUGAUCUUAGCCAAAACGCCCCGUCUGGCUCCAAUGAGUCUACGCAGCUUUUCCUCCAGCGCCCUCUCACUCAGCUUAACUGGUCUCUUACUUAACACAUUUGCAGCAUUUAACUCCUUUUCCUCAGCCAUUCUUCAGCAAAGUGAUGCAAAAAUUGUAUGAAAAUGAGCAAAGAAUAUCCACUUCACACAUCCUACAGGUGCAGCACAACUUCUGAAACAUGCACACACUUCAAUGGCUUCUUCAAAGGCGAGUUAUCCUGCCUGUGUGCGGAGCGAGCCUCCUUAAUUACCACAUCACUGUCAUUUUUGUCAAUUUCUUUCGGAUCCGGCUUCAAAACUUUGUUAACUCCUUUUGCGGACGUUUCAUAGUAUCCAACACACCACAACUUGGUAUUGAGUCCAGUGUCUAAGCUGUGUGUCUGACUCCACGUGGAAAACCUCUGGUUCCGAGUUAACGAGCUCGUUAAGCACCUGCGGCUCCGUCCAGUUAAUCUUCUAAUCGUUUUUUCUACUAAUGUUGUGGCUUUCCUUCUUGUUGUCGAAGCCACAUGAGAGCCAUGAAAGGCAGGGUUUCAUACAGGAAUGAACGACAAGAUGUAUCCAAAAACUAAGUUUACUUUAAGAAAAAUCUAAAUACAUCCAAAACUCUGUCACUCCGUAGAAAAAAUUAUGUGCUCCCGUACACAGCUCCCAUCUAACUGAGGCCGUCGGUGACAUAAUCACGUUCAAAUACACGCACUCUAGAAAUAGCACAUAUAGAUAUACAAUGAAAACUAUGAAAUAAUGAAAUUCAAUUAUAAUCUCAAAUUAUUAUUCUUAACUAUAAAUCAUGGCUCCUACACAUGGUAUAGUUUGUUUAAAAAAAAAUUGUAAAGUAUGAUAAUAAUAUCAUUGUAUAGUGUGAUACAAAUGAUAAGAAGUAUGAUAAGAUAAACGUAAUACAAUAGUAUGCUAAAAAUAAAUCAUUGAAUAGUAUGAUAAAUAUAUCAUAAUACAAAAUGAUAAAAAUGUCAUAGUAUAGUUUCAUAAAAAUCUCAUAGUAUAUUAUGAUACAAAUGGCAUAGGAUUGUACAAUAAAAUGUCAUUGUAUAGUAUGAUAGAAAAAAGGUGAAUGCGUGUGUGUGUUUUCUAGCGGACAUGGCGGGGUCCUACAGGGAGGCGUCUCUUCAGACGGAGCUGGACGCAGAAAGACAGCGGUACCAGAACCUGCUGAAGGAGUUCUCCAGACUGGAGCAGAGAUAUGACAACCUGAAGGAGGAGGUGUCUCUGAGCAAGGUGAGCUUACUCCUCCUCACAGCCUGACGGAGCUCCUGUUUCAAUACUAACCCCGCCUCUCAUCAUGCUCUAGUUCCAGCCCGGCCACCGGAGGAACCCGUCCAAUCAGAGCAGCCUGGAGUCCGACUCCAACUACCCAUCCAUCUCCACCUCUGAGGUGGGAGACACCGAGGACUCCAUCCAGCUGGUGGAGGUGAGUCACUCUGGGUCAGUAGAUGAGGGCAGGGUCUGCUGGGGGCGGGGCUUAUCAGGGAGUAACCGUAUGUCUGUACCUGAGCAGGAGAUGGGCGUGGAGAAGGCGGCGAUGGACAUCAGUCUGUUCAUGAAGCUGCAGAAGAGAGUGAGAGAGCUGGAGCAGGAGAGGAAGAGGCUGCAGCUCAGCGUGGACAAGAUGGAGGAGCUCCACAAACGCAAGGUCCGUGGUUCUACACAACACUGGGGUUUGAGACCUGCUUUGGGUCCGAUUGACAAACAGGUCCACCUGAAUGAGUUUCUGAACGUCUAUGUUGAAGUUUGUCCACAAGAGGGCGCCAAGAGCGAGACUGAGGUGUAGAUCUUGAAGUGGGUUUCAUAGGAUUCUCCUGCAGGAACAUCAGGGUGGAAAUUUGUGAUGUUCAUACCUCAGCAGAGAGGGGUCUCACCCAGGAUUUCCACCUCAUCCGGGAUGGUGGCGAUUUUUGCUGUACCACAAUUCCUUCCGGAUCUGUUUGUGAGGCGAAUUUCGUGGCAGAUUAUGGACAGCAGGAAUCGUGAGAACUCACAAGAACCCGCAGAUUCACGUUCAAUCUUGUGAUAACGAGUUGUCUCUAUGAAAACAGCCACAUUAACAUAUAAGCAGUAGAUUGUGUCCUUCCAGAGGAGGAAAUCUACUUCUAGACUUCUAGAAUCAGCAUCUUCUCAUCCAUGGUGUCAUCGGGGUGAAAUGACGUCUAAAAACCUUUCACUUGUUCGUCUCCACCCGUUUGCAUGGUGUGAAAUACGAUCCUCCUGAAACAUGGAUUGUUUUAUUUUGAAAAGAAGCAGGAUGUUUUAUUUGGUGUCUAUGACUUCCUUCCAGCACGGGUUAAUCUGUGCUGAAUUUAUCUGGCGUGCUCUGGCGUCUAGAACAUAAUAGAGCUCUUGUGGUCAGCUGUGGAGUCCGGCGAUCCGCGGAGGAACGGAAAGAAGCUGGUGGAAAUUGACACGUUAACUUGAAUGGUUACGAUCAGCUACAAUGGGAGGAUACAACCUUUUAGUAGACGUUCCGGAUGUGGGGGGGAUCUGUUUGAAAAUAAAAGGAAACAUCAGAAUGACAGUCACGUGUCUUUGUUUCAGGGUUCAGAGUCCAGGAUCUCCGAGCAGGAGAACGCAGAUCUGGCUUACAAUAAUCUGAAGGUUUGCACACACACACACACACACACACAUUCUCAUCUGGACACAAAUGUAUGACUGAGUCAUUUGACUGGAUGCAUCUUCAGUCGGUCUAAAUUUUAACAGAGACCAAUGACGUUGGUCUCUGUUGUUGUUUAUCUGUGUCUGUAGUCGUCAGCACAGACCUCUCUGUCUCUAAGGGUCUGUACAUUUCUCCAGACUCCACCCAGAGCUUCUUUAUUAAAGCAGAAACACGUCUCAGCGAAUAUUCACCAUGUAUGAGAACUAAUGUCUCCUUCCCUCACAGAGGACAUGCUCAUUAAGGUCAACUCCUUUUUUUUUUUUUGAAGAACCACUCAUUCAGGUUCCAGUCCACCAACCAAAAAUCAUAAAAUCAUGGAUCUGUAAUCCCGAAACAUGUUUGACAUUAAAAAGAGUUUUCUAACCCUUUGAAUCAUGAGGUAAAAACUUCUGUAAUCACCAGUUCAUACUUUAAAUGAUCUUCAGUAUCGAUCUUAAAGAGACAGUAAUAAUUCCGUCUGUAAUAUCGAGACUCUGCUCUGGACCUGCAGCGACAGGAGCUGGAAACCGAGAACAAGAAGCUAAAGAACGACCUUAACGAGCUGAGGAAGGCGGUUGCCGAGCGCGCGUCUCAGAACAACUCGUCCAAUGAACUGCAGGAGAGCUACAACCUGCUGCUCAGCCAGCUCAAAGCAGCCAAUGAGGAGCUGGACGCCCGCAAGGAGGAGGUGCUUAUUCUGAGGACGCAGAUCGUCAGCACAGCUCAGCUGCUGGAGAAAAACGACAACAUCGUGAGUUUGAAAAUCCGCCUACUGUUUGAACAUGUAAAGACCACAGUCUCAGUUUACUCCUGUUCACCUCUCAGUGUGAGGAGGAUUCUCAUCUACUGCAGAUCCUCACUAACCCUCCAAGUCAUCACUAAACCUGAGUUCUCUGGUUAAAUAAUAGUUAAGUCCAGUGUUGUUCCCAAACACAUUCAAUGAACGAUCGUCAUGAACUCGUUCAUAUUUCAGGCGAACGUGAACAUAACGUUCUUUAUUUGCGUAUGAACGCGUCAUUGUUGAACGCGCUCAUUCUGGCAUCUGUGAGCGGUGUUCUAAACUCCGUUCACAAGUGUUUCGGAUGUCCAGAGCCUUCCAGCCCAAACCGCAGCUAAAACACGCCAUAAACAGACCUUCAUAUUUAGUGGAAAGCCACCCAAUCUGGCAACCGCAAGCAGUCUGUCUGUUGCUCUGAUAAAUAUGUCAGUCAUCACGACAUCAGUAAACAUGAUGGACGAGGGAGGUCGCACUAGCUACCUGGAGCACACAGACUCGUAUGAGCCAGAACCGACACAGGCGGUAAAAAUUAAACCUUUUUAUGUAAACUUUGUCCACUUGGUUUGAGGAAGCAAAUCUGAACAUCGACUACGUCUUUAGCAAACCUUAACUGGAUACGAUAUCGUAUAACAAUAUCAUAUCAUUAUUGUCAAUUGUUAUUUCCAGUAUUUGUUCUGGUUCCUCUUUAGUCUGACUGAAAUGGAGUUUGAUGUGAAUUGUUUCCAAGUCAGUUUGGAAAAGUUUAAAAAAUUUAAAGACGACAGUCCUGUUGUUGUAAUCCUAAUAAAGAGUCUAAAAACCAUUCAAGCAGCAGGUUUUCCUCAUGUUUAUGAAAAUAUACUCUAGAGAUGAACAUUCCUACUAGUGAGGAGUGAACUAAACUUUCGGGAAACACCAGUAUUCUGAGGGCUGUCCUCUCUAUUGUAAACCUGGUUGGAUUAGGAUUUGGAAUUGGAUAUGAAGAUAAAUCUGACGUAGUUUCAGUGUUAAACUAGAAAAAUUGCAUUUCCCUGCAGAAAAUGCGUGGAAAUGCUGAGUGCUGAAAGCUGAAAAAGCAAUGCAAAACUGCUAAUAAAACAUGGAGGAAGGUAUAAAUGUAAAUGCUGUUGAAGGGGUAAAGAAAAAAUAGAAGUUGAAUAAUUGUGAAAAUGGUUAAAGGACAAAUAGUAUGAAUAUGCUCUAUAUAAGGAAAUUUUAUUCAUGCUGAAAUAUGCUAGAGAAAUGUCUAAAAAUUGCACAAAGUUUGAAUGAAGAAGGAAAUUACCUUAAAAGGGAGGAAGGUGAAAAGUGGCAUAAGUUUAAGUUGUAGUACUAGAAGUAGUAUGAUAAGUAGUCAAAGCAGUGAUAUUAGUAGUCAUGUAAGCAGUUGAAGUAGUUUGAGAAAAAAGAAGUAUAAGUCUAAGCAGUAGAGAAAGUAGCAAUAGUAGCAAUAGCAGCAGUCGAGAAAGUAGAAAUAGGAGCAAUAGAAGAUGAAAUAGAGGGGAAAGUACUAGUUUAGUUGACAUUAGCAGUAGUUUUAGUACUAGAAGUUGGACUUUGUUUGAAGGAUGGACUAAUGCAUGAAUAUUAAAACUAAUUAAAAUAAUUAAAAAUCCUCAAGUAUUCGAAAGUUUUGGAGUAUCAGAAAGGUUUGAAUCUGUAUGAAUGAGAUUAAAUAAGUUUGAAAAAUAAAGUAAUAAAUCAUCAAUGAGUGACUUUAAAAUGGGAAAAAUUUAAAUGAAUAAAAAUCCUGAAAACACCCCAUAAUGUCCUCAAUGAGCUGAAUUUUUGGAGCCCUGAGUGGUUUCUGUAGGUCAAAGUUUGUGGUAGGAGAGAGGGGCCAAAGUUUGUCAAGUGCUCUGGUAAAGGGUUUUUAAUGUAAACCCCAGUGCUUUGUGUACUGAGCCUGGCUUCAUGUGUCUCAUUUGGCCGUUAGAAGCAAUUUAAAUGAAUAAAAAUCCUGAGUACACCCCAUAAUGUCCUCAAUGAGCUGAAUUUUUGGAGCCCUGAAUGGUUUCUGUAGUUCAAAGUUUGUGGGAGGAGAUAGGGUCAGAAAUUUGUCAAGCGCUCUAGUGAAGGGAUUUAAAUGUAACCCCCAGUGCUCUGUGUGCUGAGCCUGGCUUCAUGUGUCUCAUAUGGCCGUUAGAAGCAGCUUUCCAGUCAGCUGUGUGUCACCAGGUGCACUAAUUGGUUGCCAUGGGGACCAUAGAUGCAUCACUACAGCAGGAGAAAGGAGGCUUGAAGCUUGAAUUUUAAGAUUUCUUCAUUCAUUUCAAUGGGAAAAAUUUUGCACAAAACGUAAAGAAUAUCAAAAAGUAUAAAGAGUAGAAAAGUGAAAAAUACAUCCGCACUUGUCCUGAAGGAGAGGAAUAGUUUAAAAGUUGAACAGUUGAAAUAGCACAAAGUUUGAAGGAAUUGAAAAGUUGCAAAAAAGGUACAUAAUAAUAAUAAUAAUAAUAAUAAUAAUAAAGAAUGCUUAAUCAGCAUUUCCACUUAAAUAAUUGCUGUCUGUGGUUCUAUAUGGGCUCUGUAAAAAAUCUGGACAAAUAAUAGCUUACAGCAAAAUAUUGGAGAAAAAAAAAGAACUAAAUGAGUUCAUUUUUGGGAACCAUGAAAAUGUGGAAUUAGGAACUAUGAACUGAACGAGUUCAUUUUAAAAUGUGUGAACGGAACUUUGAACUUUCCCAACACUGGUUAGGUCAUAAAAACCCGGUCCCAAGAAAAAAAAGAACCGUUGAUUUUUAAAGGACAAAUCUGACCCGAGGAAGUCAGCGUAUCAUCUGCAAACAUAGAGUACUCCAAUUUUUAAUCUCAGGUUGGGUUUUAAUCUCUCUGGGUCUUUGUAAAACUCAGAAUCUGGUCUUUGUGGUUUCAGGGCAGCAGCAGCGUCCCUGAAGUGAAGAACAGUGAGGAGCCUGUGGACAAAGAGGAGGCUUCUAAAGCCUAUCAUGGACUGCAUGAGUCCAAGAAGUAAGUCCAGCCGGUCCAUCUCAGAUCACAGACUCUGAGACCAAGACCUGAGACCUGUACUCACUCUGGGUCUUAUAUAAUACGGGUCAGAACUGAGGCUCAUUAUGAACCUCACUCUGGAUCAGACCAGUUCUCUGCUCAUCCUUGAUCAUGUCUCUGUGCUGACUAACUCUUCAGUGUCUGUCCUCUGCAGCCUUCCUCACUCUCUGCUCUUGUUUUCUCCUCCUCUUCCUCCUCCGUUCAGCAGCUCUCAGCAGGACUGGUGCUCUCUGAACGAAGACGCAGAACUGGGUUUGGCUUACCAAGGCCUCAAACAAGUGGCCAGGUCUCUGUUUGCUUCAGUCUUCUUCUUUUUCUUCUUCUUCUUCUUCUGCUGCCCGCUCCCUUGUCCUUUAUUUCUCACUUUAAUUGUGAGAAAUAAAGGUAAUUCAUGCUGUUGCAUGGGGGGGGGGACUCAUACAUUUUACAAUUCACACAAAUCUAUUUUUAGUCACAGUGAAACAGUCGCUCUGUUAAGGCCUGUGUUAAAUCUGCAGUCCCUCUUAACUGCAGAAACCGUCUGAGACCUUCCUGGUCAGCAAACAUUUCUACAGCUCAGAACAAGACCACAGUAUCUGACAGGGUCUGAUAUCCUGAGUCUGUGGCACAGUCAGUUUGGAUGAAGAGUUUAUUCUCCACAGUGUAGUCACCAAAUUGUUGGAGCUUUAUAGAUAUCCUUUAAUCAGAUGUUUCCUGUUUUCUGACGUUGUUAUUGAUAACUGUACAUUAACACGCCAUGUGUCCCGUCAGGCUGCUGGAGGCUCAGCUGCAGUCUCAGGCCCGGCAGCACAGGGACGAGCUGGAGGCUCUGCACACUCAGAUCGAACUGCUGAAGGAUGACAUCGAGAAGAAGCAGGAGAUCCUCAACUACACCUCCUCCCUGUCUCCUGAGGCCAAGGUGGAGUACAGUGUCCAGCAGGAGAUAACCAGACUUACGAACGACAACCUGGUGAGCGUAACUCACACACUUACACACACUUACACACAAUUUUUCUGCUCAAGCAGGAAAAUCAGGUCCAGACACAUUCAUGUAAGAGAUGAGGACCACCUUGUUGGGGACAUUCAGGGACUUCAGGAAUAUGCAUUACACCAACCAUGGCCAACUAAUACAACCUGACAAACUGUGUAUUCAUGAACACGUCCUCCCAACCCACAAAGACCAACAAAAGAUUAGACACGCUGAUGGAGGGUUUGACCACCAGGGGGCUCCUUAACUCCAAAAAAGGCUACUAAUUUCCACGUAACUUUUAUUUUACUGCAGCAAAUGGGAUGAUUUUUUGUGCAGAUGCUUAUAUUGAUGGACACUUUGAGAAUAUGACUGGAUAUGAUUUUCACCAGGUCAAAAAUAUGCGCUGGGCUAUCCUUUGUUAACGCUCAGUGGCUAAAAAAAGCCACUAACUUUGACUGCUGUAAAAACAUAUUGGGUUAAUAUUGUUUUCCUUUUUUUUUUCAUAUAUCUCUUAAUUAACUUCUGCUUUGAUCAAAACUAGUAAAUGUUUCAUCUAAAAACAUUUUUUAACCCUUUGAGGGUCCAUUCAAAACAUAAUGUCACUGAUAUGGUAGAAAAAUACACAAAAAUGACCUAUUUUCAUCAUAAAACAUAAUCAGUAACAGGUGAUUUUCACCUGUCCCCCACCCAACACCUUCGACGCUUUACCCUUCAGUGCGGUGGGAGGUACCCUGACUGGCAGCGCUCACCAUGGGCAGCGGCUGUGGGCUUCCCACCAUCACUGAUGACCCAUUCCACUUCCCCCACCCCCAACAACCAUAGCAUGUCUCCGAAUCUCUGUGUAUGUGGUGUCAGUAAUGUGCUCAUGUUGCUGAGGGUUUUUUUUUUUUUUUGUCACUGCACCCAUAUUAAUGAGAGCAGUCUCUUCUUUUUACCUCCUCCUCUCCCUCCCUCUUGUGUGUACUUUCCCCAUCUGUAAAUGCAAUUUCGUUGUGCACAAGUGCAGUGACAAUAAAGUCCAUACUAUACCAUACCAUAUGGAAAAAAAAUCAGUGGCUUUUUUUAGCCACUGAGCGUUAAGAGAGGAUGUAAAUCUAAGGGUUACACAAGGGUUAAAAAUCAUGGAUAAAUGUUUUCUCCAGAUGAAUUCAAUCAUGGAGUGAGUUCAAUCAGCCAAACAUGAUUCAUGUGAAUGAUAAGUGAGGAAUUGUAGUACUAAAAACAGGCACAAGGGGGCAGCGUGGACUCACAGAUUUUCCAAGAAGUGGGUCUGAACAUUAGGGAAACCUCUGUAACCAAAAUAAAAGAACAUCUGCAUGAGUAAUAAGGUCAGAAAGACAUGGUCCACGUCCUUCUAAAAGAACGUCCCCUCGUGUCGUAUUUAAAAUGUCCACAUACUCCAGAAAAAAAAGAACACUCUGAAACACACUCAGAUUUGGAUGAUUUCUGCUUGUUCUUCAGGACCUAAAGGAGCUGGUGGAGAAACUAGAGAAGAACGAGAGGAAGCUGAAGAAACAGCUGAGGAUCUACAUGAAGAAAGUCCAGGAGCUAGAGGGUACCUGUGCACCUGUCUGGACCUGUGCACCUGUCUGAACCUGUGCACCUGUCUGAACCUGUCUGAACCUGUACACCUGUGCCUGUCUCUCCUCACUGACUUCCUGUGUCUGCCUCUUUAGCGGCGGCAGCGGCUCAGUCCAGCAGGUCCAGGCCUGAGCUGAGUCGUCAGGUGACGGUCCAGAGGAAGGAGAAGGACUUUGAGGGGAUGUUGGAGUACUACAAAGAGGACGAGGCCCGGCUGCUGAAAACCCUGAUCUCAGGUGAGACUGGGGCUGAUCCUGGGUUGGCCUGUUGGUUAAAGAACCAGAUCGAGGAGCCGGGGUGACACCGGAGGAGAAAACAGGAACUGGAAUAUUUUCACACAUUAAAGUUGCAGAUUAUUGGAGUUUUAUUUUGAAAAAUGUUCCGGUUUCAUGGUCACGUGUUUCUGCGUUUAUGUUCUGAUCUUGUUUUCAGACAUAAGGCCCAACAUGGUGUCGGCCACCGUCCCCUGUUUGCCCGCCUACAUCCUCUUUAUGUGCAUCCGUCACGCCGACUACAUCAACGACGACCAGAAGGUGGAGGCUCUGCUCACCUCCACCAUCAACUGCAUCAAGAAAGUCCUGAAGGUAAGAGCCUGCACACCUCCACCUGUCUGACCUUGAUUAACCCUUACAGCUCUGAAACACAGAGAGGGUUACUUCAUGUAAAGACUUUAACUUGACUCUGAUUUGGCUCCUCCCCCAGAAAAACAACAAUGACUUUGAGAUGACGUCCUUCUGGUUGGCCAACACCAGCCGCCUGCUGCACUGUCUAAAACAGUACAGCGGGGACGAGGUGAGCCUCAGACAUGACCGCCACGCUCUGAGGUUGUUCUUGUCCGGUCAUGUGGGUCACACGUGCGCUCUGUCUCUGCAGGCCUUCAUGACGCAGAACACCAGCAAACAGAACGAGCACUGUCUGAAGAACUUUGACCUGGCAGAGUACCGACAGGUGCUGAGCGACCUCUCCAUCCAGAUCUACCAGCAGCUCAUCAAGGUGGCCGAAGGGGUCAUCCAGCCCAUGAUCGGUGAGGACUACCUGGUGGAGGAGAGCAGGGUGACUCAUGGAGUCACACAGGCCAGAAAGAAGGGGAGAAGCUUGACUUGAGGUCGCUCAAAUUUCAGCAGAAAUGGAGGAGAGGGCAGAGCUGUAGAGAAGCGAGGAGCUCCACCCUCUCCUCCACUAAUAUUCUUACCUCUAACUCUGAAAACAGGAUGCCAUUGUACUAGGACAAGUCAUGCUGUAUUAUAUAUGGUGGCCCUAAAGGUCAAUAGCUCAAAUAUUCAUAAAAAAUAAUUUUCUAGGUUUUUCAGACAUCUUGCGAUGCAUACUUAGACACAUCAUCAGUGAUGUAACCCAGGGUCCUCGGGUGUUUCGGGUCUUUCAACAUCAUACACCCUCACCUGGGCGACCCAGUCGGGGUUGAUCAAGCCCCGACUUGUGUCUAAGUAGCUUUAGUGGUCCACAGCUCACCCCGCUUGAUCCACAGCCAUUUUGAUGCUCUCUCUGUGGCAUCUGAGAUUGCCUUGAUGGCUCUCCUACUCUGCAGCCCUCUCACUCCCAGCCUCUUCAGUGCCCUACAGAGAGACUGGACCGCGAAGCCCCUACACCCCACCUCAAUGGGGUCACACCAGGUCACAACCAUUCUGUCAGAACUCACUUGCCAGCACCUCAUAUUUGGCCCUCUUCCUUUUAAAGGCUUCCUCCAUCCGGUCUUCCCAAGGAACAGUCAACUCCAACAUUACCACCUGUCUGGAUGUUUCUGACACCAGCACUAUGUCUGGCCUGAGUGAGGUCUCAGCAAUGGAAGUUGGAAAUUUGAGCUGUUUCCCUAGGUCCACCUUCAGCCGCCAGUCCUGAGCUGCUGUUAGAAGCCCUCCUGUUGUUCUUGAGGAGUGGUGCACCUUCUCUCCAGCCUUGACAAAAGCUAUGGUGUUCUUUGCUGGUUGUUGCUGCCUGCUCCUGGUGAUCCCUGAGCAGAUGACCCGGAGCACCCGAUCGUGACGCCAGCGGUAGCGACCCUCUCCUAGGGCCUUCCCGCAGCUGCUCAGGAUGUGCUCCAGGGAUCCCCUUUUCAUGCAGAGUAGGCACGUAGGAGUCUCUGCCAGGCCCCAGCAAAAGAGGUUGGAUGGGCUGGGGAGGACGUCAUAGACUGACUGGAUCAGGAACUUUAUACGGUUUGGCUCGGACUUCCGACCACGACAUUUCUCAGUCAAACAUCUGCUCCCAUCGUGCCCAGGCACCCUGCUGCCGCAUCCCCACAAUCUGGCUUGAGCGGGCCUCCUCCACCCCUGCUCGGAUUUCCUCCUGGACCAUUUGGCGCCUCUCUCUCCCCCUGACUCUUUCAAACCGAGGUUUCGGGUUGCUACGAAGCCCAGCUUGACCUGUUGUCACCACUCCAACCAGUACACUGUGCCUCAGCUGUGCUUCAGCCUGGUCAACUGCAUCUUGCGCCCUCCACUUCCUGCCAGUCCUCACCUCUAUGCCAGCUGAGGAGACCUUGAUGUCAUUUGAGUCUCUGUACAGCGACACCUCUCUUGCUCGGGUGGCCAUAAACUCCUCCGUCAGACUUCCGAGGGGGAUUUGCAGCUUGUUCUUCUUCCUGUACAAGGCGAUGCUGCUGAGGCUCCGUGGUAGGCCCAGCCACCUGCGUAGGUACUGGCUGACCUUCCUCUCGUAGCCCUCAACAGUUGUGAUCGGCACUAGACCAGCAGGGCCCAGAGCAGUCGUGGCAGGAUCCCAUGCUGGUAGAUCCAGGCCUUGAACUUGCCUGGCAGCCCUGAUCUGUCCACUGCUGCAAGCCAGGUGCUCAACUCACUAGCAGUUGCUUGGAGUGCUGCAGUGUCUUUCAAUGUGCUGUCAAACCUCUUCCCCAAGCUCUUAAGAGGUUUCUCACUGAUCGAUGGAAUCUGGACACCUCCAAGGGAGAAGCGGAACUUGUCAGUAACCUUCUGUCUUUUCAGAACCAGGGAUCUUGACUUUGCAGGCUUGAAGGCCAUGCGUGCCCAGCUGAAGAGCUGCUCAAGGCCCUGAAGGACCCAUCUACAGCCUGGCUCUGAUGUUGUUGUCUCUUUCAAGUCGUCCACAAAUGCUCUGAUAGGGGGCUGCCACACUCCUGUCCUGCUGAGAGGGCCUCUACACUCCACCUCUGCCAACUCCACCAGCAUAUUCAUAGCCAAGGCGAACAACACCACAGAGAUUGUGCAUCCCGUAAUAAUGCUCUUCUCUAGCCGAUGAACUGCAGAUGUUUCUGUUCCAGAGGUGACUCUCAGGCUGAAGUUGCUGUAAUAGUCCAUGAUGAGGUCCCUGUUUGUACCUGGAACAUAGUGUCGCUCGAGAGAGGUUUCCACCAGCUUGUGGAGGAUUGACCCAUAGGCAUUGGCUUGAUCAAGCCAAAGGACUGCUAGAUCACCUUUACCCUCUCUUGCCUCACGAAUGAGCAGGGUGACAACCCCGGUAUGCUCUAGACACCCUGGUACCCUUGGGACUUCCCCUUUCUGUACAGAGGUGUCAAUGUAUUGGUUCCCAAAUAGGAACUCUGUCAGGCGACGGGCAACAACAUUGAAAAAUACCUUGCCCUCCACACUGAGGAGUGAGAUGACUCUGAACUGCUCGAUGGUGCUUGCGUUCUCCUCCUUAGGAAUCCAGACACCCUCUGCUCUUCGCCACUGCUGGGCCACCUUCCCCCUCCUCCAGAUGACCUUGAUGAGCUUCCAAAGACACCUCAGCACCUCUUGUAAACUACAUAUGACACUCCACUGGGUCCCAGUGCUGAAUUUGUUCUUGCAGCCCUAAUGACCUCCUCCACCUCGUUCAGAGUUGGCUCCUUGCUGUCAAAUACCACUGUUGGUUCUGGAGGAGUGAUCAGUGUGCUGCACGGACCAAGCUCUUGCUCUUUAGUCACGUCACUGUAGGUGGUUUUGAGGUACUUGUUGAUCUCAUCCUGUGUGCAGGUGAGAUGUGCCGCUCCUCUUCUGCCCAAGGAUCUUCCUGAUAAAUCCAUAUGGAUUUGCAAUGAAGGCUGCUCGUCUCCUGGCUCUCUCUCUUCCUCUCCGCCUGUGCCACUCUGCCCGACAGAGAGUGGUGAGUUUCUUCCUCACAAUCUUGCGGAGCUCAGCAAGGCCACUCUUCUCCUCCUCCCUUGCUGUCUUGUACUGUUUCGCCAACAGCCUAAGUUCCUGGCGCAACUGGCUGAUCUUUCCCUCCCUGCGAUUUGGCCUCCCUUCACCUUUUGAUGGUUGCUGCUCCUUCGUGCCAAACUGCUCUGUGUCGAUGCUCAUGAUCAUGGUACACAUAGCUCGCAUCUUCUGGUCUGUAGUGCCUCUGGCAGUGGCUUCCAGCACUUGGUCCACAUCCUCAUCGAACUGGCGCCAUUCUCUCUCCUUACUGGUGGCAGGCCACUUACUCUGGAAUUGGUCUGAGUGCCAAGUUUGGGGAGGGGCAGGUGGGGCGUGGAGGGACUGGGCUCUGUGGGGUGACUCCAGGCCGGGCUCCUCCUGCGUCUCACCAGGUGCUGGACCUGUGUGUUGCUCCACCUGCUUCCCCAUUAAACAUCUCAUUUUGGCCAUGCUGAUUCUUAAGGACCUUGCCACAUGUACAGACUGCACUCGUUGUCGUUAUUCCAUUAGCCUGGGUUGUUGCCUGUAAAGUUGGGACCGCCCUCUCGUCAUAGAACUCCAGAGACGCUGAGCGUCCGAUGGGCGGGACAAAGCCCAGCAUUUAUCCAAUGAGUGUCUAGUUUUGCUGCUGGAACAACCCACUUUGAGCUUCCACAUUGAAGUCAGCAGACGCUGAGCGUCCGGCUGUGUGAAGCGCUGAGGCGCUGCGAGGAUGAAUGAGAACGAAGUUGUGCCGGUUACCUGUGAUUAUCAGCUUCUUAUCACAGUGUGAUAAGAAGCUGAUUCUGAACAAAAGAUGAAGGCUUUCUAGCGCGUAUUUAGUUAAUGAAAUGUACACACAGCAGUACGUAUUUCACUACUUCUUCUUUUUUUUGGGGGGGUGACAUUUUAAUGGAAGCUGAGCUUCCCUUGCAGUCUUAGAGCAAUCGCCACUGCUACAGAGAGACUGGACCGCGAAGCCCCUACACCCCACCUCAAUGGGGUCACACCAGGUCUUCCAACCAUUCUGUCGGCACUCGCUUGCCAGCUCCUCAUAUUUGGCCCUCUUCCUUUCAAAGGCUUCCUCCAUCCAGUCUUCCCAAGGAACAGUCAUCUCCAACAUUACCACCUGUCUGGAUGUUUCUGACACCAGCACUAUGUCUGGCCUGAGUGAGGUCUCAGCAAUGGAAGUUGGAAAUUUGAGCAGUUUCCCUAGGUCCACCUUCAGCUGCCAGUCCCGGGCUGCUGUUAGAAGCCCUCCUGUUGUUCUUGAGGAGUGGUGCACCUUCUCUCCAGCCUUGACAAAAGCUAUGGUGUUCUUUGCUGGUUGUUGCUGCCUGCUCCUAAAAUUCAUACAUAAUUCACAAACAUGAAAAUAUUCCACAUGAACACAAAAUUUAAAAUGAAGACAUUUUUAAGGCAGUAUCUAAAUUUCAGAAAACAAAAUAAUAUUUGAUAAACAAUUUUAAAUGAAAACAAAACUAUUAAAGAAAUUCAAUCAUUUUUUAGAAGAAAAGUAUGAAAGUGAAUGGUUUAAUUUUGGCAACAAAAAUCAUUUUAAAAAUUAACAAAUUCAAAAGACAAAACUGUUUUUGAAAAGGAUAAAGUUUAAAAAACAAAAAAUUAUUUAGCAAAUACAUUUUGAAAACAAAAAUAUUUUUAAAAUGGAAACAUUUUAACAGAAAUAUUCUAGGAAAUCUGUAAAAUUUUGAAAAAAAAUAAUGUUUAAGGAACACUUAUAACUUUGAGAAUGUAAAAAUCUUUAAGAAAAUGAAAUUUAAAAACAAAAAUAUUUUAGAGGAUGAAUUAAUUUGAACAUUUCAAUAAAAUGUUAUUAAAAAUAAAAGUUAAAGUUAAAAUUAAAAUUAAGUUUUUGGUUCCUGACAAAUCCCUCGAUAUUAAGAACGACUUUUAAAGUGAAAGUAGAGCCGCUCCACUUGAUUGUUGUUGGAAGAUAUAUUAUAGAGAGUUAAAAAAAAGUUUCAUUCAGAAAAACAUUUUUUUCAUUUUCUAAAAUAUUUUGUGUUCCUGUGAAAUAUUUAUUAAUUUUUUAUCAAAUGUUUGUGUUUCCUGAUUAUUUUUGCCAUUCACCUUCAGGGCCUCCAUACUGUCAGCACAUUUAUUUGGGUGUUUUAAACCAUCAGAUUGCUAACAAAGUGAAAAUAGAAAAUAACUUUAACAAACCCCUCCUAUCUCUUUGGCCCUCCUGAGCUGAGGUGAAAAAAAAAAAUUUUUUGGUUUUUGAAUUUGUUGUCCAAAAACCAGAGGGUGCUGUCCCACAGUCUGGUGUUGGCCCUCAGACUGAGGAUCUCAGCAGGACGUGAAGAUGGGAACUCUUGAACCAAACAAAACCUCGAGACAAGAAUGAAGCAGAAAUUUGACUGAUUUGCCUUUAAGGAAACACACUCCACUCAUUCAAACCCUUCACUACAUCAGUCUAGAGUAGGUUAGUAUGGUUAGCCAUUUAAAAAUCUCCAUAUCUCAUCCUGGCGUCUCUCAAAACUCUCCAGCCUCAGGACUUCCUGUUGUCCGCGUCUACACUGAUUUAAAGUCGGACACAGCCCAGGGGUGUUACACAGCUGCAGCUCCACUCUGUCCUUCUGUGCCUGAGCGUCAUGAAGGUCUUUCUAGACAAACAGCUCCAGGUUUCAGUAUCAGCUAAGACUCAUAUCGAGCUGGAACUGCUCGUUGUUUUUAAAGGAGUCCUCAGUGCAGUGGUGAGCUCUAACAGUGACAAUGGUGUCCUGAAAACAUCCAAACUUCCUGUUUGUUUUCUGGGGUCUUUGAAAAGAGCUGAGACUGUCCUUCAGGGCCAGAAGUAGACUGACCCAGCAUUUCCACGGCUUCCAGAAUGGGUCAGAUCUGGAACGGCAGCAAUUUUCGCCGUCUGACAGUCUGACAGAGGCUGAACAAAAAUAAUUAUUAACGCUACCAAACGGUGUGUUGAUGCCCCUUGAGGCACAUUUUUAUGGAUUUCAAUUGGAUUUUUAUCACUGAUUAAAUGGCAAGAGCAUUUUCUAAACUUACACUUUACAUGUCAGAAUCCAUCGAUAAGGUCCUGUCUCCUCAGUUUAGCACCUUUGAGGAGUCUCUCCUUGUUAUUGUUCUCCGGGCAUGACUGGCAUCACUGAACCAGGAUCAGUUGGGACUUUCCUCUGACAUCUACAGAAACCAUCUGCUGCUGAGAAGGCAGCUUCAUCUCUGACUCAUUUCCCUUAACCAUGACUCAUCAUCUGCGCACGGCCAUCACCGUGACAAUGGAGUAAUUACUGUCAGUCGAGACCUCAUGGAGGAGAACCGCUGAACCGUUCAGGACUCUCAUCACCUUCAGCAGACACCCCACAGAGGUGUUGGAGAGUCUGAAGCUGCUGUCUGCUGAGUCUCAGGUAAACACGCCCCCUCAUCUCUCUCUCUCUCUCUGUCUGUCUGUCUCUCUCUCUCUCUCUGUCUGUCUGUCUGUCUCUCUCUCUCUCUCUCUCUCUCUCUCUCUCUCUCUCUCUCCUGUUUCCAGUGUCGGCCAUGUUAGAGAGCGAGAGCAUCCCCAGCCUGGCGGGGGUCAAACCGAUGGGCUACAGGAACCGUUCAUCCAGCAUGGACACAGACGCCGGCGGCCCCACCAGCUACACCCUGGAGGCUCUGAUCCGACAGCUGGGUCAGUUCCACGCCAUCAUGAGAGACCACGGCCUGGACCCUGAGAUUGUGGGUCAGGUGGUCCGGCAGCUCUUCCACUGCAUCAACGCUGUCACGCUCAACAACCUGCUGCUGCGCAAAGACGUCUGCUCCUGGAGCACAGGCAUGCAGCUCAGGUACGCCCUCAACGCCACCACCUGUACGACAUCACAGGCCCAGGCUUUAUCUGUCACCUUUGACUUGUGUGUGUGUGUGUGUGUGUGUGUGUGUGUGUGUGUGUGUGUAUGUAUGUGUGUGUGUGUGUGUGUGUGUGUGUGUGUGUGUGUGUGUGUGUGUGUGUGUGUGUGUGUGUGUGUGUGCAGGUACAACACCAGUCAGAUGGAGGAGUGGCUCCGGGGAAAUAACCUGUACCAGAGUAAAGCUGCCGCAACUCUGGAGCCCAUCAUCCAGGCCGCUCAGCUGCUGCAGGUCAAGAAGAAGACCACGCAGGACGCAGAGGCCAUCUGCUCGCUGUGCACUGCCCUCACCACCCAGCAGGUCUGUAGCCAUGGCAAUGGGCACACCUGCCGAUCAGAGGUCCUGACGUUGAAGUCCUGACGUUGAUCUAUGUUUCAGAUUGUGAAGAUCCUGAACCUGUACACGCCUCUGAACGAGUUUGAGGAGAGGGUCACCGUGUCCUUCAUCAGGAACAUCCAGGUGAGACUCACACAGGUGGCGUUAGGGGCGGGGCUUACUGACUUCUAGUGGUGCCGUCUUUCUAUCAGCAGAGGGCGCUGUCUGCCUUUGACUCAUUGGAGGUCAUUACUCCUCCUUGGUCAUCACCGCAGACCGGGUUUUACUGAGGAGUAAAUGUCCUGCCAUGUGAGGGACGAACUCUGGUCCCAGUCUUCAUGUAGUCCCCAAACUUUACCAGCUCCCAGAGGUACUAAUAAUUGUAGAUAUAGAUAAGAAAGGCUAGAUGACUCUAUGAGGCGGAGUCACCGGCGUCCCUCCAUGACGGCCAUCUUACUCCAGUAUACCAUUCUGAUACGCUCUAUGGUAGCUGAUGGGAGGUGAGUAAUCUAUAUGAUCAAAAAUACUCUUAACUCGCUGAAAUCUUGACAGAUUCGCAAAUGGAGUAGUUUAUUACAGACCUAAAUAACGUGACUAUGAGUCAGGAUGUUUGGACUUAUUAAAAUUACAGAUUUACUUUGAGAAAAAAAAAGACUUAAUCAUGAAACACAGUUGUUUCACUUUGGGUUAACUUUGAGUCACUUUGUCAAGGCUGAGACUACAAUCGAGAUUUUAAUUUCUUGUAUGACAGCCUAUUUUUUUUGUUUAAGUGUCAGUGUUUGUGGAUGUGCUUGUGUUUAUCAGCUGUCUAACUUGGCUAACAGACUCGCUGUGAGUGAGACAAAGCAUAUAUCACAAAUUGACUCAGUAAUUUUACAUCAGUUAAAGAGGCAGAAAUGCUCUUUUGAUUCAACAUAACUUAAGUUACACAUGAUUUCCAAACUGUUUGGUUUGUUAAAAACAUCUAAAAUGGAAACAUCAGGCAGAAAUUCAUAUUGAAAAUAAAUAUUUACAUAUGUCGUUGUUAUAUGUUAUUGUUGUAUGUUUAUAUGUUUGCUCAUCUUUUUUAACUCAUGAUAGCGUUUCCUCAGACAUCUGUGGCAAGUUGAAGAGUCCUGGGGCCUCAUUUAUCAACCGUGCGUACGCACAGAUGUGUGCGUAAAGAGUGCGUACGAACAUUCCCACUGGAAUUUAUCAACCUGUACUUGUGCUUAGGAACGUGCGUAAAUUUAAGCACAACUCUGACCAUGCGUACACACAAAACCUAGUGGUAGGACAGUAAAACUACAAAUAGAACCCCUUAAAGGAGUCACAGCGUUCCGCAAUCUCAAACUUCACACAUGUUCCUGUUGUCUCUAUACAAAAUUUAUCAAUUAGUAAUUUAGCAGACAUUUUGAAUGAUUGGUGAGACAAGCUUUAAAAAUCUGCUGUGACAGGACAACCUCAAAAGAAGUCUUACAAGUACAAAUACAAGUAUAACGGUUUAUUUUGCGCUAAUGGAGGACUUGGAGAAGCGUCUACUCCUCCGCUGGGAGCACGUUUUCAAAGAGCGUGCUGAUCUGUUCAGUGAGAACUCAGAGUGGAUUCUCAGCAGGUACCACUUCCCCAAAACAUUUUAAUGGAUUUACGCCGUGAUUUACCACCCGUGUCGGAGCGAGAAACAAAACGCACCAAAGCCAUCCCAGCGCACAUCCAGCUCCUGUCCACCCUAACUCGAACAUUUCAGCGUGAGAUUUGAGACAUAUACGGCAUUUCACAGCCAAAGCUAAGCAGAAUCAUGCCGACAGAGUUGAAAGCAAUAAUUUCUCCGGCCUCAAUUUACAUCCAGUUCCCAAACACACAUCAGCAACAAGCCGAAAUAAAACGAGGAUUUCACGCCAUCGCCGGAUUCCCAAACACAAUUGAAGCCGUAGAUUGCACCCACAUCGCAAUAAAAGCACCUUCACACAGUAAAUUCAGAUUUGUCAACAGGAAAAGAUUUCAUUCAAUCAAUGCACAAAUAAUCUGCGAUGCACAUUUGUUUCUGUUAAACGUUGUUGCCCGGUGGCCUGGAGGAACGCACGACUCAUCCAUUCUGCAGAACAGCGCUGUGAGUGUGCACCUCCAGGAGGAGGAAAAACAUUCAUACACGCAUUUUUAAAGGGAUUGUUGAUGCCAUAUAUGGUCAAUUGGAGGCGUUCCUGAAUGCAAAUGACCCUAACCAUGCACGAGCAUGGUAGUAAAGAACAGGUGGGAUUUAUCAUCACCGAUUACUUAUGUGUGUGCGUACGACCGGUGUCCGCACGUUUGAUAAAUAUGGAUUUUUUUGUACUUACGCACAUUGUAAAUUUCAUUCCUACGCCAGAAUUCAGAACCUUUUCUACGCACUUUUGAUAAAUAAGUCCCCUGGUCUUUAGUGUGUGUAUCUGUAUCUGUGUGUGUGUGUGUGUGUGUGUGUGUGUGUGUGUGUGUGUGUGCUGUAUGUGUUGAAUGGGGGUUGGGAGGGUGGGUGGGGUUUGGACAGCGAAUAGACAGCACUUUGUGCUUUAAAGUGCUUUAAAAAUAAAGUAUGAUUGAUGUUAUUAUAGUUAUCCCUAUGAUAGAAAUAUUACUGAAUUAACAUACAUGUAAUGAUUAAAUGUUUUAUAUAUAAAUGAUUUAAUAUAACUGCCUGGUGUCUGUAGCUAUUGCUCUACCUAUCUACUUCAAGUUUAUUUAUGAAAAUCCAUGGUUAAAAUUAUUCUUGAGUAUGCAGGAACAUAACUGCAUAUGUUCACACUGCAGGUCAAUUCUGAUUUUUUAACCAUAUGUGACACAUGUCUGAUUUUUUCAUGUAAGUGUAAACAGUGCAAUUCUGAUUUUUUCAAAUCCAACCCAGGCCUCUUUUUAAGUGGAUAUAAAUCAGAUAUGAAUGGAAUGUGACUGCAGUGUGGACGCUCAGUCGUGUUCAUCUGACCUAUACGUCAUCAAUAUGCGACAAACAUCACCAUUGUUCAACAACACAAACAGGCGCAGAAAGCAAUUUGUGCUUUGUGCGCAUGCCGGUCCUUUCACGGACGCAUUCCGUUCACAUUAGAUGCCGCAUUCGUUGUUGUAAUGUGAACGUCUGCACAAAAAGAUCGGAUUUAACAAAAAAUCUGAAUUGUGCAUUAUAACCUGCAGUGUGAACAUAGCCUAAAACUCUGAGGUUUGUUACAAACCAAACUGUUCAAAAAUCUGUCUAAAAUUAAUCAAUCUAUGGUUAUUUAAAUGUUACAUGAACCGUAGACUGGAAUGUUAGGUGGGGGCGAGCUGCCCUUAGCAGGAUGGCCGCCAUGCACAGAGGUUGGUCUCCAUUGGCUAACAGCGUGUGUAAGACAUCUAGUGUUUAUAUAUAUUUAUAUCUAUGGUCUCCACACCCGGACCCACAGAAAAGCAGAUUUUAACAAAGGUGUCAGCAAAGUCCUGAACCCUGACGAGGGGAAAACCCCUCAGAGUCCAGGAUCCUGAUCCUUCAGGGGGGCCUAGCUCCAUACUCCUGGACCUAAACUGGGUCAGUCCUAAAAACUGUCUUUACCCAGACUCCUCUGAGGGGUACGGCUGUCAGGUGUGGACCUGGUCUAAUCUGCGUGUCCCUCUGUGUGCACAGAACCAGCUCCAGGACCGGAACGACCCCCCUCAGCUCCUGGUGGACACCAAGCACAUGUUCCCGGUCCUCUUCCCGUAUACGCCGUCGGCCCUCAGCCUGGAGAUGCUGCACAUCCCCGCCUCACUCGGCCUUGACUUCCUCAUCAGGGUCUAAGUCUCCCUGAAAAACCACAGCAGACCUGGUCCUGGUCCAGGUCCUGGUCUGUGACUCCAGAACCAAACGCACACUCUGACCCUCAAAGACUUGAUCCACCAACCGGACUUAGGUCCACGUCAGCGUGCCUCACACCUGUGCAGAGCAGAGACCCACACAGCAGCUAUGCACAGGACCUCCUCUUCUUCUUCUUCUACUUCCUCCUCCUCCUUCUCUUCCUCC